Messenger RNA from Podarcis lilfordi (Lilford's wall lizard), 99205 nucleotides. NCBI's taxonomy places the organism in Eukaryota, Metazoa, Chordata, Lepidosauria, Squamata, Lacertidae. The record is from the annotation of a GenBank genome assembly.
AUGCUGGCUACCAAAGCGAUAGGAGCAGGAAAUCCACAGCUACUAGACAUCUCUAAUGUCAAAAACAUAUCAAAGGCAGGUAAGAGGCUCUUAUCAAACCUUUUUAUGAAUAGCAAUGCCCUAUCUAGUACAUGAUAUCAUUACCAAGGCUGUGGGGCAAAGGUAGCAGACACAGGGAUGUGGGGAUUAGUUAACAUAGUUUGCGUCAACUUGGUCAGUGGAGAAUGCUGCACAUUGCCUGCUGGGAAAAACCUCUGUUCUGUAACUCCUUCUGUAUGCAGUUUCUAGUGAGAUUAGACAUUGUGAUGCAAAGUAUGCGCUGAUCUCAAGAUGCAGAAUGAGCUAUUUAAUGAUGCCCAGCAUGUUUCAGCUAGAUGAGGUAUUGCUCUAGGAAUUACAAAAAGGAAAGGGGACAACCUACUCUUUCUUCAGUACAUUCAGAUUGGUUCUCUCUUUUUUUUGUCUACUCCAGUUGAUGCAUCCCAUUUUUUGUGUGUGUUGAAAGUACAAGUUGUCAGCUAACUGCAUUUCUUAAAUGUCGUACUUACUAAAGUACCUUAGAAAUAAAACUGUUAGCCGCCAGUGAUAUUUAUUUAUUAAGGACGUUUUUAUUUUUAUGUUUUUCAAAAAUUUUAUUGAUUUUCCAAAGAAUUUUUUAAACAAACAAACAAGCAAACAUCUCAGCUGUAUUUAAACCAAGCUUAAUAACAUUGUUAAGUGACUUCCUCGUAUCCCCCUGGUUGAAUUUCAGUGUAUAUCAUUUUAACGGUUUUCCAAAAACCCUAUUCUUAUAAAGUUAACUUAAUCACUUAACAUCAUUAUAUUUUCCAUUCCAAUUCAGUAUUAAACAUAUUAAUUCAUCUCAUUACCUAUUAUGUCCUAAGCCUAUCUGUUAUUUGCAAGCUUCUCCAAUUAAUUUAACUUAGCAUAUUUAACUAAAUAGUCUUUAAAUUUCAUCCUUUCUUCCUGAUAGUCCUCCUCCUUCUGGUCACAGACUCUUCCAGUCAGGUCGGCUAGCUCCGAGAAGUCCAUCAUCUUCAUCUGCCAAUCUUCCACUGUUGGUACUUCUUGUGUUUUCCAAUUCUUAUCUAAUAAAAUUCGAGCAGCAGUCAUGGCAUACAAAAAUAAUUUAACAUCUUUCUUGGGCAAUUCCAGACCUGUUAUUCCAAGAAGAAAGGCCUCUGGUUUCUUACUAAAUGUAUAUUUCAACAUUUUUUUCUUCUCCCAGAAGUCUUUCACCUUGGGGCAGGUCCACCACAUGUGAUAAAAAGUACCCUCUUUAUCUUUACAUUUCCAACAUAAGUUAUCACUGUUAUGGUAAAUCUUUGCUAAUUUUGUAAGAGUCAAAUACCACCUAUACAUCAUUUUCAUUAUAUUUUCCUUUAACACUGUAUGCCACUCCAACAAUAAAUUACACAUUUUAGACAAAUUUUUAACUUUAGAAUCCAACAGCUCCCUUUCCAACUUAGAUUUUUCUGAGGCAAAACCAUUUUUCUUAUCUAAUUUGUAUAGUUCAUUAAUUUGGUGAUAAUGUAGCCAAUAUUAAGGACAUUUUUAAACCUCCCUUCAUCAAUUAAUCCCAGAUUGGACUAAAACAGCAAUUAAAGCAACAACUGUAACAAAAUACGAGCAGGCCAUGAUGGGAGGGGUAUAAAUAAAUUAUUAUUAUUAUUAUUAUUAUUAUUACAAAUAAAAUAUGUAAUAAACAUUCCAGCAUACCAAUUGCAGCAGCAGACUGAUGUUCCACAAGUCUCUGGGCAAACAGAUUUUAACGUGGCACUUAAAUGUCAGCCAUGUCCAUGCCAGGCUUACUUCCAGGGAGAAGGUAGGUCAUAACUGAGGUGCUACCACCAAGAAGGCCUUACCUUGUGUCAUCACCCUAGUGCUGGAACAAUGAAAAAGCCUCCCCUUGAUCUAAGCACCCAGGCAGGCUGCCAAGGUGAAGUGGAAUUUCACAUACCUGGUCCCUCAAGUGAUUUCAGAGGGCUUUAUAAGACUGUCAUCUUAAAUUUAGCCUAGAAAUGAUUAGGUCAUCCAGUGAUGACCUUUCGGGAUUAGUGUUCAGGAUCCUUGAUGUCUGUCUCCAUUAUCUUGCUUUGGCAUACUGUACUAACUCUAAUUUCCAGAUUGUCUUUAAAGGCAGCCCCAUGUAGAGGGCAAUAUCCAAAUGAUCAAAUAAUACAGACACUAGUAUAACUGUUUAAAAAGAUGAAUGCCAUUAGAAAAGAAUGGUUCAGAAGAAUGGUAAUUUGUUAUUCGUUUUUCUGGCUUGAAUGUCGCUAUGAAUGCAUUACUAAUAUGCUAAGGCAUAACAACCUAGCAGUUCCUGCCAACCUAGCAGUUUGAAAGCACGUCAAAGUGCAAGUAGAUAAAUAGGUACCACUCCAGCGGGAAGGUAAAGGGCAUUUCUGUGCGCUGCUGGUUACACCAGAAGCGGCUUAGUCAUGCUGGCCACAUGACCCGGAAAAACUGUCUACGGACAAAAUGCCGGCUCCCUCGGCUAGUAAAGCGAGAUGAGUGCCGCAACCCUAGAGUCAUUCACUGCUGGACUUAACAGUCACGGGUCCCUUUACCCUUUAACCCUGUAUGUUUAAUGAAAGUUGAAUGAAUUGCAGUGGGAACCUGCAGAUUAUGAAACUGGGGUGUGUGCCCUGUCCCUGUUUCCAAUAAAAUAAAAGUGCAGAUAGAGACACAGUAUGGUAGACGUAGUUUUGAACAAAUUUUCAGGCCCUUGAGGUAAAACACCUUAAGAAUGCAGCAAAUUUGUUAUCAGAGCUUAUUAUUUCCCUGAUAGAAUGUCUCCUGUGCCCUCAUUAAAAGAUAGCAUAGUCUUGCAUUCAUAAGCAUAAUCAUUAGGGAUACUGACAGUCAACUCAAAACAUGAGGUUGUCCAUGACAUUACUACAAACCUACAAAAAUCAUUGUGAGGUUGGGGUCAAUGUGUCUUCCUAGGUGAACUAGGAUGGAAGGGUAGAGAUCAUACUUGCAGCUCCUGUGUGUUUCUGAAACCUACUGAACACAACAGCGUGGAUCCUAUUCUGCCCCUUCGCUAUGUCCAAACUUGGGAGGGAGAUUGGAACUUGUCACAGUCACCAGGAUAAGGGGGCCGGGGAGGUUUUUCACCAUGCUGAGUAAAAUUGCAGACUUGAGAAAUAACAUCCUAUGUAUACUUCUAAAAGGGCUGCAUUCUCUUGUUUCCCAUUUUCUGAAAAGACAGCUUAUGAUAUGUUUUCUUUCUAGGCAGCUACUGGGAAAAGUUUUGGGAAAAACGACUUCCGGGCUGCUUUGGAAAAUGGAGUCCUCCUGUGUGAGUAAGUAUUUUUGACAAGAAAAGGCUAGCAUUUAUCUGUAAAGCUUUUUAAAGCUGUUGAUCAUCUAUUGAUGGGUGCAACAGCAGAAGCAGUUCUGCUCUUCUCAGGCUUACAAGACUUCUUAGUAUUUUGCUUUGUCUUCCAGGAUGCCUUGCGCACCCCAUGGCUAACAUGAAAAAUGUUUAAUUGCAACUGAAAAUAUAAUUGUGUGCGCUCUUGGGUGUUUUAUUUAAUGCAUUUCUCUUCUAUACUUUGUUUGAUGCAUAUAAAACUAAACAUUAACCACCUCCAACAGAGGCAAUUUUGGUAUAAAUCUACCCAGUUCUAUUAUUCCCAUGCAUAAUGUAACACAGUCCUCCUCUUCAGCCAAGUGAUGUCAAAAAAAUCUGCAGAGAAGGUGGGUUGCAUUAACACCAAUUCUGAGGAUCGUUGAGUUCAGAGGUUAGGAGCCUGUGGCCGUCCAGAUGUUGAUGGACUGCAGCUUCCAGAAUCCCUGGCAAUUGGUCACAUUGGCUGGGGCUGAUGGGCAUCCAACAACAUCUGGAAGGUGCGGUUGUGUUUUUCAAUAUGCAAUAUGUAUCAUGUGUUUCCCCAUACGUCCAUACCACCCCGAUUCCAACAUAAGUUGUGACUUGGUAAGAGAAAGAAAUACACAUGAGCAUUCAUUUGUAUUUUCUCUCAAAAUAUGCAUUUUAAAUAUAUAUAUAUUUUUAAAAACUGAGAACUGUUUUGGAACAUUUGGAAAGUGUGUUCGUCAGUGGAGAACCCCAAGUUCUUACCUGUACAUUAGCCUGGGAGGUGUGAAUCAGGUCAGUUUCUGAGGAGAGGGAGCUUUCUCUUCCUGGCUUCUCUUACAUAUUAUCUAGCAAAAGGAUACCCCAAAAGUGUUAGUAUUUGGGAGUGUUAUGGUACCAUUUUCCCAGUGCCCCAACCUUUUUAAACAUCAGCAUGGGCACUUCUCCCUCUCUGCCACAUGUUUAAUAAGUAGUUGUGGUUUUUGGAAAGGUUUAAAACUCCUACCAGGUACCCUUUUCAAAGAUAUAUUUUCCUAGUGCUUUUGUCAUAUUUGGCAAUAGAAAUGUGAAAAUAUCUGGCAUUUGGCAGAUGGGACUGCCCCCGUUUUUGAAGCUUCCCUUCAUUCAUACUAAUGAGCACCCACUUGCAAUCAAGAGAGAUCGUGGAUGAUAGCCUUUAGAAAUGAAAUUCUUUCUGAGAAAGCUGCAAAGCUGCACUGCUGCAACUUGUUUAAUUCUAUGGUUAGGGUUUAUAGAUCCUUCACUUUAUGUUCUCCCCUCCACUUAUUCUCAGGUGUUUGUGAGCAAACUGAGAAAAAAUGUUUUUACCUGUUGGCAUGCUGUUGUAUAUAAAUGGAAGACCUUCAAUUAUGGUGAUCUAGGCUACCAGGCUUGUGGGAGACAGAGCUGUUACUGUUUCUGAAGUUUUAUUUUGCUUCAGAUACUGUAUUUAUAGGCAAUUUUUCAACUUUGUCAUAAUGAAUCUUCCUAAAUUAAGACCUUUGGCGUCCAUGCCUCAUUCCUGGUGGGGCUGGUUCACACAUACAGCUCACCACCUGACAACCAUCACAUCAAGUGAUGACAUGCAUGUGUGAUUUAUCUUAACGCCUUUCAGUAGAGUUAGUCCACAAAACCCUGGCAAGUAAGCAGUUGUGAGCUACUUGCCUGUGUGAACCACUCUGUUAGGACUGUCAAAAUUGGAGGCAGGAUAUUGAUUGAGUUCUGCCUUGUUAAAAAUCUGCUUUGGGGAGACUUGGGUGCUGCCUGUUCACAUAACACUGUGUAACUGUAGCUGCUGCCAGCUGGACUAAGCCCAGUGUUCAUUUCAGCUCCAGUUUCGUAUGCUGAACUGGCCGAGCUAUAGCUGGACCUGCUUUUUAAGUGUGUGAUGAAUCUCCUGGUUGUGUAAAUUGGCUGUGAUGCAUAUGCUACAAGAGGGUGCUGAACAACUUUGUCCCAAGUCACAUUUGUUUGUCCUCUGUAGUAAUGGGAGUGAUGACUAAUACUUUCCCCCCUCUGCUUCAUAGCUAAGUGUAGUCUAUCUUACAUGGGUGGUGUCUGGGUAAGGGAACUGGCCCUUGCUUGGUCAGUACAACUUUUCUAAUUGAGGAGCACAAGAGUUUCCCAGAAGCUUAUUAGAGGCUUUUCCCAAUGAAUUGAAAUUCGUUAAUUCCCAAAAUUGAAAGUGUUGCAUAAGCCUCUCUAGAAGACAACCCCACCCGUCCCUUUCACUAGUCUCUUCUUACAACGUGAUGGUUGCAUUCUCUGUGCAGUUGAAGCUGUGGUGAGGCCAGCAAAAGGUCUGGCCACCAGUUCUUGUGAACCAUGAGCUCUAAGACACUCCCAAACUCUCGCAAUGCACAGGGGGGGAUUCCUUGGCAGGUAAGUCCAAGGGUUCCCUGAAGGUAGAAAGUUUGAAACAACUUUUUUUAAAAAAUAGUAGGUUGCACAAAACAAAACAGAAAAGAUUCUUGUCUAUGCAUGCAACUUCAUGGUACGAACAGCAGUAUUUUGUGUAACUAUUUGUUUGGCACUUAUUUUCCCAUGCUUAAAGAUUUCUGUUUCUUUGCUUUACAUUUCCCAGUCUGUUGAUACUUACGUGUACACAUGCAUAAGUUAUAUUUUUUUAUCAGCAGAAAAGCUGAGGCAAAGGCAGUUGUCAUCUGUUUAAUUGAUUCGUAUCAUUUAAAUAAGAGGAGCAGUACUUUGUAAUUUUAAUGCUUAUGUUUAGCCCUAGAGUAAAAUUGCAUUAUAAAACCUGGUUAACUCUCAUUCUUUUGUAGUCUAAUUAACAAGAUCAAACCUGGCAUCAUUAGAAAGAUUAAUCGUCUGUCAACACCAAUAGCUGGGCUGGUAAGUCAUAAAGUAUAUUUUUGCAUUGUCAGUUUUGCUUUCUGGAUUCUGUUUAUUCAAAUUAGCAUUGGCAAAUUGGAUUUUUAGAGGUGAUAUUAAUAUAAGGUUUGGGUGCAGUACUGGCCAUUGUGUGCCCUCACAUCAGCCCCAGUAUGGCAGGAGGUCAGGGAUGAUGGGAAUUGUAGUCCAACAACAUCUGGCUUCCCCCUUGUUGUUUGCAUGUUACAGUAUAGACUUGCUAGAUGUUCACAACAUGUUCUUAAUGUAUUGAUAUUGGUAAAGCUAUGCCAAGCCUAGUAAUGUACAGCAGUAUUUUCCUUGAAUUGGGUUUCAUCUCAUUCUUCAUACCAACACAAUUACUAAGCAUUACUAAUGUUGCCUUUAAAAGGACAGUCUUUUCUCUCUCUUUACUUCCUGCCUCCAUAUGCAACAUCUGGGUCAAGUUUUAAAGUAACUUAUCCAGUGUUUUAUUCACUCCCACCAUGAUCCCCUAUCUUUCCUCCAAUGACGGUAUUCAUUUAAAUUUAACAAACUCUCCUGCCAUUGCUAAGCAAAUAAAUUAUAUUUGAAACAGCAGAUUAGUUUGUUUCAUUUAACCAUUUGAAACAGAAAAUGUAUUUUUAAUAGGGAUAAACAACUUCAAGUCUAGGGGCUCUUAACACUUCCUAUGUUGGCUAUUCCCCUCCCCCCCAUACAGGUAAAUAUCUUUUUACACCACAUUCCCUUGCCCAGUGAGUCAACAUUUAACAUUUAACCCUUUCAUAGCAGGAAGAGUGGUAAGGUAAAGGUAAAGGGACCCCUGACCAUUAGGUCCAGUCGUGGCCAACUCUGGGGUUGCGGCGCUCAUCUCGCUUUAUUGGUCGAGGGAGCCAGCGUACAGCUUCCGGGUCAUGUGGCCAGCAUGACUAAGCCGCUUCUGGCGAACCAGAGCAGCGCACAGAAACACCGUUUACCUUCCCGCCGGAGCGGUACCUAUUUAUCUACUUGCACUUUGACAUGCUUUCGAACUGCUAAGUUGGCAGGAUCAGGGACUGAGCAAUGGGAGCUCACCCCGUUGUGGGGAAGAGUGAUACUGAACCAAAAUAGACAUUUUAUGGCAGAUUACCACUGAAGAAACGGUAAAAUUGCUCCUCAUCCAAUCUGUGUAGCUGUUAUUCAAAUGCUUGUUCCCUAUGGCUGCUGCUUACCAAAGAAAAUCAAGUUGGGGCAGAUCUAUCGUGGAUGUCUAUGCAGCAUCUAGCGUGGUCCUCAGAAGAUGAGGAGAACUGGAGAGCAGCUUUAUUGCUGAUGGCAUAAGUGCAGUGCGGGGGCUGGAAUCAGAAGCCUUGGUAUCUUAAGGCGGGCAUCCGUGUUGUGUAAUGAGAGGGGCUGUACCAAGACACAGCUCUUCACCUACUGGAAGAUGUUUGGGAGAGGGAAGGUAUUGAUACCAGCCUUUUUAGUUGUGUUAAAAAUAUCUCACCAGUUGGGAACGUGAGUUGCUGACCAAAAUGUUUAUAGGUAAUAAAUUAUUUUUAAAACAAAACAAAGAAGAGGUGAGUUCCCUCAGGUGAAGUAGUAUUUUAAUGCCUUGGGCAUGGUAGGUAGGAUUAUUUUUAGACCAGAACCCAUAGCAUUCUUCACAGUACUGUUUGUCACUAAGCACAUUUGAAUGUUAUUUCUCUUGAAAAUGUUUGGGGAGCGAUUGAACGUUUUGAAUCGGGCAUUGUGUACUGCAGGAAGGGCAACAUUCCAAUUAGCAAAUUCCAUCUGUGUGAUGCUCUUUACAUAAAAAAAGCAUGCAGUGAAAGCUGGGCUUCUUAAGCUGCAAAUAAGAUGCGAAUCGACUUGUGAAGCAAGCAUUUCCACAGGAAAACUAAGAGUGUGUUGCUGGGGUGGGGUGGGGGUUGAGGAAGCUAAACUAAAAGACAAAUAUGUUCUGAAGUAUGCAUAUCUAAGGCAAGUAAAGGCCUCUUGCCAUUAAAAAACCUCACAAUAAUGCAUGAGGGCAUGGAACCAAACUUCUGCAGCAAAACAUGCAUUGUGAUUGUGUUAGUUAGCUACACAAGUACGCCCAGUCCCAGCUUGGUUGCAGAGAUAGUCUGCUGUGACUUGGCAUUGUAUAGAAUUGACAAACAGAGGAAAAAUGUAAGCAUAUGCCCAUAUACAUCAGGAGUGAGGGCAGUGCAAGGGCCACACUUCUGGGCAAACUUUCAAGGGCCCCAUGAGCAGGCAAAAAUGAACAGAGCAACGAAUUACCUCUGUAUCACUGUGUGUCUAGUUUCUGCACACAUCUCUGUAUCCUCCAUCCCAACAAGAGGCGUUAUCAGAAUUCAAAGACACAAUCCAACCAGCUGAAAGGUGGGUGGGUGGGUUGCCAGUGAGGGAAGUAUUAUGGGCUGGCUGUGUAUGAUGGGGGAAUGUCCUGAAGAUCCAAUGGAGAGUCCCUGAGCGGCCAUAUUUGGCUCCUGCAACUGAGCUGUCUCCCCCCACCCCCGCUGUACAUUUCCCCCCCCCCUCUAUACUGUAUGUGCUGAAGAUUGUAUCUCUGAGUGUUUUGUUAGUGCAGGAUAUGUUCCAUGCAGCCCACAAACAAAUUUAUAAAUGGCAGCAAGGUCCUUUACAACAGGAAGGGUUUUCUGUCCCUGUGCUAGACAGUUGAAAACUUUACAUGAACUUUCCUCUGUAGUGCUAUUGUGCACACUUGCUGAAUGUGGGUGUGUCCUGAGCAGUUGGGGAUAAUGUUCGCAGUGGAAGCACAAACAAGUCAACAAAUGGUAUUUGUGGAUGAUUAAACACAGCAGCGGAGCUAAGGCGUUCAAAGGUCAUUGAUGCCAUAAAGGGUAAGCAUACUUUUGCCUGCCCUGUUAAGAGAUUGUUCUGUAUUGUGUUUCCUGCUUACCGCUGGAAUUGCAGCUGGAACCACGGCAGGUCUGAACCACAAACCAGUUAAGCCAGAGCAAAUAGUUUCUAGUGGGUGUAGCAUUUUUGAGCAUCAGGGCCCUGCAAUGUUUUCAAGCUGAAUUCCUAGUAAAUGUACUCCUGGCUUCAGUGUAGGAGGCAAUGCGUUGGCAACCCUGGCAAUGGGCGGAUGAGGAAUGUGCAACAUUUGCCCUGCCCUUUACACUUCCUGGGCAGCUGUCUAGAUUCAGGCAACUUUUAGCCUGUAUUUCUUCUCCAACUCUGGUUUGACAAGUGAGUGUUUGUGUGAUGUGCCACCACUGCUGUUUGUCAACGUUCCCCUCUGUUAACAAAACUACCAAGUGUCAACAGAAGCACAUACUCCAGAAGACUGUGCCGUUCUACAGAGUGAUGUGUGUUCUGAAGUUUAUAGCAAUAAAAGCAAGUAUCAACUGUAGCAGCCUGUUCACAGGAAGCAAAUGCAGGAAAGAUUUAAUGGACUGAAAGAAACCUCCAAGCUUCAAAUGAAUCUCUGCACCUGUUAUGUUUUCAGAUAAUAUGGUACCUUGAGAGUUAAACUGCUCUACUUCAUUUCACAUUGAAAUCCUUUACCUUGCACCUGAGACACUCUAAAGAAACUAAGGGAAUCGUAGGUGGUAGCCUUGUAUAUAUUCAGGCAUUCUUAGUUGCCAAUAUCUCCCUAAAGUUGUCUUCUCCUAAUGCCAUAUUCUGUCAUUCUUAGGUCAUAUUACAAACUUUUGUUAUUACAAAGCUAAAGCCCGCUAAAGGGACACGGGUGGUGCUGUGGUCUAAACCACAGAGCCUAGGGCUUGCCAAUCAGAAGGUUGGUGAUUCAAAUCCCCACGACAGGGUGAGCUCCCAUUGUUCGGUCCCAGCUCCUCGCAACCUAGCAGCUCGAAAGCACGUCAAAGUGCAAGUAGAGAAAUAGGUACCGCUCUGGCGGGAAGGUAAACGGCGUUUCCGUGCGCUGCUUUGGUGCGCCAGAAGCAGCUUAGUCAUGCUGGCCACAUGACCCGGAAGCUGUAUGCCGGCUCCCUCGGUCGGUAAAGUGAGAUGAGCACCGCAACCCCAGAGUCGUCCAUGACUGGACCUAAUGGUCAGGGGUCCCUUUACCUUUAAGGCCCGCUAAAGUACCGAUCUCAGCUCAUCCCUUAUUCCAAAACACUUUUAUCAGUACCCUUAUAUGAGAUCUUCUUGGGCUCUUUCUGCUUGUAUCCUAAGAGGAACUAGGUUCUAGGGGAGGGAAAGGAGCCAGAGAAGGCACCACCAGAAGACUGUUAAACUGAAGACAUAGAGAUAUUUUUAAAAAAUCAACCCGGAUCAUACAUCAGCCUUCCUGAUCCCGGUAUGUUCCAUGUGUUUUGAGCUACAACUCCCAUCAGCUGUAGUCAGCAUGGGGAAUGGUCAAGGAUGAUUAUAACCCAGAAUAUGUUUGGUUCACCAGGUUGGGAAUAGUUGUGUUACACAGCAGUAAUGUCUAAAUGUCAGUAACCCAUCAGAAGAGUUGGAUAAGUCUUUUGAGGCCCUCUAGUUCAACCUCCUGCCUCAGUUUCAAGCAAUUUCAUGCUGAAAUAUCUCCAAUAGAUAUAUUUUUGUGCACAUCCUCUGCUAGGUAACUGGUUCCAUUGUCACACUGCUGUUGCUGUCAAUAAAUUUAGAAUCAUGGAAUUGUAAAGUUGGAAGGACCCAGAGUGUCAUCUACUCCAAUCCCCUGCAAUGCAGGAAAACCUUCAGCCCACACCUAUAAUCUUUUAACUGAAGCUCGUUCGUUCUUGUCCUAUAUGUUUCUAUAAGAUCCUUCUAACUACUGCAUAUUCCUCUCUCCCCCUGCCCCCCAUGGCAACAUUUUGUAAAUUUAUUCAUUAUUAAGUCAUUUCCAAUACAGACCACUUUUCACCACAGGAGGUCAGAAAAUGGUUUGCAUUUUUUAUGUUUUGUCAUCUCUUUCACUGUCUUAACUAUUCUAAACCCUGGCUUUAAAAGGGUGAUAAGCACAGACAUUUUGUAUCUUUAGUAAAGGUAAAGAGACCCCUGACCGUUAGGUCCAGUCGGGAACGACUCUGGAGUUGUGCCGCUCAUCUCACUUUACUGGCUGAGGGAGCCGGCGUACAGCUUCUGGGUCAUGUGGCCAGCAUGACUAAGCCGCUUUUGGUGAACCAGAGCAGUGCAUGGAAACGCCGUUUACUUUCCCGCCGGAGUGGUACCUAUUUAUCUACUUGCACUUUGACGUGCUUUCAAACUGCUAGGUUGGCAGGAGCAGGGACUGAGCAAUGGGAGCUCACCCUGUCGUGGGGAUUCAAACCACCGACCUUCUGAUCUUUAGUACCUUUCCCUAAAUCAGACCGGGAGGGAACUUUCAUCUUGGCACAGUGAUACCUAAGGUUUGCAGGUCUUCCAAAUCCUUCCAUCUGAUGGAAGGGGAUGUUUCUGUUUCCUGUAGUGUGUUCACUUAGCCCAGGGAGCUAUUUGUCAGCUGUGCAGCCCCUGUAACUGAGAGAGGCAGCUGAAGCCAGAUCAAAAGCAGGUUUGCCAAGGGAAUAGUAAGUAAGUGGCUGAACUGGUGAAAGAAGCAUUCGGCUCUCUUUGCCCGAUGAGUAGAGCUGAUUGCCCUGAUAUGUAACUUAAUAUUAAAUGCUGUGCAUCCCUCUUCAGUAUAUAAAAUGUAUGUGCCCAGUUCAGACCAAGUAAAGGAAGAAUUAUGUGUCUUUUAUAUGCUUGGUUUGUGUAAUUCUCCAUUUUUAAUCAUGUGGACGGGCAAAGAGCUAUGCAUAGUGUGAAAGUGUACCCCAGACAUGAAAGCUGUUGGCUUUGUGAUGUUGUCAUCGUGAGCUACUUUUUAAAGACAGUGUAAAGAUUUAAAUGUACUGUCUGACCUUUGAGAUUUACUCCCUAUUUUAUUUUGGUUUGAAGUGUUGGACUUUGCCUUCACAUGAGGUCUUCCAUCCCAAAUACUAUAACUGUGUCUACAGUAGUAGAAAUGUGAUUUGACUUACAGUUUGUGCGUGUGCAAGAGAAAGAGAGGGAGAUUUUGAGUUUAUAAAUUAUACCCUUGCAAUAUCUCUGCUGGCUUUAGAUGCAACAGAUUAGGGGAAGCUGGCUGCAAAAGAAGGCAGAAAAUGUGGGAGGAGAGUUACAGUUUAGUUGCACACUCUACACGCAGGCUCCCCUGGCCUCCCCUGUGCUCAGGUAAAAAUUAUGUUCACUGCUAAACUUGUUACCACGCAGUGGUCUAGUUAGGCCUUCUCUACCAAAGUUGCAUCAAUCUUUAGUGCAGCCUGGAGACAAGCAACUUUGGUUCUUCUCCUUUUUACAUAGAUGGAAUGUCGCAGUCAGCUGAGAUUAGGGUCUGGGAAUUCUGGGCUUCCCACUCAUGUGACCAGCCGCCUGUUUCUCUCCAUGCGCCAUAAAGAUAAUUAGUAAUUCUAAUGCCUGUGUGAUGAAUACUUAGCCACAAAGGCUUUUUGCCCUCUGAAUGCAAAAACCAAAGCCAGGUAUUUGUUGUGUUGUUUCUAAUAAAUGGGGUGUGAGUACCAAUGUGCAGCUCUGACUUGGUUAACUACAUGCACCUCCAAGCAUGGAACUGAAUUACAGUGGUACCUUGUCUACUGUUCGCCUCGUUGAGCGCCCAUUCUGUCGAACGUCCGUGGCAAACCCGGAAGUACCAGAACAGGUUACUUCUCGUUUCGCCACAUGUGCAGAAGCACAAACCGCUCCGCGCACGUGCGCAGACGCGGCACUUUGCCCAGCGUCCUUUUCGGCCAGCGACCAGGGCUCCAGAACGGAUCCCGGUUGCAAAACAAGGUACCACUGUAAUUGUAGAAUGCAUAAGCUUUUAUGGCCCAACAUGAUAAAUUCCCUAUGUAUGAAAAAACUCAUUUUAUAACUCUGUAGAUCUUGAGAUUGUAGUCUGGAAGUAUCCCUCACAAUUUUGAUUAUUUAUGAUCCAUAGGAGUUAAAGGGAGGUAAAAACACAUACACACAAAAUACAAAAGUUCAGGUAAUUCCAAAUCAUGAGAAAUUUUUAUUUUCUUCCUUAGACUUAACACUUAUUAUGUGCUCCAAUGUUUGAAAAUGAUCGCUACGUUUUAGUCCACAUCUGCUGUAAAAUUUGGGGCAUGGCCAUUGUGAAAAGUUGAGUUAUGCUGCCACAGAAAUAUUAGUUAAUGUUUGAAACAUAUAAACUGCCCUAAUCCCUGUUUUCUGCAGGUGGAUUUUUUUGGUCCAGGAAAUUCUCCUUGGAACUUUGUUUCUAAUGCCCUUUCUGAGACUUGCCUCUAGACUGAACAUACGGUACUUUCUAAUGAAUGAAGGUUUAUUAUUAUUAUUAUUUUAAGCAGCAAUUUCAAAAAGGAAACACUGUUAAGACUUAGUCUUCCCCUGCAUUUUUUUUUUUAACCACUGAAAGUUUUUGGUGCAUAAGGUGUGCUUUUAAAGGCCAGCCCCUCACUCUCAGCCUGAACUUCCUCACAGAGCUGUUAUGAGGAUAACAUGAGAAGGAGAUCUGUAUUUAAACCACCAUGAGCCCCUUGCAGAAAAGGUGGGGUGUUAGUAGCCACUGCUGCUACUAUACACUUCCUAGUUGGAUCUGUCUGUGUCCUGGUUGUAAUCUACUACAGCACUGCACCAGUGGCCCUUCUUUAUAAUUAGGGCAAUUGCUUCACUUUCUGAUUCCAGCCAAUUGGGACCAUGCCAGUAUGGAGCCAAUCAUGUGUAGCUGUAUACGAAAGUCACAGCUCUUGAAGGGGGAGAGGAAUGAAUAUUGGCCUCUUGCCGACAAAGCAACUGGGCAGAAACAUUUGUCUUCGCAUGGUGUGCUGGCAGAAAACUGCUCACCAGAACAGCAUAGAAAGGCAAGAAUACCAAUCCGAUUAUGACCUGUAAAAAGAGCAAAAAGUGGACAGUGCCCUUUGGGGGGGGCACUGAUUUAUGUGAAAUACACACACACCAGUUUUGGCUCAUUGGUAAUAAGGACAGGUAGGGAAAGUAUAGACUAGGGGUGGGGGUGGGGAGUGUUAACUCUUGCAUAUAAGCAUUAUUUUGAAAGCAAAUUAAUAGGAACUCUACACUUGAUUGAAGAUAAUGAUAUACCAGUAACCAGCUUAUAUGCAAGAGUUAACAUUCCCCACCCCCUGGAAAGGCAUAAACUAGUUUUUGUACUGUUGGGUAUGCAGAAAAACACUUUGGAGAUCUUGCAGGAAAGUGAAUUGCAAAGAGAGUUGUGAUAAGAAGUUGGGAGAGUUUCUGCUUCUAGAACUGUGUUAUGUACUGAGUUGAAUAGGAUCCAAAAGGCAGCAGUCUGAUUGGUCCUAGAACAAUAGGGUCCAGAAUGCAGCAGUCUGGUCCACAGGAGUCACCCAAUCCAGCUCCAGGUGGAAGUGAAUCUGCAACCUGAUUGGCCUAUAGGUGAAUCCCGGAAUUAGCCAAUCAUGUGGGGCCCAUUGAGUAAAUAAUGUAUAUAAAGCAGACAUUCUGGGGGAACUUCCAUUCCUUCUCACCACUAUGAGCUGAAUAAAGAGCAUGAAAUCCACUCUCGACUCUGAGUAUAUUUCAAACUGCAUUUUAUGAAAUUAGUAACGGCACCCUUGUUUGCACAUCGCAUUGAAACAUAGUUAGAAACAAACCUUGGUUAAACUUGAGUGAGCAGCAUGAUAGGCAGAACUUACUGCCGUGUGCCUUUUCCCACUCCUGUUCCCACAUCAUUGGGGAAACAAGCCAGUGUCUGGCUUGCCAUGACUUCUGAACUCAGGCUUAUGCCUUGUUCUCUCCCUUCAAACCAAACCUUGGCUGGAAGCCGGUGUGGUUUACUCUCUCCCCUCCCACUGCAGUCAUUUGUGGCAGGAGAAAAAUGAACAAGCCCCUCCCCCCUCCCCAUGCCCCCUUCUUCUGCCUUGACUGGCGUAAGCUGGCAGGGUUUUCAAACUGGUGGUUUUGCCUCAAAGGAAUUCUUCCCCCUUCUCAGCCUCUAUAGGAUUGCUCUGUAAAUAUUCCAGUGCAAAUACUUUUGGCUAUUGGAAUCUGAGAUCAGCUUUGAGAUCUUAUGCAGUAUGUAAAAUUAACCGGGCGCACUGUAGAUUACUUAAUUAAUAUGUCAGACAUGGUAAAUCAGAUUCCCAAUUACUUUACGGCACCAUAACAUUUACCAAUUCAUUUACCCCCAGAACAUAUUCAUAGGGAGAAGACCGCCAGUGCCAUUUUUAAGUAAAAACUGCUGUUGUAAACUGUCUGUACACGUGUGUGGGGGGGAAUAGUCUGAUUUUCCUUCUAGAUUGAACAUGGUUUUGCGAACGGCACAGCUGGGGUGGCUGCCCAUAUUCUAGUCCAGCUGAUCUCUAUCAAAGGCUUCCACAAGAAAUCUUACAGAUUGUUAGAGUCCCCAGCUUCAGGUUGAGCAGAAAACAGGUUGUCUGCUGAAAACAAAACAGAAUAAUAAAAAAAAUCAAUUGAAGAUGGGAUUUUAAAAAUUCACAUGGGACACUAAAAGAUGCUUUGGUUCCUCAGUCCUCUUGUACAGCUAGAAGCAGGGACAUUGGUAGAGUUAAUCUUGCUUUCCAUGAAACCUGCCUUGUUAUACAAAAACCAAACAUUGUGUUGUAAAAUUAAUUCUGGCCAGUUACUUAACAAGCCAACUUCAAAUCAUAGGUUAUGAAGCUAGCUUGUUAAACUAACCAGAUUUAAACACAAAAACAGACAGACAAACAAACAAACAAACUAGAAAACCUGGUUUAACUGUAGUGCUAAUCUGGGUAUCCUUAAACUCUGCCAAAGGCAUCCUUGUGACAAUGAAGGAGAAGGGAGGUAGCUCUUUCCUGCUUUUCUUUGCAAUGUUAAACCAUAGUUUAGCAUCAUGUGUGAAUGCAGCCGUUUAAGCACCCUUUUUUGCUUUAUCUUUAUGAAUCUCCAGUCUUAACAUAAAUAUUGCUAGACCCUUCUGAUUUGGUAUUAAAGCUCAUGUUUAAGUCCUUAGAAAGAUCUCUUUCACUCAGCCAAGAGUAGAAAAAGAUGUGUGUGUUGUGUUAUGUGGGUGAAAUGUUUUAAAAGGAAGGGGUGCCAAAAUUCUGGGGCGGUGGGGGAUUCUACAUAACUGUGGACAACAGUACAUAACUUAGAAAACUUUGAGGCACAUGACUUUGAUUUUUUUAAAAUGAAAAGUUGAGAGUGUUAAUGUAAUUAUAAAUUAUGGUUUUUAGAAUUUGUCUUAGAAGGUGGAGUGGUCUUUGCCGUUUCACAUUCACUGGUAAAUAUGGACUCUGUUACUAAAUAUUUGAAUUGGCAUAUUCACUUCUAAUACUGAUAGGUAUAGUAAUACAAUGUUCUUACAAUGUCAUGAUUCAUUAGAUUCUACUUAUGUAGCUCUUGGUAGGCUCAAUCCCUUACGUUCCCUUGCUGUUUAAGUUUUGUGAGGUAUUAAAGGAAUUAAACAAAAAUCUUUCUAAUGCAACUUAAGGUGGUCAAAAUAAACACUGAAAGUCAUUGAGUAAGGAUGUGUGUAUAUUUAACAGCAACCUUUGGACUCGUAGACUCUGUGCAUAUAUUUCAUGCUAAUUAAUUCAUACUCAUUAAGUCUAGUUCUGGUUUUGCUUGCAUAACACUGGUUUGAAUAGUACAUAAACCGGAGUGGCAGGCAUGUAAAUAAUGGUAGAAAACAGUCCGAAAUAUGUGUUGGAAGAUUGAAUCUUCCUAUGGCCUGGAGAAACUCCUGUAGUUUUUGCAUCAUAAACUAAGUGUUCUAAUUUAGUUUAGGCUUCCUCUUCAAACCUAACCUCCCACCCACCCCGCCUCUCCGGUUGAAUGUUAAAGAUGUGCCAUAACUUGUAUUUCUGAUACUACGUAAAAGCUGUUUGUCCUAGCCGAAUAAUGCAAUGUUGGUACUUUGGGGUGUGCAUGCUGGAAUUUAUAUUUGUUACGUAAGGAGAACGUAUGACUCCCCUCAUAAGUAUUUGUUUAAACAAUAAAGAAAGCAAAUAUACUGAAGAGCUGGGAGGGUUCUGCCCAGAUAGAAUUAACAGGAAGCCAAGGGUUUUAAACUUUGUUUCCUACAUAAUAGAUCUACGCUCUCUCUUGAGGAUUUAAGUUGGUUUUAAUGUAACCCGUGUAUACUUGGAUAGAAUCAAAACAAGUUGUCCCAUAAUUUGAAGGAUGACUUUUCUCUUAAAAUCACAUGGAGCCUAUCAUGGGUAAAACUGGCUGCUGGAAUAAUCCUCCUUCAUCCGCUUGUGCCCUUCUUUUCUGGACUCGCAAUUCAAUAAUUGGAAUGGGUGGAGAAAUACAGCUUUUGGCACUCAUAUAUGCAAUUAUACAAGCACACAAGAGUGAAAUUGUAGGUCUUGGUAAAUAAUAAUUCUGUGUGUUGGGGAGUCAGCAUUAACAAUGUAGCAAAACCAUGGAGGGAUAUCUCGAAAUAUUGUGGGGAAUAGGUGACAGUAGUAGCUCUGUGUGCACAGAAUCCUAGAGUUGGGAGGGACCCCGAGGGACAUCUAGUCCAACCCCCUGCAAUGCAGGAAUCUCAACUAGAUCAUACAUGAGAAGGCCAUCCGACCUCUGCUUAAAAACCUCCAAGGAAGGAGAGUCCAGCACCUCUUAUGGAAGUGUGUUCCACUGUCGAACAGCUCUUACUGUCAGAAAGUUCUUCCUGUUGUUUAGUCAGAAUCUCCCCUCUUGCAACUUGAAUCCAUUGGUUUGGGUCCUAGCCUCUGGAGCAGAUGAAAACAAGCUUGAAGAGGGCUAUAAUAUCUCCUCUCAGUCUCCUCUUUACCAGCAGGAUUUUAUGGGCUUAGUAGACUGCAUGUGGAUCAGCCCCUUCACCCAAUUUAAUAAUAAUAAUAAUUAAUAAUAAUAAUAAUAAUAAUAAUAAUUUUAUUUAUACCCCGCCCUCCCCGGCAAGAGCCAGGCUCAGGGCAGCUAACACCAAUAAAAUCACAGUAAAAACGUAAUAGGGGGAAAAGAGAGGGAGGAGGGAAACACAAUUUAAAAUACAGGUUAAAAUGCAAUUUACAAUACAGCCUCAUUUUAAAGUAGCCGAUAAAUCAAGACCAUAAGGGGAGGGAAACAUAAGGGUCAGACCGAGUCCAAACCAAAGGCCAGGCGGAACAGCUCUGUCUUGCAGGCACUGCGGAAAGAUAUCAAAUCCCGCAGGGCCCUAGUCUCUUGUGACAGAGCGUUCCAGCAAGUCGGGGCCAGUACUGAAAAGGCCCUGGUCCUAGUUGAGAGCAAUCUAACCACUUUGCAACCUGGGACCUCCAAAAUGUUGUCAUUUGUGGACCUUAAGGUCCUCCAUGGGGCAUACCAGGAGAUGUGGUCCCAUAAGUAUGUGGGUCCUAGGCCGCAUAGGGCUUUAAAGGUAAAAACCAGAAGAGAGCACAAUUUUGCAUAGGUUUUGCAUUGUAUGCAAAUAUAUGUCGUCUUUCACAGGGCCUCAAAGAUAAACCUCUCACAAGCAAUAAGAAUGUGAACAGGUGAGGCUUUUCUCAAUUACAGUUUCAUAGUACAAAAUACUUUAACCCAUUCUAUUUCUGCCUACCACCUGGCUGUUAGAGCUAGAAGAGCACUGCUCUCCCCAAGUGCCAACUCUAAGCCGUUCAAAGAACUCAAGUUUCAUGAGUUCCAAACCAGGUAGGUUACACUAAGUCAGGGGUAGUGAGCCUUUUGGGCUCCACACGCCAGAUCAUUAUGAGAUCCUAGCCUUGUAGGCCAAACUUGACAUGUGGGCAAGGUCUGGCAUCACUAUGAUUGAGUGCUUGAGGCCUUUUUUGGUGCUUUAAAGUGACUUGCUCAUGCAGCCGAUCCAGCUGGCUUGGCUCUACCGCCCAUCAGCUGAUGGGUGGUAAUGCUGAAGUCUACUUUCCGCAGGCACUGGCUGCACAAGUGAGUUCCUGCAGGGAACUUGCUAGCACAUCCAGUUUAGCUGAUGGGUGAUAAGCCAAAUACAUACUUUUCAGGCUCCUGAUUGUAUUCUGGCAGCUGCACCUCCCCCUGCCCCACACAUGAUGUAUGACAUCAAGUUUGAGGCAGGUGAGCAUGGCUUGUGGAAAACAGCCAGAGAUUCGGCACCCUUACCGUAUGUCUUUCCUCAAUUCCUCAAGGGAAGUAAUAGUGCCACUGUAUUCUGCCCUGGUCAGACCUCACCUGGAGUACUGUGUCCAGUUCUGGGCACCACAGUUCAAGAAGGGCACUGACAAACUGGAACGUGUCCAGAGGAGGGCAACCAAAAUGGUCAAAGGCCUGGAAACGAUGCCUUAUGAGGAACGGCUAAGGGAGCUGGGCAUGUUUAGCCUGGAGAAGAGGAGGUUAAGGGGUGAUAUGAUAGCCAUGUUCAAAUAUAUAAAAGGAUGUCACAUAGAGGAGGGAGAAAGGUUGUUUUCUGCUGCUCCAGAGAAGCGGACACGGAGCAAUGGAUCCAAACUACAAGAAAGAAGAUUCCACCUAAACAUUAGGAAGAACUUCCUGACAGUAAGAGCUGUUCAACAGUGGAAUUUGCUGCCAAGGAGUGUGGUGGAGUCUCCUUCUUUGGAGGUCUUUAAGCAGAGGCUUGACAACCAUAUGUCAGGAGUGCUCUGAUGGUGUUUCCUGCUUGGCAGGGGGUUGGACUCGAUGGCCCUUGUGGUCUCUUCCAACUCUAUGAUUCUAUGAUUCUAUGAAUUUGAUCUUAGACUGGCAAUACCACACUCAGUGGAAGAUCAGGCACAGUAUUUCACAUCGUGGUUGGGGCUGAGGGGGGUGCGGCAGGAGAUCAAAAAGCAUUUAAUAUUUAUAGCAAGAUUCAGAUGCCCAUACUUGGGUAAAUUCAAGAGUAAACUGUUAAAAAGUAAGCAGUAUAAUUGAAAAGCAUUGUUGUGGUUAUUCAUCCUCUUCCUGAUAACUACAACAGUGUUAUCUGCACAGGUCAGACAACUGCUCAUUCCCCGACCCCUUCUUUUUUGUUAACAAAAGGGACUUGAGUCUUUGACAUGAAUGCCCCUUUUUGUGUUUAUAGGAUCAGGAAAAGCCCACUGCAAGAAUACAUCCAUUCUCCCGCCCCCCAUGGGAGGAAAUAAGUUAAUCACAUGCUGCAUUUGUAGCUGCAUUUCCCAACGAAAGAAAAAAGAAAGAAAGAGGGAGGGAGAGGGAAGUCCCAAUAUGCCAAGAGACUUGAUGGCAACAUCGGUCUGCCCUGCAGGGUUGUCAUAUACGUUUAGGGCCCCACCCUGGGCCGGCAAAACAUUAGAGCUACUUUGCACGAAUGAUGUAACCCAUGAUUUACCCACCACAGCCAUUUCUCCCCCCCCCCAAAGUAUGGUAUUAUAAUGAUGGUUUUUAUUUGCAUUUUAUUUGAUUUUAUAAGUUCAAAGCAGAGUAAUUCGGGGGGGGGGGUGACAUUAACAUAUGAGAGUGCUGGAGGUGAAUUAGUUAAACAGGUUACCCAAUCAGAACCCAGGGGGGUGGAGUCAGAGGGACUAUAAAACCAGCUCUGAGAGGGGCGAAGGGAGGAGCUCAUUGGGAGGUUGGUUGGAGUGGGAGUGAAUUGGGAUAGAGUUUGUGGGGAGGUUGAGUUAGUGUAGCGAAAUAAGUUGAGUCAGGAACAGUUAGGAGCUAGGAAGACAAGUAAAUAUCUGAGAGGUGGUUUAGUGAGUGAGAGCAGGUAGCGGAAGUUGCUUGGAGAAACAGAUUCCUAGAUCAUUUAAAGUUAUCUGUAGCAUUCAUCACUCACAGCUCUGACAUUGCUCAUUGGCCAAAAGAAGUUCGUUUUAUAAGGGUUAAAAACCCAUGAAGUCGGGUUGUGGUUCCCUUACCAGUACUGGGCCCAGUGCGGUUGCACCCCAGUCAGUACAAGGUUCUAGCGGAUUGUAGAAUAGAUUGGUGCAAAGUAAAAGAAUUCAGGGUUGUUGAUCAAGGCGCUCAGUUAACUUCCCAGUUGCCACUUAGUAAUCGGGCAAAUGAUGCAAAUAUAUCUGAAGAAUACACUGCUCCAAUGAGGUGAAAUGAAUGUGAAAUCAAAUAUCUAGUGCUGCUAAGUAAAAUCCUGAGUAUCUAGUAUUAUUUGUGUUAAAUCAUUAAACCCAGAGUUAUUAACACCUAAGGGUCUAGCCCAGAGGUUGCCAACUCAGAGCCCCAGAUUUUGAACUAUUUUUUAAAGCCAAUCUGUAGCUUUACCUAUUUAUUAAACCUAGUGAAGGAAAUCAGAGCUGCAAAUGGUGAGACAUUUGGACACCAAGGCUAUAGGGAUCCCUGUGGCCCCCAAGAGCUGAUGUUUUCUCAUCCCUUCUUGUGCACUUUUCCUGCAUCUGUCUCAUUUCCUAGGCAGAAAUUCAACAGGUUAAACCUUUCCUCAUAUGUAUAUAAAAUUAUGGAAAAAAUUCACUGCGAUUGUACUUUUUCUAAUUUUGUGUUAUGCCGUGCCACCCAUGGCAGAUGUUUUGUGACUGGUGCCCCCAGCGCUGCCUCAAAAUCCAAAAAGAUUGGCGACUCUUGAUGUUGCCCCUUAUGAUCCUACACAGCAAUUCCAUAUUUAACCAGGGCGAUGGUGGAUGAAACAACAGUAUGUGCCACGUUUCGUAGGAAGGGUUGAUACUGUUGAUAUAUUUCACUGGAAGUUCUCCCUUGCUAUUGCUUUCAGAUAUCUCUUUCCUCCCAUUAUGCUAUUCUUGAAGCACCUAGCCAAAGAGCAGGCACUUUAAAAGCUUUGGAUUGCUUAUGUCACAAUCAUAGACAUGUAUAUUUGCAUUCUGUUUCCCUUCCUGGGUGCUAUUUUUACUAGGUAUCUUUUGGAAUGUACGGGCAGAAAUUCUUUGGCCACUUUGGAUGACGGGGUUUAACGUGGACCAGCCAGACGCUGUCAUAAGUACACAUGUAAUUUAAACAAAAAAGUGAGGACAUGAACUGCAAAGUCUCCCUGUAGCUUUCGGUGCAUGACUCAAGCAGCUGGCCCAGAGCAGGUGUAGUUAAGUCAGUGCUAAACCACACCUAUGUUUUCCAGCUUGCCCAAUGAAAACCACACAUUUGUGCUGUGUCUUUUUGCUCUUGCCUUUCAUUUGCUUCUUCUCGUAUUAGCUUGCUCGGUAACCAAAGCUAGAUUCCAGGUGCAUUAUUCUAUGAUCAAUCUGUAAUCAUAGAAACAGAGUUCCUCCUCUUAAUUCCUCCGUUGCCAACCAUUUCUGGGUGGGUGAAUGUCAGUAGCUGUAGUUAUUUUUAAAUGUGAGAGGUGAGGCUUGUCAUGCAAAGCUGAAAAGAGGGCGUUUGUUUGCAGAGCUGACAUCAAAGUGUAGAUUGCUGCUUACUGGCUGAGCAUUUUUGCUUUUGUACCUGGUAAUCUUUAACGUGGUCUGUCAGUCACAGAGACCAUUGCUUAACCAGAGGAUUCAUAUGAAAUAUUGCUAGCAUUUAUGAUCCAGAAGAUUGGCAUUCUGUUUCUCCGCAUACUGGACUUUGAAACUUCGGCUAAGCAGCUUGCAAUCCUUUCCUUCACGUUGCUCAACUAAGCAAUUGCUUUCCACUUCUCUUCACAGGAUAAUAUAAAUGUGUUUUUGAAAGCUUGUGAAAAUCUUGGAUUAAAAGAAGCUCAGCUUUUUCAUCCUGGUGACCUUCAAGAUCUAUCUAAUCGAGUUACUGUCAAGUAAGUAUCCUGUGUUUUUAUCAGUUGACUUUUAAGAAUAUUCAAAUGUGACUUCUGUGGUGCUGCUGUUCAUGUAUAUAGGGAUUUUAUAUAAUGUUUCCUUUGUAUGUUCAGUGUGGAAGCUGUCAGGCUUCUUUAGAUCUUCAAGCCUGUAAAAGCUGGGAUUUAAUUUGCGUCCAUUUUUCUGGAGCAACUACCUUGGUACAUUUUGUUUUUAAGUAUUUGCUGACAUUUAAAAUGUGCCAAGCUGCUUUACUAAUUAAUGGCUGCAUUGCUUGAAGAUGCAAAGUCGAAUGUUCAACAGUUCUUAAAUGUGAAAGUAAAAAUGGAAGCCUUCACUAUAAGCUUGUAAUUACCAGAAGGGUACUCUCUCUGUGUGUUUGCUAUGCAUGUAUGUACCCACCUUUGGUCUAGCGUUCAGAUCUUGAAAUCUGCUAGCUGGAGAGCUGAUCCCAAGUGACAUACUGUGUUGCCUGUGGAUUUUCUGCUAAAAUGUUGUGUGAUACAUUACUAACAGAGGUAAUAUUGUGUAGUGCAGAGUUGGGCAGACUGCAGGCUUGUCAUAUAUCUACUUCGCUUGUUUUUACUAAACAACACCCCACCCCCAAGUUUUAACAACCAGGUGCAAAGGACAUAGAUUUAGAAUAAAAGAACUGGGUGCUUCUCAGCAUAUGCGGAGCCUAGGAACUUUUCAGCACCUGAACUGAACUUGUAGUCCUUUCAUGAAAAACUCCACUGUUACCCCAAACUUUCUUCUCUUCAGCUACCUAAUUCAAGAUGAGGAGGAAGCACAUUUUUUAAAAAAAUGACAUUGUUAAACAAUUGUUCACAAAAACCCCUGGUGAGAUACUGCAGGUUACCUAGAGAUCUACCAGUAGGUCCUCAUCUGCCCAGCCUUGUUAAAGUGACUAAGUUUAUGUGUUGUGGACUUAGAAGUCCUUGAUUCCAUUUUUCCUAAGCAGUUCAUUGAUCAAAGGUUGUGUUAAGCUACUAAAUCUUGGCCACAGUGACCCGUCUGUAAUAUCAGGUUGAUAACAGUGCCCUGCCAUAAAAGCUGAUGUAUGAAUUACUGAAAACAAUAUAUAUGAAGCAUUUGAGAGUGUUGAGAGUACCAUAUAAUAAUGGCAAUAAUAAAGAAUAAUUUCAUUAUUCCUGAGGGCAGUCUUUCUCACUAUUAGAAUAGGUUUGAGAAGUCUUAGUGUGUGCAGUAUCAGAGAGAAACUAUUCUCAUGAAAAGGAAAGCUAAGUACAGUGUGUUCAGGCUAUGUAUAAUUGCUAUUAUUAUAGUCUGUUUCACGAGAUAAUAUAAAUGUUAGGUCUUGAACAAAUUAUUCAUUGCUUUCUAUAAUCUUGGAACUGCCAGAGCUUGCUUUACUAUACGGCCAGGAGUUUCUCUGAAGACAAAGUCCUUAAAACGUUGCCAAGAAUUUUGUCGUUAACAAGUGUUACUAAGGUAAAUACAGCAUACAGGAAGUGUUUCCUGGGCUGUUAACCUGUGCUAGUGGUUACAGGUUGUGGAGAAGUAGGUAGGGCAGUAAUCAACAAGGCAAGAAUGCAAGGAUUCAGAGAAACCUUUACCCUUGGUCUUUCAGGCCAUUUGAGAAGGGCAAUAUGCGUGUGAAAGCAGUUGCCAAGAAUGUUAGUUUAAGAAUGGUAAACACUGUUGUGAAAUCAGCAUUACUAAGCCUGCAGCAACCUGAAAACUCUACGAAUCAAAACCAGCGCUGCAAAAAACCAUUUUGUUGAUCGAUCGGAUGAUAUGUGUAAGAGGUUAUCUCCAGGUGGCCAACCAAGAGAGACUAUUGUGCUUCCUGUUCUGAAGGUUGGCUCUCUCUGCUGUAAAGGCAAAGCAACGAUUCUGCAGACAAACUCCCCGACUCUUCUGGAGGCAGUGAAUGGGACUGUUCCCUCCAUCAGCCUUCCUGGGUCUUGGUGUGCCCCAUUCUGAAAAGCAUCCUGGUAGUGGUGGAAGAGGUCACAUGCAUUGUGUUCAUUCCUCUUUAGCAAAGGGUUUCCCAAACCUCGUGAGUUCAUUGACCCCUUGAUAAGCUUAUAAAGCUGUCAUCGACACCAACCUAAAUGUAAAUGAAAUUAAGUCAAGAAAUACCCUCCAUUCCUCACUGGCAAUGAAGGUGUUUGUACUCUAUACAUGUCCAUGCCCUUUGUUUCCGAGGCUCAUAGUUCCCAGUUGUUAUUAUUUUUGAACUGUGUCCUGUAAUUACCGCUCACCCAUUAAAGCGGUGGGCGGGGUUUGCGACCUGGCGCGGGCUUCCUGAGCCUGGGAGACACCCCCUUUUUGCUUGCUGGCCAUCGCUACGCCCCCCUCCCUGGCUAGCCAAUCAGCUGCUGGCUGGGGGGCGGAGCAAGGGCCAGGUAGGGAAGGCUCCAGCCGACCACCUCUCCCUUUCAGUCUCUAGGUCUUUAUUCACCCCUUCACAGACCCAUUGACACUAGGGGGUCAAUAGCAACCACUUUAGGAAGCCCUGCUCUAAACAGGAGCAGACUAGGAAAAGGCACAUCCUUCUAACUCUGCUGCAAAUGCUGUAGAACUGUCCCUUGUGUUUUCUGUUGUCCCACAUCCCAAAGAGAGAUGAGUUCUGUUACCUCAGCUGUGAUUGUCUGGCUGGCUAAUUUAUCUCUUUCCCCACCUUCUGUGUGUGUGAAGGCAGGAGAGUGAGGGGAAACCAAGCUUGGACUCUGUCACGAUAGAGAUGCUGCCCUUGGGUCCAGAGUCUCUCCCCCCCCAUCCGGAGCUUUAAGUAUGGAGAAUAGAAAGGAAGCAGCUACCAUUGAUGCCAGCCCAUAGCUUGGCAGUAAUGGCAAUUGCCCCUCCUUCCUGCUGUGUCCUGUCUUCUAGGACUUGAAGAGAAAUGGAGAUCUUCAGGAGUAGGGGGUGGAGGGGAGACUCAGAUGAAUGGAUUGGGGGUGGAUGAUUGACUUUUGCCUGAUUAUUUGCAAGGUUUCCCUGGAUUCCUUUAAAUAAAGUUAUAGGAGUUUUCCCUUGUCAAGAAAUCUUAUGAUACCCCUUCCACUACCACACAAGCAUUGUAUAUCUUCAUGAAUCCUGUGGCCAACAUUGUGGCACUUGUCACAGUGGCCUGAUGAAACUUAAAUAAUUUUGUUCAUAAAUAGUAAAGCUGAGUUCAAUUAAUAAAUAUUUUGCGAUUUACUGUUUGUGUACCCUGUUCCUUUUAGGUUUGCAAAGGUAUUGAUUAGCUUCCUAAAAACAAAAAUAUACUGCAGCAAAGCAACUAUAAGCCACACUACCUCUAUUGUAUUCUACUCGGGGCAUUUGUUAUGCCGCAGCAGUAUAGCAGUAAUUCAGAAAGUCUACAGUGGUUGUUUUCCUGCUGGAAGGUGACAUGAGCUCAUCUUCAGCUAUAGUCACUAGGAUAUGUAAUAAACUGAAACUGAGAUCAGAUAGCUUAAAAGGAAACAGUUGUGCAAGAUAUUCCUUGAAACUAUAAGCAUGAACUCCAGUCCAAAGUGAGCAACAUGGAUAUGUGGUAAUUGGCAGUGAAAUUAAUGGUGGAAUGGUAGCUCAAUUUGAGAACUCCUGUUAUCAUUUUGGUAUCUCUUACAGUUCUUGGAGUAAGAACUAACAUGCAUUAUGAUGAGCUCAACAUCAGACCCACAAAUGAAUAUUAUUUUCCUCAUUAGUUAAACUGAUAUAUAAUUACAGCAAACAAUGUCUAGUAGCUGCUAUCAAAUGCAAAACAAAAACAAAAAACCACGACGCACUACAAUUAACAAUUAAUGAUUUGUGCAAAGAUUGUUUGCACAAUAUAUAAUCAGCAGUGGACUAGUCCCAACAUAAGAUAAUUACCUUCAGUUAUUGACAGUAGAUCAUACUAUCAAUGAAAGCAUCUUUACCCAAGGGACACUACCUACUGGGAAGAUUCUUUGUCCUGGUCCUAGAGAAACAAAAGCACUAUCACAGCUCCCAUUAACUCAAUUAGAAUUUGCCCAGCAUCAUGAUGUAUGUAUGAGAAGUCGUGUAAGAAAAUGACAUGUCUGUUUCUCUUAAUUGGAGCUUUCAAGCAUGUCACAAACCUGUCUGGUGUUCAGCUUUAAAUCAUGAUUUAAAUUGGAGGGAGAGACAGUUACAUACGAAAUAUCCGUUUUAGAGUAACACCACAUCCAAACCAUACUUUUAAACAUUGUUAUAUACCUCUAACAGUUAUGGCUUCCCCCAAUUAAUCCUAUGAACUGUAGUUUGUAAAGGGUGCUGAGAGUUUUUAGGAGAGUGUUAACCAAUAUCAGUUCACAGUACUUUACAUAGUGCACUUUUCAUAAGUGUGUUUAAGCAUAUAAAGGAACAUUAGACUUUGGAAUUUAAGUUGAACGUUUCUUAUGAGACAAACAUUGUUUUCUUAAACUAGUGUUUGCAAGUAUAUUUGUAGUGGGCUGUUCAUAAUGGUGUUCAGAACCAGUUGUUUUCGGCUUCAAAGAGUCUUCAGUGCAGCUGUGAGUUUCAGCGUAGAGGCUAAAGGUAGGACUCCUUCUUAAAUGCUACCUAGGCAGGUAGUUAUGUUUGGAGAGUUGGGUGGCAAACAGCUAAUGUAUAUUCUCAACCCCUGGAGGGGAGAUUGAGAACUUCUACACCAAUUGCUGCAUUUUCCAGCAUUAGGAUUGGAACUAUAUAAACACUGAAAUUCAGUAAGUAUGUGUUUAGUCAUUUGGGAGAAUGCCUAGAUUUUGAACUACUGAAAAUAGUGUAUAAUUAUUUUAUUGGGACAUGUUUUCUGCAUGGUGGGUGGGGGGUUGAGUAUGAAUCUCUGCUUCUGUAGGAAGUAAAUGUGCUUUAAGGUCAGCCGAGAAUAUUAUAGGGUGCAAUGUGAAACUCUUGCUAAAAAUACUUGCAGUAGCAUGGGUAGAGCUAAACAGUACAUUUCAGACUCUUUAAUUCUUCCUGUGACGCACAGUUUGGAAGUUUCAAUGCCUUGUUAUGUUUUAAAAUUGAGACUUGUAUAAAUAUCGAAACCAUAGAUUUGGAAACACUGGUAUUGUGUAGUUCUGGAAAGAAAACUCACAGUAGAAAUUCUUACAUAAAUCUGCUUUGUAGAAAUUCUCUUUUUUAUAGAUUGAAAAAUGGAUCUAUCUAUGGACUGUAAAAAUGGAAAUAGAUAUUAUACCCUUGCUUAGGUAUAUUUACUUACACACAAUAGUAUUUAAUGCCUACAAACAUCUGGUUCAGGCACAAGGGUCAUUUAACCCUGUGCGUUGUUCCCAUAGUUACCACCCAGAUGCUUAUGGGAAAUCAGCAAGCAGAACAUAAGUGCAACAGCAGCUUCCCCUCUUGAGAGUCCCAGCAACCAGCAUACGGAGGCAUAUGCUUCUUCAGUGAAGGGCAGCACACAGUCAUCAUGAACCCAAGCUAUUGAUAGCCUCAUCCUCCCUGAAUAGGUCUAAUCCCUUUUUAAAGCUAUCCAAGUUUCUGGCAAUCAGUACCUCUUGAAUUUUAUUCAGAGUAGACCCAUUAAAAUUAAUGGACCUAACCAGUGCUUUUUUCCAGGGGGUACUCAAGGGUAUGCAAUACUGGCCCUUCUUUUGUUGUUGUUAAAAAGUGUAGCACUCCAGUGAUGGAAAGCAUCGGGCAUAUAAGAGUUACCGUAUUUUUCGCUCUAUAAGACACGCUUUUCCCCCUCCAAAAAUUAAGGGGGAAUGUGCAUGCGUCUUAUGGAGCGAAUGCAGGCUCCAUGGCUUCAGCGAAAGGAAAGCAAAGCCUCUGAAGCACAGCACUCCCGCUGUGCUCCAGAGGCUUCGCAUUGCUUUCGCUGAAGCCUGGAGAGCAAGACUCUCCUGGCUUCAGGGAUCAUCGCCUGAAGCCUCCGGAGCGCAGCGGGAGCUCCUGCUGUGCUCCAGAGGCUUCGCAUUGCUUUCGCUGAAGCCAGGAGAGCAAGACUCUCCUGGCUUCUCUUUGUUGGAGAGGUGCUGUGCAGCUUUCCCUCUCUGCACAGCACCCCUUCAGGGAAGUGGGAGGAGAAAUGGAAGGGGCUCUGUUUCUCCUGCCGCUUCUCUGAAGGGGCGCUGCACAGAGAGGGAGAGAUUUUUCCCCCCUUGUUCUCCCCCUCUAAAACUAGGUGCGUCCUAUGGUCGGGUGCGUCCUAUAGAGCGAAAAAUACGGUAUAUUAUAAUGCACCUUUCAUAUAUCAAAUAUGGAAUCAUCAUGCAGUAUGAUAGGUUAUCUUCUGGAAUUUAAGUAUUGUGUGUGUUUAAUCUGUUAUGAGAUACAAGGGUUUUUGUUGAUGUUAAUUAUAGCAUAAUGCUAAUUUUUUAAAAAAUACAAACAAUAACCUGUAAAUCUCAUUAAGUAAGCCAGCUAACAGAGUUGUACGGUGAAGAAUAAUCUAGUUGCCUGUAUGCUGCUAAACCAAAACAGAAUUAGAACUUCAUUUCUGAGGGCAAACACAGUUAAGAUCCUACCUAAGCUUAUUCAAAUGGAAAAGGACAGCAGGCUUGUAAGGCUUCUAGCAUUCGCAGGACCCAGGAGGACUGGAUUCAUUCUGUCCAAAUUUCAGGAACAUUUCUUACUGCUUACCUCAUAGACAUUUCUGUUUGUGGCAUCUCUGUGUCUCUGAACCAAGCAAGAUUAUUGAGUUAGUGGUUGUUGGUUAUACUAUGUGUUGCUCACUGAGAAGCGGCAGCGUGUAUUGCAAAAUAUUAAGUAUUGUAUGUACUCAAAGGCUAAAUGCUGAUAAGCGGGUUCACGUGCCAACAGAGAUGCUUUAUUUGUCACAUUGUUAUAACUAUCUAUAGAAAGCAAAACAAAUCAGAUUUGUAUCUUUUAAAAAUAAUAAUAUUGUACUUAUUGGCAUCACUGGUCUGAAAUGCACAUGUUCACCAGCAGACCUGUAACAGAUAAGUUUCCAGCAAAAGAAAGAAGAAUAAAGACCUCCCCUAAAAGUCUAGAAAUAAAUUUAACCCCCCCCCCAAAAAAAACUGCCCCAAAAAGUGUGGCACUCACUAUAACAACUUCAUGGUGAGUACUGGCACCUAUUUUUCUAGGGAAAGAAGCACCGGACCUAAAUUACUCACGUUCAGUGGGUCUGUUCUUGAGUAAAACUGAAGUAAAUACCACCCUAUAAUUUACGUAUGCAAUGUAUGAAGCACUUCCAACAUUCAGCUUUGUUACAUAGCCCUGGGUUUGGAGAGUAUGAGAGACAGAGGAAAAAUCCGAGGUGAGCAAAGGACUGUAAUAUUCUAGUUUGUGCAGUGUCAGGUGUGUGUAAUGGUACAUAUCUGAGUUAAACAUUUAUGUCCUUCUCACAGCAUGCUGUAUAGUUUUGGGCAUUUCUUAAAUAGUAUUCUUUCUUAUAUAAGUGUGUGUAGGUUUCAUGUGUUGCCUUCCCAUUAGUUUUAUUCUCACAUCCAAUCAUUAUAGGUCUAUGAUAACCUGAGUUCAGUCCUCCUUGAAAUUUUGUAGUACCUUUAUCCUCCGAAUUCACCACAGCUUCUUAGUGGAGUCAGAUGUGACCUCAGUUUUGGCAAUAGAUACAUGGAGGCUAGAUCCCUUUGGCAUUAAUGGUGGUCUUGUUCAGCCUAAACUUCAACAAUAUCACUAGAUCAGGGAAUGCUAACCUUUUUAGAGUUCCGUCCCUAAUAUCAGCCCCAGGAGUCCAGAUAGUAUCCACCAGGUUUAAAUACCUGAAAUGCCCCAAACUGGGAACAAAUUGUUGGCUUACUUCAUCCAGAGUUGUUUGACUGUUUAUACUUGAGAUGAGCAUUCUGGUUUAAAUUAAGAAAGAUGAACUGGGGAUUUAACUUGGAAUAUCAGAGCCUUAACUUAUGCCAAAGAAUGUGAAGGUUUGGUUAUAUAACAAGAAUUUAAAUUAAAAUGGCCAUGUGUGAAUUAGUGAAGGUUAGGCUGAAGUGUUCUUCCUUGUAAACGUUUAAUAUAAAAGCAGCAUAUUUUUAUAGCACCACUAAGUUACUGGUCAAAAGAUAAGGUGCUGUAAUAACCCUGGGUGUAAUUGCAAACAAGCGAUAAUACUGUACUUGAACAACCGAAGAACAGCAUAAGAAGAACAUUUAUAAAGUUAAAUUGAAAAAAGCAAUCUGAGUGACAUUCCUUUUUUUUUUUGCUUUCUUCCUACAUAUGACAAAUUUAAUUACAAAACUCUGCAGCAUGCAUAACUAUAAAGAAUAAUACCGAAUCUUAAAUAUUUACAUAACUAUGUAAAAAUAAAAUGAAGUGGAGAGAGAUUACUAAAACAUAGCAAAGCAAAGCUUCUGAGUGAAUAAACAUAUCAACAGCUACAUUAAUCAUUCAAACAUAGUAUCUUCUUUGAAUACUUCUGUCCCAUGACUAUUAUUUACCCAUGUAUUAGAGAUGUAGCAUAAGCACUUGCCUGCUCUAUGGGAUCAUCAGAUUAGCUGUAUAAGUCAGUAGCUAAACAUAGUGCAAUGCUUUUAGAACAUUAAACAUUUGGGUGCAUUGGAAAUAACUGAUAUUUACCUUGGGGGCAUGUGCUUGCCUUAUGUCUAUACAGCUAUUAUUUCACAGUACUUUAAACUUGUGGUUCAUUGGCACUGAGUGAAACAGAAGUUUAAGAGCUCACUUGAAAAUCUUUCCUGGAGGCCUGCUCUUUUAGCAAGUAUGUAUUUUAUUUUCCUUAGCAAAGGGGGGGAACAAUUUUCACCUGGUAUAGUUCAGCUCUGUAUGCAAAGGGGGGUGGGGAGAAUACAACUCUCCCCAACUCAUGACUAUAUUAACAAUGAACUUUAAUAUAGGCAGAAUAUAAUCAUGAGUGCAGAUUGGUGAGUACAGUGAAGUGCUUUCCUUCUAAAGUUGCUCUAUAAACCCUAGCUGUGUUUUUUUUCAGAAGGAAAAAAUAAGAUUGGCCCCAAAUAGCACGUGGUUGACACACACACCCUCCCGGAAAUGAUCUGCCCAGAAACAUGCUGGAAAUUUUGUGUGCAACAGAGAGAGAAAGAGAUUGCUUGGCUUUUGAUGGUGGCUAUUAGUACAGUGGUACCUUGGGAAAGGGAUGCAGGUGGCGCUGUGGGUUAAACCACAGAGCCUAGGACUUGCCGAUCAGAAGGUCGGCGGUUCGAAUCCCUGCAACGGGGUGAGCUCCCAUUGUUCGGUCCCUGCUCCUGCCAACCUAGCAGUUCGAAAGCACGUCAAAGUGCAAGUAGAUAAAUAGGUACCGCUCCGGCGGGAAGGUAAACAGUGUUUCCGUGUGCUGCUCUGGUUCGCCAGAAGCGGCUUAGUCAUGCUGGUCACAUGACCCAGAAGCUGUACGCCAGCUCCCUUGGCCAAUAAAGCGAGAUGAGCGCCGCAACCCCAGAGUCGUCACGACUGGACCUAAUGGUCAGGGGUCCCUUUACCUUUACCUUUACCUUUACCUCGGGUUAAGAACUUAAUUCAUUCUGGAGGUCCGUUCUUAACCUGAAACUGUUCUUAACCUGAAGCACCACUUUAGCUAAUGGGACCUCCCGCUAACGCCACGCCGCCACUGCGCAAUUUCUGUUCUCAUCCUGAAGCAAAGUUCUUAACCCGAGGUACUAUUUCUGGGUUAGCGGAGUCUGUAACCUGAAGCAUCUGUAACCUGAAGCGUCUGUAACCCGAGGUACCACUGUAGAUAUUUAGUAAGCGGUCUCUGAAGUGGGAGGAGGAAAAUAAGAUGAACACAAUCCCACUUUGAACAUGGGAGACAAAAGGAAGUUCCGUGGUUAGGACAGACUUACCGUACUUAUGUCAACCUGAAAAUAAGUGGGUUGGUGAUAGGCUCAUAGAACCAUAGAAUUGUAGUGCUGGAAGGGAGCCCACGGGUCAUCUAGUUCAACCCUCUGCAAUGCAGGAAUCUCAGCUAGAUCCUACAUGACAGAUGGCCAUCCAACCUCUGCUUAAAAACUUUCAGUGAAGGGGAGUCCAGCACCUCUUGUGGAAGUGUGUUCCACUGUCGAACGGCUCUUACUGUCAGAAAGUUCUUCCUGUUGUUUAGUCGGAAUCUCCUUCAGGUACUACCCUCCAGAACAGGAGCUUCCUCCAUCUUUCAUGUGACAGCCCUUUAGAUAUUUGAAGAUCAUUUAUGUUCCCCUGAAAAUAAGAGGGUUGGUUAUAGGCUUCCUAGAAAAGUAGUGGGAUAACACCCAACCCUAUUUCGAUCACCGAUAGUAGUAAUUCAGAAUUUUUCUCUUGCUGGCUCCAAAUACUAGAAGGUUUCUAUUUCUGGAAUGGUUUUGUAUUUAUGCAUGAUGUGUUUUACAUUGUGGUAAAAGGCUUUCCUGUGGUAUGUUUGUAGCCACAAUUCUAAAAGUAAUUUCAGCCUUUACAUUGCAUAAUUAUGAACUCGGAAUGGAACAUUCUCCAUGAACAUUGCUUUCAAAACGUAAAGUCUUAUCCUUUGUUACAGUAUGUGAUGGUUGCUGCUGAGUCAUUUUUAUACAUGCCCUUGUGCUCAUUUCCUCCCCAGGGUUGUAUCCUCACAUGGAGUUUUUGAGGCCUAUUUGUGAAAUUCUUAUGGAUGACUCACUGGGUAAUAUCAGUUUCACACAAUCUGAAUAAGUUGAAAACUAUGCAGGCAACGGUAUCGUUGGUGUUCCACCACAUGGUUGAAUAAUUUGAAUGGCCAUAUUUGCAUACAGUAUGCUGUCGGUCUUGGUACACGAGUCUCAUUGGGUGAAAUGGUAAGAUACCUGUAUAUAUGCGGAAGGAUCUGUAUAAUGAGAGGAAAAUAUUGUCCAAUUCCCAAAAAAUAAAAUAAAAGGUGGCCUUAUAUUCUGUUUCUAAUACUAGCUGGAAUAGCUCACGUAGUAUAUAGGAUAUUUUUGGAAGUCUCCUAAAGCUUUGGGCAGGCAUGCUCCAAGAAAUAUUGUAAAUACAUGAAUUAAAGGUGUUGUGUCUGGUGGUCAGACCAGAAACUCUCAUCUCUAGAAUCAAUUAAUGACCUGAUUUAGACAUAAAGAAAAAAUUAUGGGGUUGUGUCCAAAUGGUUUCUUUAAAGAAACAAACAAAAAUGAACAAAAAGCAGAGAAACAAACUUUUGGCCUACCUAUACAAAGAAAGCAGGCAGUUCUGUGGAUUUUUAUUCUAACAGCUAUUUGAGAGGUGGUAGAGUGUGUGGGGGGUUUGUCUGGAAGGGGGCACUAUAGUAUGCCAAGCCCCUGCCUAAUUCUAUCAGCUUCAUAUUGUGAAAUUCAACAUCAUUUAACUUAAAGGGGGUGCGGUUGGAGGCAGAGGAAGUUAAGCUUUCAUUACAAUGAUUCUGAGAGUCCUUUCAGUGCAGAAAGAAGAGAAACAGGGGGAGAGGAAGGGUGGCAGGAAAGCCCAUGAAUCGGGCUGCUUCUACGGAACUUUCCCAUUCUCUAUUUUAACAAAAAAGAAAAAGGAAAAAGAGAGAGAAACAUUUUACUUUACCGGGGCAAAAGAACAGCUUCUUAUCAGCUGCCAAUGGUGCUAUGCUAGUUAAACGUACUAGGAGGGGCAAGCUGCAAUCCUUUCAAAUGCACUGGUUGCCAUUGCCCCAGGGAAGUAGUUGUCCUAGCACAAAAGCACAACUCUGCCCACUGCUAGAAGGACCCAGGUUUGCAGCAAAACUAAAACUUUCAGGGCUCUUCCAGGCGACCUGUCUACCAAGUGUUCAUUCUUACUUGUUUGCACAAAGCUAACAUGGUGGUUAGACUGUGUCCGGUCUUCCCUGAGCAUUACUUUUGAUUUGUUUACAGGGUAGUUUUGUGACAAUGAGCAUUCAUUCUGUGUUGCUUGCGGGGUGCUUAACCCACACAUAUCAUUGCAUUUCCUCAUCCCUUUGUAAACCACCAAAAACCAUGGCGACAUCAAUGAUUUCUGGAACCUGGAAGUGGCCAUAUUUCAGAGCAGCAUGGAAGCUCUGUCGCAGGAACAAGAGAAGAGAGUGAAUAGGAAACUCUGUGAUUCAUCAGUACAGCUACUGCAGCUCUGCUGAGUGGGCAGACAUCUAGGUUUCUCUUCUUAGAUUGAAGCCAUCUGGCAGCCACAGUUUUUCAGCAUAAGAAGAAAGAGCAGUCUGCCAGAAUCUGGCCUUGAGGCAUCAAACAGGAAUCCAGCUGGAAAGGGUUUUACUUUGGUGGUGAGCUGGAGGGGGGGGGGCAGGAAUAGCAGUGGGCCAGUGGGAGUGGGCAGGCAAAGCUCUGCCACUUCUUCAAUAUGCUGCCUGAAGCAAGGGGCUCAUCUUCCCUCAUGGUAGGGUCACUGACAUGAAAAGUUAAUGUGUGGUGACUGACGAGUAAUGUGUUUCUCUCUCUGAAAAUUAUAACACAGCAAUCAACAUGCAUAUGUGAGUUGGAUCUAGGACUAUAGAGACUCUGAAUUAGAGACUUAUUGGCAUCUGUCUGUCUCUGGAGACAGUGGAAGAAUGCGUCUUCAGGGGUAAGGUCAAACUGUUAGACAGUUAAUGCACGUGCCGUGGCUGUAGAGACCAGUACAGGAGAGACAUGUUUUAUUGCAGGUGGUGCAGAUGAAGGUGUCUGGUGUUGCUGCUACAGGUUCACCAUAGCGUUAGAGACUGCUUUGUCAUAUAUAGAGACUGUGACAUAUAUAGGGGCUCGAUGACUGAGUGCUUUUGGGUGUAUUCUUAAUUUCUAUUUAGUCAUUUAUUAAAUUGGAUGCACAACAUGCUGUUUGCUGUGGCUGUAUUUUACUGCUCCUCCUCCCUCGUCUCUGGGUUUUUAGAAACCUGUCAAACUAGUCUCAAGUUAGUUUGGGUCAUCCAUACUGAGCCAAGAAUGGUUCCUUGUCUGCUUGUGUUUUGCCCAGCAAAACCAGUCAAAACUUCUAGGAAGCAUUUCUUUUUUAAAAAUUAAGAAUCCAAGGCUAUACAAAAUCCAAGGAGUUUCAUCCUGGUUAGAGACUUGAUCAGAUGCCAUGCAAGGGAUUGCAUUAAAUUGUCCAUAUGCAUCCCAGUGUUGAAAUAUUUGUCUGUCUGUGCCAGGAGCAGGAAUGUCUUAUGACCUUGACAAGCUUGAAUUAGAUUUUAUUCACAAGAUUUAGAAAUAAUUAGAUUUGGUAGUCUGAAUCUUAUGCCCCCUAUUAUGAAAUAGUAUAGUCAGUUUCAUUGUAAUAUAGCAAUCAGUCAUAAUACACUAAAUGUUAACUGUAAACAGUUGGAAGGCAACAACUUUGCAUGUUCUGAAAGUCUGAGUUUCAUGUUGGAUAGCAAGCACUUGAACUUUGUUUCCUACUGAAACACAUACAGAUAAAUACCUUGUCAGACUUCUUAAGCACAUAUUCCUUGUUUUUGUUGAUUUCUAAAAUAUGCUUUUGAUUCUGACCCUCUGCAGCCUUUGUGUAAUUACAGUUUUGAGUAUUGACGUAUGGGUUACAGUAUGAGUUUUAACUCUGGGACAUCUUUAUAAAUUAGCAUCGGUCGCAAUUGACCGCUUACACCAUGCCAAUUACAAGCUUGAGGUGGUGGUGGUAAAACAAGCAUGUUUAGUUGCUCUCCCUUUUAGUUUCUUUUUAAAAUAUAUAGUAGAAGGUGUUUUUUAAAAAUAAUAAUUUUUAAAAGAUGGUUGUCGCUUCCCAGUUAAAGUGGGCAAUAAAAAGAUUUUCAGCCUUCUUUGAUAUUCUAGUUUCCUGUACUAGGUAGCAGAGCCGUAGCUAGGGGGUGGUGAGGUAGGCCCCCACCAGGGCCGCAUGUGGGGGGGCAUAAAAUUGCCUAAAAAUAUGUCCAUAAAUAAAAAUUUUGAUUAUUGCUUCAUAAGAAAAGGUUUUAAAUAGAGGGUAAAUUGAAUGGGUGGAGAGGGGGGUUGGAGGCAAGGCGGAAAGAAGAGCUAAUUUGUCCAUGGCUAGGGGGUGCAAUUUGGAUGGUUCUAUCAGGGGCACAAGAUCACCUAACUACUGCUCUGCAAAAUAAGAUUUGGCAGAUCCAAAUAAUCCUAGAAAUAGACACGGGGUGGGAACACUUUGAAAUGCAUUUUCUUCAUCUCAUGUACCCCAGUUUUGUUUUCCUGAGUUCAGGUUAAUGGUCUUAAGUACAAACAAGUACCAUAUUCACUGACAGACUGCUUAAUAAUAAUAAUAAUAAUAAUACUUUAUUAUUUAAACCCGCCCAUCUGGCUGGGUUCCCCCAGCCGCUCUGGGUAGCUUCCAACAGAAUAUUAAAAUACAAUAGUCUAUUAAACAUGAAAAGCUUCCAUAAACAGGGCUGCCUUCAGAUGUUUUCUAAAAGUCUGGUAGUUGUUUUUCUCUGUGACAUCUGGUGGGAGGGCAUUCCACUGGGUGGGUGCCACUACCGAGAAGGCCCUCUGCCUGGUUCCCUGUAACUUGGCUUCUCGCGGCGAGGGAACCGCCAGAAGGCCCUCGGCACUGGAUCUCAGUGUCCGGGAGACACUCCUUCAGGUAUACUUGACUGAGGCCGUUUAGGGCUUUAAAGGUCAGCACCAACUCUUUGAAUUGUGCUCAGAGCCAGUGUAGGUCUUUCAAGACCUGUGUUAAGUGGUCUUGGCAGCCACUCCCAGCCACCAGUCUAGCUGCCGCAUUCUGGAUUACUUGUAGUUUCCGGGUCACCUUCAAAGGUAGCCCCACAUAGAGUGCAUUGCAGCAGUCCAAGCGAGAGAUAACUAGAGUAUGCACCACUCUGGCAAGACAGUCCGUGAGCAGGUUAGGGUUUCAACCUGCGUACCAGAUGGAGCUGAUAAACAGCUGCCUUGGACACAAAAUUGACCUGCACCUCCAUGGACAGCUGUGAGUCCAGAAUGACUCCCAGGCUGCACACCUGGUCCUCCAGGGGCACAGUUACCCCAUUCAGGACUAGGGAGUCCUUUACAGCUGCCUGCCUCCUGUCCCCCCAAAACAGUACUUCUGUCUUGUCGGGAUUCAACCUCAAUCUGUUAGCCGCCAUCCAUCCUCCAACCGCCUCCAGACACUCACACAGGACCUUCACCGCCUUCACUGGUUCUGAUUAUGGUCGAUGGUUUGAAUGGAUUGUUGUACUCCAGUUGUAUAAAAAGAAGAAAACUGGUUCAUUCUGUCAUAGAACUGUGUCAAGCCAGGAUUCUGCUGUAAUUAAAAUGAUCAAAAUACAUACAUUCAGAUCUGUGUAGAGGGACAGCCCAAGACAUUUUGUUGCCUAAGGCAGAGUAACAAAUGAUGUGUAUUCAUACCCCAUCAAGGUACAUAGCAUCUAAGGCCAGCCACGUUAUUUUGGCACCUGAAGCAGAAAAUCCCAGAAUGACCUUGCCAUAAAAAUACAAUAUCUGGGUGUCCCUUCAUGACACCCAAAAUCAGUUGCCUAACAUUGGAAUAGAAACUGCAUGCAUUAUCCCACUUAUUUUAGCUAUGUAACACGAAUAAGCACAAAUAGCAUUUUGAAACCUCACAGCAGAAGGAAUAAAUCUCUUCCCAACAAAGUUAAGUAGGCAUAAAAUUAAAUGCACCCACUAAUGAAAUAGUUAUCUGUUCCUGACAUCUUGAAGAGUUUUAACCACUCUUUGUUCUAUCCACUCUUUGGAUUUCAGUCUGCUUUUUGGCAUUUAGAAAAAUUGUCAAGUUCUCCAGACUUGCAGGCCAUAAUUUGUAAUGUCUAAUUCUUCUCCUUCUUUCUCUACCCUAUUGGAUAAAAUGGAUAGUUUGAACAUAACAUUUCCCCCUUAUUUUUCUGUUUGUUUUUAAAUCAAUGACAUCUCUUUCGUCUUUCUUGCAAACUGAUGGAAUAUCUGCUUUUAGUUUCUUGAGCACAUUCAAGUUGAACAAUGUCUAAGUUUAUACUUUUUGUCAUCUUAGAACGCUUUUAAAGCAUACAAUUUAUUAAUACUUUUGUAUGUGAUCCCGCUGCACAUAACAACACAAACUUCAUUGCAGUUACCUAACAUACAAAAUCAAUUCCUUUUUUUGAGACUGCAGCUUUUGGAGAGAGAAACAAUCUAUACAUCUUAAAAAUAAGAAACAUGCUAGGCUGCCUGCUGUUGCACAAUCUUUAUUUGUUGUCUUUUUCAUUCCUUGUGUAAUCUAGUUAAACAACUUGCUAUGUUAACUGGUAGGAAGUGAGAAUUAUUCCAUAGUUUCAGGGUGUGGGGUUUCAUUUGUUCCUCAUGUAUGUGGGGUGAUGGGAAGAUUCUGAUCAAAUUGCAACACUCUUAACAAGCUAAAAUAAGCAGGAAGACAAAAGUCCAAUAUAAAAAAUCAACUACUGUACCAACAUAGUAUUGACAUAUUUAAAAUAUGAAAUGCAGCUUUGACAGGAAAGGCUAUGCUGAGAGCCAAAGUCUGCAUGUUUAUUUAAAAAAAAUUGUACCCCACUUUUCACCAUAUGGGUCCCAAAGUGACUGUUAUCUCUAUAUUGCAACUAAAAUCCAGUAAAUGACUAACAUAACUGGAUUUUUCUAUGUAAAGCUCCCAAAAAUGUGUUGAUUGCUGCCUCUUCAACAUUUUGAAGGCAAUCCUUAUUUCAGAGGGGGUGUUUGCACAUACAAACUUGUUUUCUCAAAGUCUGUGCUUGAGCAGACGGCGAGUUCUGAGCUUGUGGUUUUCAGAAUGUCAGGCAGGUAUUUUAUGGCUGUCUGACCAGUGGAGAAGAAUAAAAGAUCACUAGCAACGAGACCUGCAAAAAGCAUCUUGAACAUUGAUAGACUUGUUUUAGUGUUGAACUUUAUCUCUGGCCUGAGCCAAAGACUUGGCUUGCUACUGUUCCCUGUCAAAGGCCUUGCUUAUCUUGUCUGCACCCUGCCUCGUUUUUUUUCAUGCUAUCUAGAUUUCAGCCCCACUGACUUCAUAGGACACAUGUAUCUCACUAGACAAGAGUACAAAAUGUCUUGUAUAAAUCUGCCAGUUGGCACAGUCUUCUAGAAGUAUUCUUAGUGCGCUAAAAGCCUAGAAUCUGAAUUCCCAUACCAUUUAAACUCAUUAACACAAAUUUGCUAAUUUAUCUAGCAGUUGCAAACAUACUAAAUUGUUGAGAGCCAGUGUGGUGUUAGACAAGGAGCUGGGAGACCAGGGUUCAUGACAUUCACUGAGUGACCUUGUGCCAGUCAAUGCCUAUCAGCCUAACCUACCUCACAGGGUUGUUGUGGGGGAUUAAAUGAGGAGAGGGAGAACGACAUAUGCCACCUUGAGCUCCUUGGAGGAAAAGGUGGGAUAACAAUGCAAUUAACCACCAUCACCCAUGCUGGCAUGUUCAAAUGACAGUAGGUUUUGUGGGGUUGUUGUGGGGGGAAAAUACCCCAGAUAUUGGUUGUGACAUCUGGCCCUUAGCCUAUAGACUUCUGUGGUUAUGUGAAUUAAGUACAGCAUCUUGCUCAGGGUGUUUUUUUUAAUAAAAAAAAACACCUGACCUCUAUAAGAGCAGCCUAGCAUAGCUGCUGUAAUGCAUCUCUCUACCUUCUGCCAAUACCAACUGUUGUGUUCCAGCAGCAAGUGAGAGUAUAGCAAAUCUAAUAGUUCCAACACGGUUAGCCAAAGAGAAGGUAUGCAGGCAGCAAAUGUGUCUCUAUGUGUAGGAGGAUGAAAUCCAUCAGGCUGGUGCAACAUACUUAGCCUUUGUAGACUGUCUGGAAAGGAAAAUAACUAUAAACUAUUGUACGUGAAGUAUUUUCUACUGAUAAGCCAUUUGACUCUCAGGUUGCUUUUUCCAACAGCUGUUAAGGUGGAAGGGGUUUUUUUUUUGGGGGGGGGCGGGUUUUGUUUUUGUUUGUUUGAUGCAGGAAAGAAACAAACCCUGCUGUGAUUUGACACUGCCUUGGUUUAUUGUCCGGGGUUGAAAGGGCUGCAUCAAAACUAUUCUGAAAAUAAACAUGGUUUCACUUAUAGCGAGCUACUGCAGUAUUCAUUUUCACAAUGCAUGGAAACAGGGGUGGGAAAUGGGCUUGGAAGGUAAACUCUAGGAGGCUCAGCAAGAAGCCACGGAUCUUUUCCACUGUUAGGCACAAUUCCCAAGGUUUUAAAUAUAAAUUUGUUUCUUCUUCUGCCCUUUGCGGUGCAUUGAUGUGAAAUCCUGUAUCCUCAGUUGAAGUUUAAAAUGCAUCUCUGGGUUAUUUGUGGGGCAUAGGGAUUCGUUCAUCCCCCCCCCCCCAAAAUAUAUACUCCAGCAACCACAUGGUCUGAGUGACGGUGGACCGACCCAUGGCUGAAAAAGGUUGCUGACCCCUGGGUUAGACUCAGGGUGAAUAAUGGAUUAAAAGCCUAACAUGCUGAAUUUAAAAUUCAUAGAUAAAUUUGUUGCACAUGUUAACAUCCCCAUUCCAUCCCAUGAGCUUUAACUGUAGCCAGCAAGCUCGUACUUGUGAACUCCUUCAAGGUUUUCCCAGCCUUCUUCAUUUCCGAUCCUCUUAUGCAGAGGCGGGCAGAGACCCAUGUUGUCAAGUUCCUAAAGUUAAUAUAAAAUAUUAGCCAAAAGUGCUCAUGUGGUGAGACUGGGCUUCCCUGUUCCAUCUUUCCUGGCCUAGCAUAUUUUCCAGGAGGCUGCCUUGGGGCCCCCAACAAAUUGAUGCUUAAGCACUCCCACAUCUCUGCUAACUGACUGGCCAUGUAUUCAGAGAUCAAUCUGAGAGUCAGCUGUUGGCGGGGGAAGGAAUGUGCAGCUGUCCAAGGGUGGGGACGGUGUAGGCAGGCAGAUGAACUUCAAAAGCUGUUUGGACUGCAUUGCAGAAACACAGAAACACUCUGCAUUGCAGAGUGAAGAUACCUUAGUUGCAGGGAGGCAGUUGGAGGACGGUACAGUCAAGCUCUGGUCUUAGAUAUUGCCUAGCAUAUUUACUAGCUGAGCCUAAAGUUCUUAAAAGUCACCCAGGGCACUGCAAAUAGGAGAGGUGCCCCUGCUCUCAGAUAGGCAGACAAAGGGAUGUCACUCAGGUAGAAAAUAAGAAUGUGUUCGAUGGCACCUUGAGACUAACUUCCUGGAUCCUUUUUUAUUGUAAAACAUACUAAGCUUUGCAUUUCAGCAGAAUCUGAAUUUAUAAGUAGGUAAAGGAAGGCAGAAAAAUCAUCUGAAAGCUGAUAGCUAGAAACAAAGUUUUAAAGGGAUAUUAUAUAAUUUUUUAAAUGUAGAAUUUGUAUAGUAUUGAUAGAAAACACAGUCUUAAGCCCCCACUUUGAUAGCCAAAUGAGUUCCUGUUCAGCUCUCUCGUGUUCUGUAUGUCCCUAUAGUUUGACCUUCCUAAGAACAGCGACUCUGAUGUCUGCAACACUGGCCUGUUUUGCACGUAGUGUUAAGCUAAAUUUUCUUCACUUCCUUUAGUUGGUAUUGAUAAAACAAACGCUGGUUCUUGUAAAGUUCAUGCUUGAGGGAGAUAAUAAAAUGUUCAGAAUGUUGAGUGCAUAAAGCUAUAUUGCGCAAUGGUUGAGUUUUUCCCUCUCAGCUUCAGUAACUACUUGGGGAGAUUCCAUUCUAUGUAUCAAGGGUGGCAGUGAUCCUCCUAGGGACAAUUGUAAGAGACAUUGAGUGUCUGCAUUUUAAUGCAAUGAUUGAGAACCAUAGAAGUACCUCUUUAUCCUGGCCUUUCUCACACACACACACACACACACACACACACACACACCCCAUUCUAGCUAUAAUUGUAAUAUUGCCCAAGAGUGAAGCACACUCUCCUUUUUACAAAAGCAAGAAGUGUCCAUCCUUCUAGAGUUUUCCUUUAAAAAAAAAGCAAAUAGUAAAAUAAACUCCCUUGAUUUCUAGAGAUCGCUUGUUUAAAUUAAACAGAUGGCCUUUUGAAGGUUGCUAGCUGAUAAAAACACACAACUCCAUUUGCUUGGCUGGAGCUUGGAAACAAUCUGGUGAUUAGAACACAGGGAGUGAAGUGCAGAUAAUUCUGAAUAUUUCAGCUGGUAAAGAAGGUCACUGGGGACCUACAAAGACAUACUGCUCAAUUUGAGAGAGUGCUGCUGCUUUAAAAGCUGGUACUAUGUGUGUGCAGACACACUUCCUUCCCUGCAUUAUUUCUGUAGUAUUCAAAAAUGUGCAGGCAUUAGAAAGUGAUCACAAGUCUCCAUUAUGUGUUCCUUAUAAGGAACUUAAGACUACUCAGAAGUGUGGAGCUGGCCUCCUUGCAUUAUUGCAGGGCAACAAUUGAAAAUUGCACGGUCACUUCCUUGCCGCUCCCCACCAGAUUCCAUGAUUCAUGUUUAAGUGAAUCCCAUUCUUGAAAAUGAUACGGCCUCUGUCUAGCUUACUAGCCAGUUUCAGGUUGUGUUCCCAUGAGAGUGGUGCCAAAAAUAGCCUCUCUGUAUUAACAACUCUUUCCUCCAUGGCCUAUAAUGUUUGCAAGCAUACUCCAACAUGAUGUGGACAAGUGAGUUCUUGCAGAGUUGUUCACUAAAGGUAGUUCAAUUUUUGAUUGCUUCCCUAUGGAGAUGGUAAUGUGUUCACCAGCUAUAUUCAAAUGAACAUAACCUUCAGUAAAGUAAUUCACAUUCUGUUGGCAUUAUAAUAAGAAGAAUUCACGUUAGACAUCUAAAUGAUUGUAAAUGUGUCUCUGUAACUAGUACAGUGGUACCUCGGGUUACAUACGCUUCAGGUUACAUACGCUUCAGGUUACAGGCUCCGCUAACCCAGAAAUAGUGCUUCAGGUUAAGUACUUUGCUUCAGGAUGAGAACAGAAAUUGUGCUCUGGCGGCGCAGCAGCAGCAGGAAGCCCCAUUAGCUAAAGUGGUGCUUCAGGUUAAGAAUAGUUUCAGGUUAAGUACGGACCUCCGGAACUUACAGAAUUAAGUUCGUAACCCGAGGUACCACUGUACUGCCUUUCCAACCAUCCAUUGUUAUAACAAAAUUUCAGUUAUAUUUUAUGUCCUUUUUUCAAAAAAAGGACAAUGGAUGUAAACUCCCACUCCCCCACCUCCGUCUGUGUGAUGUAUGAAUUCUUGCUAGAUGACCCAUAUUUCCUCCCCGUAUGCUUUUAAAUUACAGUUGCUCUCUUCUUAUUUCUAUAGUGAAACUGAAUUGCUUCUAGAGUGCUAUAUCUUCAUCCUUUCUAUCACUGCUGAGGACUUGAAGCUUAGAGUUUCAAAGAUCAAUUAGUGUUGCUUUCCUUUUUAUGUAGAGGUCUUGCCAUAAAGCUUGCCAUAACUUUUGGGACCAGAAAGCUCAGGGAAAGUUCAUAGAGGCAACUAGAAUUCUGCAUUUUUAGAAUAGUACUGUAUUUUUCGCUCUAUAAGACACACCAGACCACAAGACGCACCUAGUUUUUGGAGGAGGAAAACAAUAAAAAAAAUAUUCUGAAUCUCAGAAGCCAGAACAGCAAGAGGGAUCGCUGUGCAGUGAAAGCAGCAAUCCCUCUUGCUGUUCUGGCUUCUGGGAUAGCUGCGCAGCCUGCAUUCACUCCAUAAGACGCACACACAUUUCCCCUUACUUUUUAGGAGGGGAAAAGUGAGUCUUCUAGAGCAAAAAAUAUGGUAUUUUCUCUGGUUUGUGUCUUGAUAAUCUGUACUUUAAUGCAUGUUAAUAGACUUGAGCAGUCAGUUUGGCUAUGUAAUUACAGUACUGUUUGGUAUUAGUCAUUCUAAAAGAUUUAAUAUAUGCUUGACAUGUUACUGUUUGUGUGUUUUUGCAGACCAGAAGAGACUAACAGAAGAGUGAAGAAUGUAAGACUCAUUCUCUUUUAAUUAUUUGAUUCACACAUGCAGAUGGUUUAAAAAACAAACUUGGACCUUUAGCUUAGUUAACUGAGCUUUCUCCUCUUCUUGAAAGAGGUCAAGCAGUAGAAAGAGAGACCCUUCAAAUGGCACAAUCUAGUUAAAUGCAGUGUGUGCGGUGCUUUUUAUUAGAUAGGUUUACAACAUACCUACAAACCCCAUGCAACCAAGGCAAUUAGCUUUUCAGAUGGUAAGUGGGUCUCCCUUUACUAGGACCUAAGGCCUGUUUGCUUAUAUCAUGGUUGGGGUUUGUGUGUAUGUUUCACUCUGGUGAGUGUAUGCAAAGUUGGACAAUGUUAUUGCAUAUUUUUGUAUGAUAAUAUUUGUGCAAUCGGAGGGAUGCGGGUGGCGCGGUGGGUUAAACCACAGAGCCUAGGACUUCCUGAUCAGAAGGUUGGCAGUUCGAAUCCCCGCCACAGGGUGAGCUCCCGUUGCUCAGUCCCAGCUCCUGCCAACCCAGCAGUUCGAAAGCACGUCAAAGUGCAAGUAGAUAAAUAGGUAUCGCUCUGGGGGGAAGGUAAACAGCGUUUGCCGUGCUUUGCCAGAGCUGUACGCCAGCUCCCUCGGCCAAUAAAGCGAGAUGAGCGCCGCAACCCCAGAGUCGGUCACGACUGGAUCUAAUGGUCAGGGGCCCCCUUUACCUUUACCUAUUUGUGCAGUAAGCUGCAUUGAUACAAUCUGAAUUUCAGCAGAUCAUGUAUAAUGUAGGUUCAAGGUUCAAUAAUGUGUUAAAAGGAAAUAAGCCAUUCUAAACAAAAGAAACCAAACUCUGCUCCAAGAGAACUCAAAUGACACUAAUAAAUUAUAUUAUGUAAAUGUAACAAGGAAUUAUGCAAACCAUAUGCAUUCAUUUAUUUGAACAAUGCUUACUUUAAAAAUAAUAGUAAGAGUUCUCCUGAGGUGCUUGUGCAGUUGGCUGACUUCAGUUCUUUUAAGACUGAAUUCUGAAUGGACUUGGCCAAUUCAGUAACAGUUGUGCCAGUUAAUGCAGUACAAUUGAUAUGCUGCAUAUUUCAAGACCAUCAUGUUUUGUUCAAACCUCUGUAUGUGAGUAUAAUUUGGGAGUUUUUCCUUCUGCACCAGUGUAGUGGCAAGAAAAGUGUGGGGAGCGAUGGAAAAUGUUUGCUGCUCCAUUUCACCCUCCAAAGUAUGCAUGUUGUGCAUGCAAACUACAUUCACUGUGCAGCAAACCUUUUUCGGUGCUUGUCAAGGGCACCAGGACCAGUGCCUGUAACUGGCCAGAAAUGCUAGCUUUAGCCAUCAGUUUGAAGAAGGCCUCUGAUAAGGAAAACAUGGAAAGGAAAAUCCUUUAUUCAGACAGCACAGUCAAUAUGUGGAAUUUGCUCCCACAAAAAAAACAAAAAACCACGGUGAUGGCCUUCGACUCAGAUGGCUUUAAAAAAGAAAUACUGUAUACAAAUUCAUGUAGGAUAAGGCGUCUGAGUGCCUGUUGCAGGGAACUGAAAAUGGGGAGGCCAUUAGGAAAUGCUUUGGGGGUUUUCAUAGGCAUCUGUUGGGCUAUGUGAAAACGGGGAAGGGCUAGAUGGAGCACUGGUCUGCUCUAGCAGGCUUUUUGUAUGCUUUUAUUCUAAUAGUAGGUAUCAGUUGAGGAAAUGUGUUAAAAAUUUCUGUCUUGGAAGUAAGAAAGUAAUAAGUUUUAUAAUAAGCAUACGUUUGGCAUAAUUAGUUAGUGUGUGUGUGUUGUCUGGCUUUACAUCAUUAUUCAUAAAUGUUUCAUUCUUUUUAAAUUUAGGUUUUGAUUACAUUAUAUUGGUUGGGCAGGAAAGCGCACAGCAACCCUUACUAUAAUGGCCCACAGCUAAAUUUAAAAGCCUUUGAGAAAUUACUAGGACAAGCCUUGACAAAGGUAAGGCGUUCAUGGAAGGAAAAGUAAUUUCAGCAAAGAUUAUCUACUAUUGCUGUGGAAAAAAAUGUUUGACCGGCUGAGCAUGUUUUAUCUGAUUCAGUUUUCUACUUUUUGAGGAGAGGGGAAUCUAUAGCUUUAAAUUUUCCUUUUUGUAUACUUUCUAUUGCUGUAAGCCACCUUGGGCAGGCAAAAAGGCAGAAUGGUAAAAUAAUAGAAAUAAUAAUAAACAUUGCAUGUGCCUUUGUCCAUCUGUGUGACACCUAGUUUGGCAGAUAGUUUUAUAGGAGGCCACUUAGAAAAGGGAAUGAGCAAUGGGGAGUUGAGCCUCACAUCUACCCAAUGCAACUUCCAAAUGCACUGCCAACAAGUCUAAUGGCUAUAGUCUCCCCUUGCUCCACACAUGACUUUUCACUUCUGAUAUUGCAGUUUUGGGAGAGGGAGCUGAUAACUGGAGAAAUGGAUUUGGCCAUGAAAGUGUCAUUUUGCAGAUCCAUAGCACAAUGCUUUGUUACUCACAAGCACAAUUAUGUAUCACUACAGAACUUUACUAGUUAUAAUUCACAUUCAGCAGUAAUUAUAAAGUAGUGAUUAUAUCUAUUUACUUUCUGUUUCAAGUUUCUUAAACGCAUUUCCCCAUGCUAUAAGCUUCCAUUGAGAAGAACACCAUCCAUGUCACUCAAACAGAACACAUUGCAAAAUUAUCAUUGCUAAAAUCCUUUGAUAAUUUUUUUUAAAAUUACAAACAACAACAACAACAACUUUUCAUUGCAGGCUCUUGGAGAAUCCAGCAGUCCCAAACGAAGUGGAAGGGAUAGUGGAUACGGAGAUAUUUGGUAUAUUGAACGCAGUGACUCACUUUCGUCAUCUAUCAGCCAUAAGAGAGACGAUUCCUUUGAUAGCUUGGACUCCUUUGGCUCAAGAUCUUCUGCAAGCUUUUCAUCAGACGUAACUUUGAAAGGUGGCAGUGAAGGUAAUAUAUUCUUUAAAAUCUUACUAGCCAUAUUUGCUUGAGAGAAGUAGGACAACAAAAGCUGUAAGGGUUAGAUGCUUUUACAUUUUGCCUUAUCAGUCUUUUCCUAGUUUUAAAUAUCCUGAGGUUUUCCAGACGAAUGUCAUAUAGCUAAAGAACAUUCCCUUAAACAAGUUUGCUAGCUAUCAAACAACUGACUGAAGGAAAUUCAGUGGGGAACUGAUACUAGAUAGGUCAUAGGACUCCCUCACUUCCAGUUUGACCCCAAAUACUAAAUACAUCUGGCAGGUGAGCUGGAAGUCAUUAGUUUUACUCAGUGCCUCUGCCAAACCUCUUUACCUCUGCAGUCAAUAAAGUUGUGGCCUGAUCUGACCCAAAAUGUACAUUGUCAUAUUUUGUUUGUUUACUGUUCCUAAGACUGGCUAGGUGGUGGGGUGUGAGGCACCCAGGCACGCAAUUGAAUAGCUGUUCACAAUAGCAACAAAUCCAUUUUGGUAACUAUGCUAAUAUUAACAGAGACUUCAUAAACAGUUUUGUAAGGACUUCAUGACCUCUGGCCUGCCAUUCUCUGUUAGUUUUGUGGCACAGUAUGUGAUUUUUGACCGUCUGUUCUGGCACUGAGAAAUAAAUUGAAAAAGUUGCUUCCAGUUCAGAGAGGGGUUUUCAUUUAAUAUUAUUGGUCUUGUUAUUUCUAUGGAGAAGUAUCAGUUAUAGAGCACAGUCAUUGAGAUCAACAGUUCAUUUUGCAAGUGGGAAUGAGGAAAUGAUGUAAUUAAUGCAACGUAACUAGGAAAACCAAAGUUCAGCCAGGUGAACUUUCAUACAGUAUCAGGGCAAGUGUCUAAAAAUAUUCUCUUGCUCUAUUUGCAAUAAAAAUCGUAAGAGGGCUUAGGUCAGCGCUGGCUUAUAACAGAGUAAACUUCUGAUGCUGAAAUUUCAACUUAGAGGAUUUCUGUGUGUUUUUGCUUAAAAGAUUGUGAAAGUGACACAGAUUCUGAAACACGCGCAAGAAUGCAUGAUCCCAGUAAAGAUGACAUGUCGUACCGCAGAGUUUCUUUGAUUGAACCCAAGCCUGCUGCAGAGUUCAAUCGUUUCUUACCCAGCAAAGCUAAACCACCAACAUACAUGCCAGCGCCCUUGCGGAAGAGAAGAACAGAGAAGAAUGAGGAUAAUAGAAGAAGCUGGGCAAGUCCUGUGUUUACGGAGCCGGAUGGAACAUUUUCAAGGUAUUUGUGUGGUGUUUAAAUGUGUUAAAAGUUGUCAUUGUGGCAAAUGUUAACUUAUCGCUACAGAAGAGGCCUGGAGCAAGCAUACCAUUGUCAGUGGAGAUCAGGGGAAUAAUGAGGGCAUGUAAUCUUCUCCUUCCUUCUGUGCAAUUCUGUUCCCCUUCCUGUUUAUGGUUUGCUUUAACUAUGCUUGCAGGUACAGCACACCGGAUCCGUUCCGGAACUCCGGUCAGAUCCUGAGGUAUUCGCAACCGGAGGUGCCUGCUCUGCACAUGCGCGCAGUGCGGUGGAGUGCUUCUGUGCAUGUGCGCAUGGCGAAACCCGAAAAAAUACUUCCAGGUUUGCUGCGUGCAUAACCCGAGGAUACGCAACCAGAGGUGUGCGUAUCCAGAGGUACCACUAUACUACGUUCUCAUUUGAUGCUAUCCAGUGUUGCCCUUGCAUUUCACAUUUGGGUUUCAAACUCUGUAUGCGACACAGAUGUGUAAUGUUACACAGUGGUUAAAAGAAACCGUGGAAAAGAGGGAUUUCGUGUGAGAGACAGAAGGUGAGGGGGCUCAUGAGUCUUCAGUAGGCUUCUGAUUUUUCCUUUUCCUAACCAUGACACCAGAACAACGAAGUGGCCUUUAUUAAAAGGUUGACACAGUGUUUUUAUAUUUUUAAAAAAGGGUGCCCCUGAAUUUCUGGUAGUUUUUGUUUUUUUUAAAGCUUGCUAAAUUGAUGCGUUGUUUAUUAAAAUAUGACACACUAUUUCUGCUUUCCCAUGUGACUUUUAAUAUAACUUGCUAACUCAUUUUGUAAGGUAACUGAGAGUAAAUAUUCUGUUCAUUUACUCAGAUAAUAAAAUGAGAUUAACUUGAAGUUCAUAGAAGAAUUUUUUCCCAUUCCCUCCUUCCAUUUGAAGCCAUCUUUGCGUCUCCCAAAGCCCCUUUGGAAGCUCUUCCUAAAUAAUGUGGGGUGGUACACAGGGUGCUGCUGGUAAAUGGCAGAACUUCUCAAAAUUGAUCACCCCAAUACAAAACGAUGUACAAAAUCUUUAUUUUGUCUUUGGAUUAUUACUGCCCUCCAAGAAUUUACAUAGUAUUGGCUUAUGCUGUGAUUGUAGUAGAGCUGGUGACCAGGCUUACCAAUUCUCAUUCUGUAGCUUCAUCCCUGUUAUGACUGAUCUCAGCAGAUGUGAAAGGAGUCAUUUACCUUCCAAUCAAAAUAGCAGAGCAGAGAGUGGCUUUGCACAUCUAGCUUCCCCACAGGUGACCUGCCAGUUUGAUGGUAGUUCCUAUUUGGAAGUUGAAAGGAAAGCAGACAGAUGUUAUUCAGGAUGAUUUGGCAAAGUGCAGGCUUUUGGCGAAUAUAUCUUUUGCUAGACCUGGAUUUCUUUAUGCCCAGCAAAAUUAUUCUUCCAUGCUUGAUGCUUAAGACAUUGUACCACUGACCCAUUACCCAUGGUGCUGAAAGAGAUGUGGUUAAAGGUCUACUUCUCUGGGUUCUUAUGAUUUACUCCUAAACUAUAAAAAAUAUCUGUAAACACACUAUCUGUGAAUAGUGUAUUCUGAAGCCAGAGUUUAUUGAUCUGCCUGUACAGAAGCUUAAACCACUUCCCAUGUGUAUGUGUGUGCUUUGAACAGUUUCCCAACAUUUUCCUUUUGGUCAUAUGAAACAAAAAUCUUCUGUUAUAAUGGCAUUCUUGCAUGCCUGCAGUGCUUUGAUACUCAGAACUAAUUUUGCUUCAUUCACAAGUUUGUAAUUUUUAGCCAAAUGUGUCAUCUUUUCUGUAUUCGACAACAAAUUGUGUUUGAAAGUAUAACUUGAUUGGGUAUUUUGUACAGUAACCAGAGAAGAGCUUUGCAGCGAGAGAUGGAAUGCAAUACAUCAGCUAACGUCCUUUCAGGCUUCUCCAACUAUUUGGAGGAGGAGGAUGAAGAAGAAAAGACAAUGGGCACUCCAGACAUUGAAACAGAUGACCUUUAUGUUCGCAAAAUAAAUGCUGCAGUGUCAAACCCAAAACUUUCCUCUCAUAAGUUUCUUCCCAAGUCUUGGAUUCCAGGGGAAGAAUUGCAGUGGAAAAAAGCGAAAAGGAUAUCUUUUUCCAAGCAAUGGUAUAAGGAUAUUCAAGGAUUCAGGUUUGUUGUCUUGCAUGUUCUUUUUUCAUCCAAGCAGACCUUUUUUUAAAAAACACAUGCUUAAGUGGCUCAAAUCACUGCACGAUUUGAGUUGCGGCAGGGGGCGUGGAGUCUUCACUGGCUGUUGCCUGUGGAAACUGAAUUACUGUUCCAUUCGAUUUUGAAAUGCAGCCUCUUCCUAUACCAGUUAUUUUAAGCAGUGUGUUCAAACAGAUUACUGCAUACCAUUUUUGUGCCAGAACUUACAUAUUCCCUGUUUUUCCCUUUCUUCACUUACGUGCUGCUGUGCAGUAAAAGUGCAGAUUCUGAAGAGGAUCUUGCAAGAGUCCAGGCAAGCAAUAGCCUGAGUAACUUGGGUAACAGUUGCAGAGAAGACCCAAACUGCGUUAAACAGACUGCGGAACAUGCUGCAAAAUCAGUACUACAAGCUGCAGAAGAAAAUGUUAACUGUUCCUCUGAUCUACCAAGGUUGCUACAAUUGCAUGAACUAUGCUGUCCUGUGUGUACGGAAACCUGCUCUUUGCUAAAAGUUAAAGUGAAAAGUUAAUAUGGAUCGCUGGCUUUUGAACUUUCCCCCCUAUGUCCAUACAUGUUGGCUUACUGAAUUCACACUACUAAAGCAGAGUGGAUUUUAUUUUUGUGCUGGUCGAUGCUCUUGUCUCCUCUGCAAUGAUUGCUAUGCUUUGCUGCUACGCAGGAGUAAAAGUGUUGUCCUUUUAAAAAUAUGUUGGAGUCGUAACAAGCCACAUUUCAAUGUUGCAGUGUGCACCCCUUUUCAGUUGCAAUUUUUUUGGCAUCUUUUUGGUCUGCAUUUCAGGCCUUGUUCUCACUGAGUUGGGAAACCUUUGAGCUCUAGCACUGAGGGCUAACUUGAAUAAACGGUCCUUUUUAAAAAAAAGCACCCCCAAAUAGAAAACCUAACAUAUUGGUUUUAUAUGCCAGACACAGGUUUAGCACCUCAGUGAGAGCUAGGUCUCUGUUUCUACUAGUUAACGCAAGUUUUAAUUUGUGUGUCUUUUUUAUAUCUCAGUCAGUUUUUAUUUCUGCGGGCACUGCAAAAAUAUUCUGACGACUACCUGUCCUCUGAAACUAGAACCAAAAUUGAUCCUUCUUCAGGGCCUAGGCUCAUAACUUGCAGGAAAAAAAAUUAUUUUAGGCCUGGAUGUGACCAAAGGGACAAUGAAAAUGGAGACAAUUAUCCAGAUUUGGAAAAUGAUGAUUUGUUUGUUCGUAAGACUGGUGCUUCCCAUGUGAAUCCGGUAAUCCUCCAAGGUUUUCAGUAUCUUAAGCAAGGUCCUCAGAUAGAAGGCGAGAUCGUUCUUCAACCCAGAGACGAUGAAACUGUAAUUCCAGAUUUGGAAAAAGAUGAUUUGACAGUUCGCAAAGCUCAGUUUCAGAAGAAAGAAGUGCCCUUAUCAGGGGCCCCAGAUAGAUACUGGCCUGCUCUCUUUCCGGAUCCUUGGAGUCUUCCACCAGAAAUCCAGGCCAAAUUUCUUUGUUUGCUUGAGAAGACAACAACAAAGGAUGAGAGACAAAGUGGUGGAAAGAUUUUAUCUCCUUCUUCACGGCAAAAGAAGGAUGAUAUGUUGACCCGCAAGAUGGAGCUGCUCAACAUAGGAGUCAAUGUGCAGCCCAUUAGUUUCUCUCCAGGAACAUGCAGCAAAGAAGACAUGGAAAAAUGGGAGGCAAUCAGAGAGGCCAGCAAAAUCAGACACAAGAAAAGGCAAAUGGUUGAAAGGUCAGCUAAAGGCCAUGCAUGGAUUGUGCUUGUAUCCAAAAUAUUCAGAAAUGGGUUUUUGUUUUUGUUUUUAAGAGAGAACAAGGAACAGCAGCAUCUUGCUUUCAGCCAUGCAUGUCUUGGUGUGAAACUUCAGUCUGUGUCUUUGUAUAUUGUCCCAUAAGUUGUCGUGUUGGUUGUCAAGCUCAUCAACAAUACAAACCACAUACUUCAGGAGUUUCAGGACUGUUUGAUCACUGGACUAAUGCAACUUUCAUGAAUACAUUUAUUUAAAGGAUCAGAAAUAAAAGUUUCUGCUUACAACAGAUUCAACAUAGCUGGUACUUCAAAGUAUUUGUUUGCAGACAUUCUUGGAAAUGUACGUUUCAAGUGUAGGAGUGGCUAAAUGGGUAUAAUAUUUUUUUUCUCCUUGCUCUACUACUGUUUAAGGUGUUUAUAUUCUUGUAUCGAAAACACAUUUGUGGAUGAACAGAAGCAAACGUACAUGUGGAUUGCUUCUCCCCUUUCAUCCUCUUUCUCUGCAGUCUACGUCUAUGUGAUCUAAAUAACCCCUUUAAAAAGGCAAAGGUAAAGGACCCCUGACAGUUAAGUCCAGUCGCGAACGACUCUGGGGUUGCAGUGCUCAUCUCGCUUUACAGGCCAAGGGAGCCGACAUUUGUCCACAGGCAGUUUUUCCGGGUCAUGUGGCCCUUUAGGUAUGCUCAAAGGUUGCUCACAGGUGGAGCAAAGAUCUCAUUCUGCAACCGCUGACCUUUCCCAGCAGUUUAUACAUAGUUUUGCUUCUAAAUUGCUUCUGUCCCAUUCUUGACUCAAAAAGAACUCCCAGCUUAAAAGCACUUUGUGGAGCAAUUAGGAGUGUGAAUUUAGAUAGAUAGAUAGAUAGAUAGAUAGAUAGAUAGAUAGAUAGAUAGAUGAUAGAUAUUUAGUAAUCCCACUAAAAUAUUAACAAGUAACUCUGUCCCAAUCCAGCCACUGAAAUCUAGCCCUAAUGUGGGAGGACUUUACAACCUGUUCAGAAGAUGUUUGGAUACUAGUGAGCAUAAUUUGCGGUUGUUGACAACACCUAUCUUCAUGAAGAAACAGUCCUGGGUCAAUCUUAAUGAGGUUUCUUAUAUUCACCUGGUAAAGUGUUUUCCAUCUUGAAAUACCCUCAUCCAUUCCAUUCUACAUGGAGCAUUCAUUAGUCCUUCAGCAAACUUUGUAUGUUUUUUUUGUCUGCUGAGUAGUUCUAGAGCACCAAUUAUGCAUGUUUCGUUGGAAAGUAUAACUGCAAGCUGGUUGCAUACUUAAGCUUAACACAGUUAACAAAUUUUAAGGAACAAUUAGAAUGAAACAUGCGAGGCACCUUACAUUUUCCCUGAAUCUCCCUGCCUUCUUUUAGUUAUCCGAGAGCUGUGCUCUGUAAAUGGCUCAAAAAGGCAUGGGCUGAAUCUUUGCCCUAACAUAUUACUCUGUGACUGUUUUAAAUAGUUAUGCAAUGAUUAUAUAAACAACUACUAGAUACAAAUCAGAGCUGUAACUGCGGCUGUGUUUAAUGUGUUAAGCUUCUGAUAUGUCUUCUGUGUGUUUGAUAGAUUAAGACGUGCAAUGCAAGAUUUGGGGGGGGGCGGGGAACCCAUUCAUAUUUGCAUUUUUGAGAUUAAGUUUAAGGAAAGUUUCUAGGUAUGCACAUUUUGUGGUCCAUACUAAACCACAAAGAAAAAAGCAGGUGUAAGUAUUUGUGUUGGCAUUUGAAUCUGAGAGUUUAAAUUAUUCUCAAAGUUCAGCCUAAUAUCUGAAUUUUGAUAUUGCAAUAGGGUUUUCAUAUUCACAUUACUUUAGCAACUUGUUCAUUGUUUUAGUUCAUAUGUUCUACCAUAAUAUUGUUGGCAUUUUUUUACAUAUGGUGAAAAUGGAAUGGGUAGUAUGAACUUGUUUUGGUUUUCUGAUUUCCCCCUCAGGCUGUUUCAAAAGAUUACUGAUGAGCAUGGGUAAGUUUAAUGAGAAAAGCAUGGCAGAGCAUAAAGAUUCCAACAUAAUGCAAUGGAUUAACCAUGCAGCUUAUGCGUUUGCAGCACUGGCUAAAGACUUGUGCUUUGAGGCAAAAUGUGCAUGAUGCUUCAUACUUGAGUGCUUAAUUGGUUUGCACCGCAGUUUCUGGGAUUCAUUUAAGGCAGUGGCAGGAAAUGUGGCCCUCUCAGAUGUUGCUCAACUUCCGCCUUCCAUCAGCCCCAAUCCCUAGCAAGUAUGGCCAAUGGUCAAGGAUGAUGGGAGUUCAAGUCCAGCAACAUCUGGAAUGGCCACUAGUUCUCUACCCCUCGUCUAGGAGGAACUCUGAAUGGCAAAGGUUUUGCAUGUAUGGAGGAAAAUAAAAUGAGCAGUUAUAGUCUAGCAGCUUCUUAAAACAAGCUGGGAAUGUUUCAUUGCUUGAAGCCUAGCAUGUGGCACACUUCGGAUAGAGUAUGUUUGAAUACUGUUUAUGCAAUCCACACUUCCCGCAAGUAGCUCCUUAAACUAAAUGAAAACUGACUUUCCGCCAGAGAUGUUGAUGACCAGCAACUUUCCUGAACCAAUAACUUGUGCCUGAGAAUGGGAUGCACCAGCAGCUGUGCCAGGAAAUUUUCACAAGCAGUUUGACGGUGGUGUUUAUAAGUAUUUGUAGGUUUUCAGCAUCAGCCUCUUUGUACACAAUCCCCCUUUUGGCCUUGGAGAAAGAUUGAGUUCGUUUGACAGAAAGAGAGCUUAAACUAGAAAUAUUGUGAGGCAUCUAAGUGGUAAAUAUUCACACCAGGGAAAGGAUUUUCAUCUUUUAAUGAGAUAAAUGGUAAAAUUGGUAUCCUUUAAUAAUACAAAUUUUUCCACUAUUUGGGUUUUGCCUGUUCCAUGCGCCUAGAGAGUUUCUAAAAUUGGGGAAAUUAUUUCACAAAUGUUGACUACUAACAGCAAAAAGUGCUUCUGGCUCCAAACACAGCAAGCACAAACUUUCAUUUCUUUCACAGCAUAUAGGAAAAAUUACAUAACGUGAGAUUAUGAUGUCCUGGCUUUCCCUAGCAUUGGUGCACAUCAGGGACAUUUGAAAUACAGUUGUAUCUUGUAUCCCGAACGCCCUGGAACUUGGAUGUUGUGGCUCCCAAACAUUGCAGACCCAGAAGUGAUUGUUCUGGUUUGCGAAUGUUCUUUGGAACCCGAACGUCUGACAAAGCUUCUACAGCUUCUGAUUGGCUGCAGGAGCUUCCUGCAGCCAAUCAGAAGCCACAGUUUGGUUUUCAAACAUUUUGGAAGUCAAAUGGACUUCCGGAAUGGAUUCUGUUCGACUUCCAAGGUACAACUGUACUUUGAGACUAAGAUGUGAGACAUUGUACUACAUCUUAUAGGGUGGGUGUGGGAGUGAGGUACAUGAUGACUACUCAACACCCCCCCCCAAAAAAAACCAAUAACCAUGGCCACAUUUUAUAGUUACAUGUAGUUUGGCAAUGAAACUAAAUGUGAGAGUCAUUGGAGAGGGCAACUUCACUAACAUAGCUAUAAAAUGUGGACUUCCAGGAUUCAGAUAUUCUUAGAUAAUGUUUUAAGGUUGUUAGUCUUCUUAAAAUCUCUUAAGUGCCCAUUCUCAUCUGGGGUGAUGAGAAUUCCAGUAAGCUGGGUUCUAGCCACCAAUUGCCCAGGAAGGCAAGGAAGCAUGUGAUAGAAUUCUUGGAUAGCUCUGUGUCCCUUAUUCUCUUCCAGUUCUUCCGCUGACUUCACCUAGGAUAGAGCUUCUCCUGUAUGACUCCUCUUCAGCAUAUUUUGUAAUUAUUAUUCCUUCUUAGGUUUUUUUUCUUUUUAGUCUCUCAUGACCCCCCCCCCCCCAAAUUCUCAGAGGAGGAAAGAAAAGACCUUUGUGUUGUCUAUGAACUAGACGUUUGCCUAGCCUCCCUUCCACACGACUCCCUCUGGAAGGACAGCAAAAGCUUCAACAAAAAACAACACUUGAGGGAUGUUGGGGAGGGAGGAAUACAACACUUUUGCUGCCACCACCGAGGGGCCUUUGUGCAAGCAGUGCCACCAGUAUCUAAAGACCACUGGUUAGCAGCAUCCCUGCCCAUUUCACACCACUCCCAGCCAACAGAAAUUUCUCUCAUCUGGGGCAGCAUUUCUCAGGACGCAGUGGUCCAUAAUCCUCUUUAUGAUUAUGAGGGUUACUGUGAGAGAACAGAAGGCCUUAAAAGAGGAGACAUUCACACAUUGACCAUCACCUACAGUUAUGAUACAGAAGGGGCCUGUGAUGAGAGAGGGUCCACUUCAGUUGGGUGUGGAGUCCUCAGUGUUUUUCCCAUAUGGCACCAUCUUAGAGGCCAGUUACUAUUUUUGUACACAAAAGCACCUGCAUUGUGACCUCCUGUCCCCCAAGCGAAGCUUCCAGUUUAGCACUUCCUUCCCUCCUUCUAGAGGAAUGAAUGAUCAGAAACAUUAAGCAGCCAAACCUGGCAGAUAUCUCUGCUCAGCUGUUUCACAAGAGCAAGGAAGGGACAUCUCAAAACCUCUAAGGUCCUCCCAGGUUGGCCACCAUAUCAAAAACACCCAUCCAAACAGCCCCUUGGCUCCACCCCAUGCUCAUCAGAAGGUUCUCAUCAAGGCUGUACAGUCUCUCAUGACCUUACAGCCUCAUCCCAGUUGCUUGCCUUCCAAAAGGAAUGAGGAAAACAAAGGCUAUGUAGCACUGCUCUUGUACCCUCUACACAUGGAGUGAUUGCAAUUCCCGUGAGUAUCCCGGCAAAGAAAGAAGAGGGAAGCUGUUUUCCGGAGGAAUUCCCCCGUCUAGUCUUUUCACAAUGAGGAUUCCAUGCCUUUACCAUCUAAGUCUUAUCUCCAUCCUAGAUUUACAAUCUGAAACUCCAGAAGCUUUUCAGCCAGUUUCCAGAUGAGCAUCUGUUUUCACUGAAUCCAAGCCAACUCUUCUUUGUUGUUGUUCAUUUCCCCCCUAAUAUGAUUGAUCAGGAAUGGGCAAAUAGCUUACAAAGCAAAAAAGUUAUUAGCUUACCCCAAAAGCGCUAUAAAUUACCUGACAAAUUUAUGGAGACACUUAAAACCUCAGUAGUAGAGACUUCACUGCCAGCACUGCUAUUGAGCUCUGUUAUUCCCUGGAGUAAUGAUUCUCUUGAAAGGGGCCAUGGAGAUGGGGAGUAAGGAGCAAGCCAAGCUCUUGAAAAGAGUCACGAUGCCUCUGCCUUACCCCUCCAAAUCACCACCACUUUUUGACAGAGCUACAAGAGCUGGCAUACCUCUUGCCUGAUGCAAGGACUUCGAUGACACAACCCUUCAAACGAGCUGUACCAGAAUUGGUCUGCCUUGUUAAAAUCUAUAAGAACAGAGGUGGCUACUACUGUGUUCCUCCCCCCUCGAUAGCUAUAACAGCUCACAGAGUAUCUGAAUUGGAUGCCUUCUUUGUGAGAGAAAAUGUGUGUAACUUCCACAAAGAUAGUCAGAUGAAUCCAGCAUUUAUUCCAAAGGUCAGCUUGUUCUUAUACAAAGAACAAGAACUGAUCCUACCAUCUUUUUUGUCUCCAACUCUCUCAUCCAAGGCAGAGGAUUUGACCUCCAUCAAACUUAGUCAGAUGGAUCAAUUCCCUAUUGGUCUCUUUCAACCCUAUAUCUUUAGGUAAGAAAGUGUCGAGUGCGACCUUGGUCAUAGGCUUAAUCCUGCAUCUUUCUAGCCUAUGACACUAAACAUUUAACAAAACCUUGCUGCAUCUCAUCACACUAUACAAGAGUAGCUUCACCAACAAAUGCCCUAUUUGUGAAGAUCUGCAGGGUCACCUUAUAAAAGUCUCUCUCCACAGUAAAUCUUUUCCACUAGUCCUUUUUUACAUCCUGACCCACCUGAGUAUCAAGUUAGCAUAGUUUCUUAUGAGAGAAAGAUAAAAGAUUUAAAAAGUGAAUCCACCAUUUUUCUCCUGCCUUGACACAAGUGUUUUUCUUACUGUUUUGGGAACUGUAGAUACUAUUUCUGUCUCAAGCUUUGCCAUGAGACAGAACUAGACAAGGUUUUCUCUGCUUUUCUGGGAAAUUGGUGGCUAUAACUCAGCAUUUUGGAUGCCUCAUUCAUCCCAACUGGAAAGAAUAUUCGCAAUGAGUAACAAACAUUCCUUUCUAGCUAUUAUUUAUCAGACAAUCCACAACAUAAAGCAAGCUAUGAGAGAGAGAGAGAGAGAGAGAGAGAGAGAGAGAGAGAGAGAGGAGAAGAUGAUACCUUCCAUUGUCCCUGAACCCAGUCCCCAAGAAAAAUACGCUUUGCACAGCAGUAUUUUGAACUAUAUUCUUACUGUUUGUAUGGGAUUGUAGUCGUGGCAGACAGCUUUUGCAAACAAUAUUUUUGUUGGAAAAGCAGGAUGAAACAAAUAUUUGCAAACACUUAUAUGAGCAGAUACCCUAACAACACUAAACUAAUGAAAAAUACAGAGCAUGAUUGCUACUGCAAUGCUGCUUAAAGGAAAGCUCUGGCGUUUACUUUAGAUAAUGCUAUCAGAUUAUAUGCAUGUAGGUUGCCUUUGUUUGGGAGCUGAAUGCUGCAUUGUAGAAUACAAUGUGCAUGAGCGUUUUGUGACUUUAUUUCAAUCUUGUCUAAUGUCUCUCGUGGCUUUUUGGCAAUGACCUUUGGAAAUGGACUAGAUUUGUAGUAAGUAUUCAGAUAACUCCACAAUAAGUUGUUAUAUGCUGCCAAAAUCAGCAAGGGUAUGAAAGGAGUACUAAAGACUUAGCUGGAAUUUCCAUUCCUUAACGGAGGUUACAUGUAAUAUAUUUAGGUCUUCUGUUGCUUUAACCAAGUUAAUAGUUGUAAAGUUGUUUGACUUCCUGGGGAAACUUUUGACUUGAGUAAUUUCUCCCCCCUAUAAAAACCAUUGACUUGUAACAAACAUUGUAAACAUUUAAAAGUGCAAAUACAUUAGAUUUUUUAAGCCUUUUAAAACUUCAUUCAAUAACUGGGGUGCAGUCAAUGUUUCUAUUAUUUCAUACAGUGUGAUCCUAAGUAUGUUUACAGAGUAGUAAAUCCCACUUGAUUUAAUGGGACUUGCUCCCCAGUGUGUGUUGUUGAGAGUACAACCAUAAUAUUUAACUUCCAGCUUCAUCAGCCAAUAUUGGGCUUUAUGGUCUAGCCCUCUGUAAGCAGUUAAAGAGGGAGACAUUGUCUGUGAUGACAGCAGGAAAUGAUUUGCUGUUAAAGUGACACCACAUAAACAAAACAAUCCUAGUUCUAAAGUAUAUUAUCAAUAUCAGAGUGUACUGUGGCAUAUUCCUGUCAAGUGAAAAAAUCCUCUCUUUAUUAAAUGUUUAUUAAAUAUAAACAUCUGAGCACCAACAAUAUAAAUGUAUAAUUUCAAGUAGUCCCUUACUGUUUUUAGUGCAGUUUGGUUUAUUGAAUGGAUAGCUUAGCUCCCUCUCCAAAGUAAUUGUUACUCCAAAUUAAGGCCAUUUGAAACUUAAACAUAAUGAUGUGUUGACUCCUAGGAGCAAAUCCUUGAAUGAUGUCAGUGCAGAUGAGCUCCAAACGAUCCGUCAGUUGCGUUAUGAGGAGCUUCAGAGAAUAAGGACUCAGCUACAAGAACAAGAUGAACAAUGGCAAGACGUAAGUAUAGUCACACAGCACCCCAAUCUCCACGAACAGAGCGAGAUUCCAGGGGUUGCAGGAGCUUUCACUGGGGUCUGUGUUUCCUUUUGGAAAAAGAGGCACAGUGGAGACUGCAGUGUCUUUAUGAUAGAUCAGGCUUCCUCAACCUCGGCCCUCCAGAUGUUUUUGGCCUACAACUCCCAUGAUCCCUAGCUAGCAGGACCGGUGGUCAGGGAUGAUGGGAAUUGUAGUCUCAAAACAUCAAGAGGGCCAAGGUUGAGGAAGCCUGCGAUAGAUGGUUUAAUUGCACAUAUACAUAACCUGUACCUGCUGUGGAGGGGUUUCUGAGCAUUACAUUCCAAGCGGCGCCAGCUUCUUCCAAAAGCAGCAGUGUCCCUGCUCUGCUGCUUACCUUUCCCUGAGAAUGGUCACAUCCCACCUGUUCUAGCCUUGCUCUUUUGUAAUGCACAAAUAAUCCCUACUCAUCUGUAUUCUCACACCUAGGUCUUCAAUCCUUUGACCCCCAGGUUCUCACCUCAAAGGAAAUUAGGCUGUCUCCAGUACCUUUGAACCCAGGUUGACAUCACAGGAUUAAGGGUGUCUGGCACAUGGUCCAGCACACAGGGUUUGAUUUAGAUGGGCCCUCACACAUGCUAAUUAAAAGAUUAACGGGGACUAUUUAUUACGCAUCUUAAAUACACACCCAGAUUUAUCUUAAACACACUUGAGUCAAGCUAUCUCCUCCAAGGAAAUUAGCUAUGAUGCUCUCCACUAACCUUAACCUAUACAUCUAUAACCUAUAAACCCACUAACUUAUAAAUAUUUAACAGCAUGUUGAAGAUGCACUUCAAAUCCUACAGCAUGAAGAUCCUUCAACAGUCAAAGGGAAGCAAAAAGUGGGUGGUACCAAUUAGAAUUCAGUGCUCCCUACUUUCAGGUAAAAUGCACAGUCACUUUGCAAAUAGUCUAAUUCAGGCCUAAAAUUUUAAAAAAAGGGAAUGGGUGGGCACAGGAAGAGGUAAGCACUCCACUCCCAUUUAUUCUGCCUUCAAAUCUCUGCCCCCCUUGCCUUUAAUUUGGGAGGGGUGUGGCAAUUCCAAAGAUCCAGAUUUGUUUUCUGGGCACAGAGCUUUGGGAGCACCACAGGAGGCACUGCAACUAUGAUGUAGAAUGGAAGGUAAGAGGCAGGGGGCACCGAAUUUGGCUUGGGAAAAGGAUGCUGCUGAAAUUUAAGAAAUCAAGGUCCACCACUGGUCAUGAUUAUGAACAGUUAUUCAGUUUUAAGUCAUGAGGAAUCUAGAGUUCGUGGCCACUUCAAAAUAGCACAGGACAAGAAUCUGUAUACCUCUCCUUGAGGAAAAGGGAGAGGAAUUAUAUUUUCUCUUGCAGCUCUUUUGUCUUGCACUACAAGACGAAGGGCUGUAAAUGGCGAAAACUGACUGUAGGGAUGGCACUGUUGUCCGUGGAACAAAAGCAGGGGAAUUCAAUUCCCAGCCUGGGCGGUUUUCAAGAGGUGCCAAGAGCCUGUUAAAUCGGAAUGCUCAUGCAGGUACCCAAGGUACAUUUUGGGAUGGACCAUUUUUCCAGACAACUGUCAUUCACAUAAUUAAAAAGAGCCUGUAUUUCUAUACUGUAUCCAACAGGAAACAAUAAAAAAUACUGUCCUAAACUGUUCUGACAAGCUAAACAUAAAAUACACACUUGUGUUCCUAUUUUGUUUGAACAAAAGUAUCUUUAAAAUUAGACCUCCAUUGACUGUUGUUGUGAAAGGGAAGAGCAAAUAUUUACACUGACAAAUUUGCUUUUGAGACAGUGUACUUCCUUUUCCCUUGCAAAGUCUUUAUGCUUUUAAACAUGAGACUACUAUCUUCUUCAUCUGAACAGAAGACAGCCACUGCCCAGCUCUUUUAGAGACAAUUUUGCAGGAAGAUACUUGAGAAUGCAGGAACACUAGACAUGUAGAGUGAAAUUAGAGCGCCUGAACAUCCAGUCAGAAUGAGCACUCUUGGAUAGGUAAUGAGAUCCGUGAGCAUUCACAGUAGUAGCUCUUACCAAGGUCUGUAGGAAAUGCAGUGUUCAUUUGCCUGAUUUGUACUCAGGAUUUGGCAAAAUGGAAAAACCGUCGUAAGAGCCACACUUCUGAUUUGCAAAAGAAAAAGGAGGAGAGAGAAGAAAUUGAGCGGAGAACUUCUGAGAGUUCCGAAAGACGUGGCAAAUCUCUGAGAGAAAUGCAGAGGGACAGGUAACGUUGGCAAACAAUAUUUAGCAUUUCGAACAGCUCUGUCUGUUUAUUUAGAAGUAGGUUGCACAGAGUUUAAAUGACUUCCUUUGUAGAAAGGGUUAUUAGGAUGGAGCCAAAAACCUUUUCAGCACGCAAGUGUGACUACUUUAUUUCAGGCUUCAGCUUUUCCUCCAUGGUUACUGAUUCCUUCAGUACUUAAGAAGUGAUUAAGAUGAUUUCUGCUAAUAAAAUGAUUUUCACUGUAUGUUAAUCACCUUAGUAGAUUUUUUUAAAAGGGAGUGAAUAAUUAAGUUCUAAUUUAAGUUUAAAUUUAUGGAUCCCUUUUCAAUCCUAUUGCCUUUUCAAACUAAAAUGAUUGGUAGAGUUUGCACCCAGAUCCUAAAACUAUUUGUGUGAAGUAAGACCCAUUGAUUGCACUGUGACUUGCUUCUGACUAAGUAUGGUAAUAGUAUUUGUGGUUGUGCUUCUAGCUGGUAGGGUGACGUCUUUCUAGAUUAUUAAAAAACCUGAUAUUUGUCUAUCUGAGCUAUUCUUGGUACAAUACGACAAAGGCUUUUGCAUGUCUUUGUCCCAACUCAACUGUAGAGUGAAUGCGGCGUGUUCCCAGUGGAAUCAGAAGCAAAUGAAAGCCUUUAUUAAGCCUUUAUUAAGACAUAACAAAUAAAAUGGCAACUGAGAGAUGCCCGUAUUGAAAUAUCUCUAGUUUUUUUUUUAAAUAAAACCCUUUAUUUGAAAAGCCUACAUUGAACCACAAUAAAACAUACAAGCUGCAGUACACGAUCACAGCAUAAUCCUGAGAAUAAGUCUCAGUGAACUCAGUAUUACAGGAUUGCACUAUAUAUUGGGCACCCAGCCAUAAGAAAUGUCUUCCUAAAUGUGCCAAAGAGAAGGUUAUUUGUGGAAACACCUAACAUUCUGAAAAUAUACAUAGUACUAUAUGUAAAAAGAGAGAGAGAGAAUUGUGUUCUCUGUUUAGGAGUGCACGGAUUAAGCUUGUAUAAUAGCCACAAACCUUUCCACUGUUCUGUCUUCACUUCAGAGUACACCUAAUAGCGAAAUGAUGACUGAAAUCCCACCUGUUCUUUAUGUCACUGAUGUCGUAAUGCACUUUCCCCCCCCUUAGGGAGGGCAGAGAUCAAGGGCUCUAUAGCAGCGCUGUGCAUCGAGCGGAAAACAGGCGAAUGUAUUUGUCAAACGACGAUGUGUUUAGUGGAGAGCAAAUUCCUUCAAGGCCUUCAAAAGAGCACCUUGUUGAAAACGAUGCUGCCGGCUCCUUGAAGAAUGAGGAAAACAGUCAAGAGAGCAAUAAGGGAACGGAGAGCUAUGCAAGAAUCGAAUCUCAAGCUCCACCUAAGAGUGUAGCAGAAGAAAAGCACCAGCCCCCUUUGUCAACAUAUCAUUCAGUAAAUGCACCAAUUGGGUCAGCUCGGGUUUCAGCUUCUCUCCCAAGAAGUUACCAGAAAACCGAUACGGCCAGACUAACGUCUGUGGUUACACCUAGGCCCUUUGGUGUCCAUUCAAGAGGAAUCUCAUCACUUCCUAGGUCAUUUACGGUAAAAAAAAAAAAUCAUCUUCCUAAUGUCUCUGUGGGUAACUCUUCUGAAUAAACUCAAAGGAGCUUUCACUCCCCCCCCCCACCAUGUAGAAAUGAUUAAAAAUGUGUUGCAGUAACAAUGAGUUACUCAAAUAUAUAAAAGGAUGUCACAUAGCGGAGGGAGAAAGGUUGUUUUCUGCUGCUCCAGAGAAGCGGACACGGAGCAAUGGAUCCAAACUACAAGAAAGAAGAUUCCACCUAAACAUUAGGAAGAACUUCCUGACAGUAAGAGCUGUUCGACAGUGGAAUUUGCUGCCAAGGAGUGUGGUAGAGUCUCCUUCUUUGGGGGUCUUUAAGCAGAGGCUUGACAACCAUAUGUCAGGAGUGCUCUGAUGGUGUUUCCUGCUUGGCAGGGGGUUGGACUCGAUGGCCCUUGUGGUCUCUUCCAACUCUAUGAUUCUAUGAGUAGUUACUUGGUCUAGUGCCUAAAACAUAUAGACAGAUGUUUCUAUAUAAACUAAUAUUUUGGGGGAAAUGAUAUUAAAUUGUUUUACCUCAUAGAGACUUGCAACAGACAAUGAAGUUGCUGCUAAAGGAGAACAGAGCAAUAAAUGCAUUUUGUGCCGCUUCUUUUCAGUGGAUCUGUGUCUCUGUUACGUCAGGCUACCCCAACUCAUGAUUUUAAAGGGUUUAAUUUAAUUACCUUUAUAUACUGCAGCACAGGCAGUUUAUUCCUUGAAUAUUUUACUCUGACCAAAGCUAUAGAAUUUUUACUUUUUGAAAUCUACUUGAUGAUGCCAGUCAGUAGCGAGCAGAGGGCCUGAGAGAACAUGAGGAAGAAGGCAAACAUUUAGGGUGACAUGUUGAAACCAAUUGUAAAUAAUAAUCUUUUUUUUUAUAAAAAAAACACAACAACCACCAACUACUGCCUCCUUUCCUAGAUGGAUGACGCCCCAAAAUAUAAUGGAGAAGUAGAUGUGUCCAAGAGAACUCAGUAUGCAUUCACCAGCAGUUCACUUUCUAAGCCAGAAGCUGGACAAAGCCAAUCUAUAAGUGACCUAAGAAGUGCUGAGGACAAGGCUUGGACAAGAUACUCAUCUGCUGAGGACAAGACAAAGACAAGACAAUCGCCUACAGAGAAUGCUGCCAUUGCGAGCGAAGGUGCAGAUGUUAAUCACUUGGGCCCUAAAUCAGAGCAUCAUACUACCCAUGACUCAGUUGCAGCUGGGUCUUCAGCAGCAGAACAAACAAGCCAUCCAGAGACUGAGGUUUCAAGAGCACAAGUGAGUAUGGAGAGAUGCUAGCAUUUACACAUUGUAAUGCUUUGUUGGCUGUUGUUGGUGUGCUAGGAGCAGUGGGCACAGGAGGAUAUGCAUGGUCUCUGUCCAAGGUGAACUGUAAUUUUACAUUUGGCAGGUGAGACUCGGAUAGGAGGAAGUUCUUUCAGAUACAGAAUGGAAAACAAGGCAGCAGUAUUGGCUAGGGCCGUUCAAGAGAGAUUUAGCCUGAUGAGUAGAGUUAUUUAGAUUCAACACACACACAAUGCAUGCUAGUAAAUUUACCUGCUAGUAAAUCCCUUCCAGAAAAGUUAGAAUAGUGGCUUGGGGGAGUAGGGCCAUGUCAAUAGUUUCCAUGAGGAUUUUGGAUUUUUGCAGGUGUAGAAAUAAUUUCUAGAAGUAGUAUGGCAGCAAAUUAAAGAUAAUGGUCCAUAUUUUCUAAAUUAAGGAACUCAUCUGUUGGUGGUUAAUCUUUGAUCCUUGUGUUAAAUUUGCAGCUGGUUUAGUUGUGCUUUUUAGUGGUGUUUGUACUGUUUUCAUAAGUCACUUGCAAGAUACAAGGCAGGAAAGUCAAGCUGCAAGUGUUUCAACUGAACCUGCACAAAAAAGAUUGAGGUGGCAUUAGCAAGGCAGCAUAAUGAAAUUCUUAGGGCAAAUAAUAGAUAAACAAUAACUGAAACUGCUGUGUUUGGGUUGAAGCCUGAAUUACUGAAGGCAACAGUAGGUUCAUUCAUCUUCCGAAGACACUUUGUGUUUCUUAUUGAUGUCCUGACGGAUGUGGGCCUGAAAUUAGUUUCCAGUUUGUAAUAUAAACAUGCAAUUGUUGGGUGGCUUGUUCUGCUAGUUCUGCAUUCACAAUUAUUUGCAACACUUUAACCAGGUGUUGCGGAUUAUCUGACUUUUCCCCUGCAGUCAGUUUAAUAAUAUAGUACAUUUCCAUCCUGGAAGGGCAAAUGUCUUAAGAAGGGAUUAGCUUUGAACAUUUGUUUAUAAACUUGCUAAGUAUUGUUCACCUUCCAUUUUUAUUUUUCUCCAUCUUGUUCUUGCUACUCCCAGCUCAUGAACUGUUCAGCUAAACUAUGAAGUGAAUCUCCUUCCAUCAUUCUUUUUUCAAACUGUUUCUGCAAAUGCUGACAUCUUGAUCCGCAGACUAAAUAAGCACAUGUGCAUGGGAGAAGAUGUCUGAGCUUGUGUGCUGUUUGAUGGUGUCUUCCUAGCUGUUCCCAUUGGUAAAAGAAAACUGAACAGCUGUAGGGUUACCAUAUUUCAAAAAGUAAAAACCAGGACACCCCAAAUUUUUUGUAGAUAAACUUGAGCUUCUUGUACAAGAAGGCCAAAAAGCCCACACUUUUUCGAUUGACUUGCCUAAGAUCCACGACAGAGGCCACCUUUCAGAAAUUCCCCUAGAUGUCAAUUCCACCUUUGAAAUCCCGGUAAUGUCCGGGGAAAUCUGGACGUAUGGCAGCCCAAACACCAGAAUGUCUCUUCAUUAAUGGCAAAUGCUAUAGCACAAACAUCACUUGGCUGUAUAAUUCUUCUGAGCUUGAACUUGCCCCACUGCUAUGGGUUUGCAGUCUCGCAAGAUACGAAAGUGAUUUAAUUCCAGCUUCAGAAACUAGAGCUUUUUUAAUGAUACUGACAGAAGCUGUUGUGUCCCCAUCAUUCCUCACUUAGAAAUGUAAAAUUAGUGUCAGCAGCCAGAACUUUGGUACCCUUGUAUCAUGCAACAUUUAAUGACUAUCCACUUAGUGAGUAGCAUUCCUUACUUUCCUUAUAAGUAUUAUUAUCUUAGAGCAAGGAAAUGUUAAUUAGACCCUGGGACGUUGAUCCAUGAGGCAACUUUCCCAGACAGUUGUCUAAUCCCUAGGUGUGGCUUUUUUAAAAAGUUUUUUCAUUUCAACCCAUAUCUUAAAACAAAUCUUAAUGCAACCCUUUUCUAACUUUUCUAACAUUUUUUCUUACAAUUGAUUGUCAUUUGGGAAGCCAAAUAAUAGGUUUCCAAAUCAGCGUAAUUCAUUUUGCAAUUCUAAGCAUCUGAAAUAUGUAUCCCAACUAGUACAAUGAAUGCAGGUAUAAUGAAAGGGGAGAAGCACUGACAACAGAGAGUAGUGUCUUGAGUGAUGCAUAUCCUGGUGAUUCAGAUCACAUCCACACUAUGCAUUUAAAGAAUCAUGGGAACUGUAGUUCAUUAAGAGUGCUGGGAAUUGCAGCUCUGGGAUGGGUGAACUACAGGUCUCAGGAUUCUUUGUAGGAAGCCAUGUGCUUUAAAUGUUUGGUGUGGAUGUGACCUCAAAGAUGGGGAAGCCUAGCCUCUGUGCAUUUCCCUUUUCCCUUUACCCCACAUAUUUAGUACAGCCUCAUUGGGUCAGACAAAAGAUCUCUCUGAGCCAACAUCCUGUUCCCCACAGUGACCAGCUAGAUGCCUCUGGGAAGGUCAUGUGAAGGCAACAGCCCUCUCCUUUUGUUCCGAACAAACAUUUAUUCCCAGUCAACUUAUUCUGAAAGUUGCAAGGAGAUUGUUGAUUGCCUAUUUAGCUGCUGAAAUGCAGGUACGGUUUGAAUAAAAGGCAAUAAUUCUUUUGUACUUGAGCCUCUGGGAAGCAGAAAUUUGAGCCUGGGUGCAAUUCAAUGCACUAAAUAAUACCCCAAGACUAGAAUUGUUUCUGCUGCUUAGACAAAGAUAGCACACAUUGAUUGGGGGAGCUUGCAUUUAAAUGCGUUCAGUGAGAUUUAGAAAUCAGACUACACUUUAUGGCAAGGGUUUACUCUUACCUUAAAUGUUUCCACUUGAUUAUAUUUAUCUUCUCCCAACCUGUAACAUCAACACCCUUUCCCCUUAAGGUAGAGGAAGGUGUUGCUGGACUCCCACCAUCCCUGGCCAUCGGCCACGCUAGCUGGGAAUGAUGUCAGUGGUAGUCCGACAACAUCUGGAGGGCUGCAGGCACCCCAUCCCUGCCUUAAGGCUUUUCCAUUCAGGCUUGCUCUCUGUUGGCUGUGAAUAUGUUUAUCCAUUUCAUCAUUGCCAUUGUGCUUUAAUGCCACCUUUAGGAUAGGCCAGGAAAGGAAUUUGUGUAAAUAAGUGGGUGGGUUACCUUUUGCAGCCCAAGGGCCACAUUGCCUCAUGGGCAGCCUUCUGGGGUCCACAUGCCUGUAGUGGAUAUGCAGCCAGCCAGAGGCAAAAGCAUCAGGUGUUGCUUUUCCAUUUCGUACAGUAAGGGUACAUUGCAGCCACAGAAAAGUCUCAGGUUUGUACAAGACUGUCUUGCCAGAGUGGUGCAUGCUCUAGUUAUCUCCCGCUUGGACUACUAGCAAUGCGCUCUACGUGGGGCUACCUUUGAAGGAGACUCGGAAACUGCAGUUAAUCCAAAAUGCGGCAGCUAGACUGAUGACUGGGAGUGGAUGCCGAGACCAUAUAACAUCGGUCCUGAAAGAUCUUCAUUGACUCCCAGUAUGUUUCCGAGCACAAUUCAAAGUGUUGGUGCUGACCUUUAAAGCCUUAAAUGGCCUCAGUCCUGUAUACCUGAAGGAGCAUCUCCAUCACCAUCAUCCAGCCCGGACACUGAGGUGUCAUUCAUAGGAACAUAAGAGGAGCUUGCUUGGUCAUCCCAGUUGCUUAUCUUGUCCAGCAACAUGUUCGGCCCAGGAUACCUGAAGGAGCGUCUCCACCCCCAUCGUUCAGCCCGGAAACUGGGGUCCAUUUCUGAGGGCCUUCUGGCGGUUCCCUUGCUGCAAGAAGUGAGGUUACAGGGAACCAGGCAGAGGGCCUUCUCGGUAGUCGUGCCUGCCCUGUGGAACGCCCUCCCAGCAGAUGUCAAGGCAAUAAACAACUAUUUUACUUUUAAAAGACAACUGAAGGCGGCCCUGUUUAGGGAAGUUUUUAAUGUCUAACACUCUAUUGUUUUUAAUAUUCGGUUGGAAGCCACCCAGAGUUGUUGGGGAAACCCAGCCAGAUGGGUGGGGUAUAAAUGUUUGUUUGUUUGGCCAAAGUUGUUGAGCUUUUGUGGGGGGGAAUUUGCGCCCCCCCCAUCAACACUUCCGAUAUGGGCUGCCAUACUCUCGGAUUUUCCCAGACAUUUUAAACCAAUUUAUUCCUUGACAGUGCUUUCAGCUUUGAAUCCUCCAGUCUUUGGGGGAGAGGUGUGCUAAUGUUUUGAUAUUUCUGUAAUAGUUGGGGUGUAUUGAACCACACAUAUUCCCAAAAGAGAAUAGGACUACCAGUAGCUACUAUCUACUGUGACUAUGUUCUACCUCCACUGUUGGAGACCAGUACCAGUUGCUAGGAAGAACCCCAGGUGGCGAGGGUGCUAUGGCACUCAGGUUCUGCUUAUGGGUUUCCUAUACGGAUCAGGUUAGUCGCUGUAAGAAGAUGAUACUGGACUAGAUAGGGCUUCCGGCCUGAUCUGGCAAGCUCUUCUUCUGUUCAAAUUUAGGCCUCUUGUUGUUGUUUAGUCGUUUAGUCAUGUCUGACUCUUUGUGACCCCAUGGACCAGAGCAUGCCAGGCACUCCUGUCUUCCACGGCCUCCCGCAGUUUGGUCAAACUCAUGCUGGUAGCUUCGAGAACACUGUCCAACCAUCUUGUCCUCUGUCGUCCCCUUCUCCUUGUGUCCUCCAUCCUUCCCAACAUCAGGGUCUUUUCCAGGGAGUCUUCUCUUCUCAUGAGGUGGCCAAAGUAUUGGAGCCUCAGCUUCACGAUCUGUCCUUCCAGUGAGCACUCAGGGCUGAUUUCCUUAAGAAUGGAUAGGUUUGAUCUUCUUGCAGUCCAUGGGACUCUCAAGAGUCUCCUCCAGCACCAGAAUUCAAAAGCAUUGAUUCUUGGGCGAUCAGCCUUCUUUAUGGUCCAGCUCUCACUUCCAUACAUCACUACUGGGAAAACCAUGGCUUUAACUAUACGGACCUUUGUUGGCAAGGUGAUGUCUCUGCUUUUUAAGAUGCUGUCUUUAGGCCUCUAGAUCAUGUUGAUACCUGUCUGACUUGGUGAAGUAGGUUGGUUGGUUGGUUGUGGCGUAUGUGUGUGUUGGUUUUUGUAUCGUGAAAAUGCAGCUUAUCUUCAAAUACAAAACAUAUUCAUGGCUACCAAAGGAGCUUCUGUCAACACAUGGAUUAUUGAGACAUAUGAAUGGGGGACUCUCACCACCAAAUGUACCUGGAGCAAUUUUAAUCUUGAGUUAGACUUCAUUUGCUGAAUGCAAGAGGCAGAAGUAAAAACGUAGUUGUUUGAGCAAUUGAACUGCCUGUCAUCACUGGUAUGCGUAUCAAAGGGUUACUUUCUGUCCGCUGAAGCACCUCUUAAUAGGUCUUAUCAGCAAGGCCCAAGUAUUUAUAGGAAUGCAACAUUUAAAAUUAGUUGCCAAAGUAAAGCACUAGCUAGCCUUCUUUAGUGCAGAGGACACUUCUGUCUGCUUGAUAGAUAAUUUAAAAGCCCAGAGCACACAUUGUAAGUUGCCUCACCUAUUUAAUGGAUAGACUUUCCUCCAUGUAGGAGCCUGUGACACCAGAUACUGCAGUAUCAUGUUCUAUUUAAUUUUUUUUUUCAGGACCAGUACAGUGAUAUGAGAAUCAGUAUAAACCAGAGACCAGGUAGCAGUCGGAGUUUUGGGUUUGCAGUGCACCAGGAUCCUUCUGGAGUCUUCGUGAAGUCAAUAGAAGAAGGUAAAAAUUCCCAUGUAAAACUCUUAAUGUGCUUGCCUUGAGAAAGUUAAUUGGAAGGCAAGCAAUUGAUCUAACUUGAUCUGAAGAAUUCAGGUUGCAAAUUUGGGUGGCAAGGCUGCUGGAAAAAGAAAUAACUGUUGGGAAUGGUAGAGAGAGAAUGCUCUAAGAUUAAUUUGUGUUCUUCUUAUUUGCAUGUGUGAUUGAUUAUGCUGUCAGCUGUAGCUCUCCAGUAGCAGCCAGGAAAAUAAUGUCGUCGUCCCCCCCAAAAAAAGUCUUUAGGUCUAUAUUGCACCGCAUUAAUUUUCUCAUAUAGAUGUGUUGCAAUUUUUAAAAUAAUUUGCAUGCAAGGAAUAAGGUAAGAUUUGUCUUUUGUCUUUUAUGUAGUUAAACUUAUUGACAAUACUGUCAAUAAAUUCUUAGUUGUCUUUGAAUAAAAUAAUGAUGGUUAUUUUUUAAAAAUAAAUAAAUUUUAUUUCCUUUUGUGAUAAAAACAAAACAAUGUAUGACAUCAUAACAUAUAAGUAACAAAUCAUGAUGAUCAUUUAUAGUAUUAAAAGAAAAUAAGCAAGCUUUAGCUGAGCUGGAAUUUUAAAUUUAUCAACUUUUCAUAUUCAAGUAACACCUUCCAAUACUUCAGAGGAAAUAAAUGAUGUCUCUUAUAUCAGCUCUUUGACUUGCAUGACAUUUUUGUGAAGAAAUUAUAUCACUUUUUCGGCAGUAUUGAUUUUACUUUGUUGUAAAGCGUCAUUAAUUUACAAAACUUUGUUUCCCCCCCUACUCUUAAAACAACAAAAAAGGAUUAUUUCCCUAAUAGAAGCUGUAGCUUGUCUUUCUGGCCUCCCAAAAGGAAUUCAUUAGAGCUCUUCAACAAUGAAGCAAGCCAUAGCAGAAGGAGCAGUAAAGGUUUUUCUGUAAUUUACUAAGCAGUGAGAUUAAGAUUUUAAUAAUUAAAGAAGCUCAGAGUCUGACCUACAACAAGUCUGAGACAACUCCUGAAUCCGUGAAACUUAGCACAGGCAAAGUUGAUUGUGGUGCUUUCGGUACAAGUAGAGGCCAUGAAGUUAUAGAUUCAGGCGACAAUCUUAACGCAUGCAGCUGUCACCCUCUUGUCACCCUCCAAGUCAGGCUGUUGGUUCGUUUGCCCACUGCUGUGGGCACAUAUUGAUAGCUGCUCUUCUAGGCCUAAAGCAGAAUAAUUUUUAUUAUUUAUCUUUUAAAAGUCCAGUCCCUCUAAGAAAACUCAGAGUGGCACAAACAGUAAUAAAAGCAGACAGAAUUGCCAAAGCACCACAAUUUACAUUCAGAUGAAUGAAUAAACGGCAUCCACCCUGUUUAACAAAUUCCAGCAACAAACUGAGCUGGCCAAAUUGCACCAUUAAUCAUAGAAUCAAAGAACUGUAGAGUUGGAAGGGACCCCAAGGUUCAUCUAUCCCAACCCCAAGCAGUGUAGGAAUCUCAGCUAGAUCAUACAUGGCCAAUGCCCAUCCAGAUUCUGCUCUCAAAAACCUAUCAAAAUUUUGCUAUCAGAAUCGAAAACCUUUUUUAAAAGACCAUUCUUUGCCAGCCUCCUGAAAAGCAGUAUAGCAACAGUCAUUCAUUGGAGUAGAAGCCACAUCAGGAAAUAUCUCAACCUAUAAAACCCUGAAUGGCCGGUGCCUUGAAUACAGCCCAGAAGCUAAUGACCUCUCUCAGCAGCUUCAUGAAUAUAUUAAGAAGCAUGGAGAAAACGAUAGAUCCUUACAGAAUGCUAGAUGGCACAGGCCGUGGGGAAGAGCUUUCAACUUGACCCAGUAACAAAUUGACAACCUGUGCAGAUCUCUAAGCUCAGGUGUUAUAUGCUGACAAGGUCUCACUUCUGUCAGCUUUUGCGUUGCUGCAUUCUAUGCUAACAGCAGCUUCUGUAUCAAGCGCAAGGGAAGCCCCACAUAGUGUGCAUUGCAGUAGCCCAGUCUCGAAGUAACCAUAUUAGACAAUGAACUAUAGCUACUCAGCUUCAAGGUGGUCCAAAGAUAGUUUGCUAAACAGAAGUCGUAUCACUGCCUCUUUAUGGCCAAAGGGAGGCAUUCUAUAGUGUCCUUUGCUCAACAGAAGCUGAGACAGUUGAUUUAUCAUACAGGAUAAGCAAUAAUCAAGAUAAUGGGCCAUUGAAUCCACCCCAUCCCCGAGAUUUUGCCUACCUCCUCACAGCCAAUCAGCUGAAAGGUAUCCAAUUAAACAGGACAAACAGACUCUCUAAUCCAAAAUUCCUCCGGACUCCUGCGAAGUUCAAGUCGGAGCUGAUCUAAGUAAUUUUAUCUGCAAAGUGCUUUGCAAAUAGGUCACAAUAGGGUUCCAUGACCUCAUGUAACGUCUGCUUGCCAUGAUGUAAAAGGUCCUUCACAACAUGGAAUGGCUCUGCUGGAUAGCACUGAGCAGAGAAGCCUUUCGCAGAACUGUUGUCUGAGACCUUAUUAGUUGAAGAUGCUGGGUGUUGCAUCUGGAACUUUCUGCAUUAAAACCUGAAAUGUGCUUUAGAGCCAUCGUGGCAUUAAUUCGGGCAGGAGAACCCUGGAUUCGGGUCUCCAUUCUGGCAAAGUUGGUCUGGCAAGUUCAUUGUCAAUGUUGCAGAUGAGUUAGAACAGGGAUGUCCAAAAGGUAGACUGUGGUAGAUCUCAGGACCCUCCCACCACCUAAAAAAAGCUCAACAACACUGAUGAUUUUGGUAGAUCACUGCCAGUUUUUUUUUUUUAAUAGUGGGAGUAGAUCCCAGUUUCUUGAAAGUUGGACAUGCCUGAGUAACAUCACAUGUCAGCCCCUUGGGGGAAAAGAUGGGAAGCAGGUGUGGGGUUGGUGAUAGAAAAGGUUAUUAAAAUUUCACCACGGUUGGCAUCCAUCUGUCUUGGGAGACAAUGGAGGAGUGCGCCUUUAAGGGUGCCUGUUAAAAAAAAAUCUCAUUUCAUAACUUGGAACUGAUAUUGGCAAGUGCUCCUGAUCUUGGGUGGGAAAGUGCUCUGAAGUGUUCACACUUCUCUGCUGUGCUUACCAACAUGGUUGAAAACCAGUGUAAACAGAGGAAAUAUGAGUGUGUUUUUAAAAUGUUCACAGAGGCGACAUAGAUAACAAGUUGCAAAACAGCAGUGAUUCUCUGGCGGGUCUGAUAGGGUGGCAUAUUAGAUUUAUGGAGGAUCAUUUGUUGCUUUUGCCUUUUUAGCAUUUUUUUUUUUUAAUGUAGGAGAGGAAGAGAUCCUUGUUCACAAUUUGCAAAACCAAGAAACUGCCACACCACCUUAACUGCUUGGCUUUGUAUUCACAACAAACCUUUACGCCUAUAAAAAUACCAAACUAUUCUAGUCAUGUCAAUUAACUAUCAAUAAAGGCUGUAUAAUGCCGAGUCAUUAUGAUUAUUUGUACCUCUUAUGUCUCUGAAUUAAUCCACACUUUUAACGCCAUGGUACACCUGUAGAACCACGUCUAGGCGCCUUCAUCUGCCCCCAGCUGCAACAAAACAUGUCUCUUCUAUACCAGUAUCUACAGCCACAGCAGGCCCUGUAACUCUCCAAUGGUUUGACUUCACCCCCAAAGGUGCACUCCAACAAUUAUUUGCAUAGAAGUAGUUCUUAGGCGGGACGCGGGUGGCGCUGUGGUCUAAACCACAGAGCCUAGGGCUUGCUGAUUAGAAGGUCAGCAGUUUGAAUCCCCACAAUGGUGUGAGCUCCCGUUGCUUGAUCCCUGCUCCUGCCAACCUAGCAGUUCGAAAGCACGUCCAAGUGCAAGGAGAUAAAUAGGUACCGCUCCGGCAGGAAGGUAAACGGCAUUUCCGUGCACUGCUCUGAUUCGCCAGAAGCAGCUUAGUCAUGUCUUAGGCACAAGAAAAGACAUGUUGUAUGUUAAAUAUGAAUGACAAGUCCUGGUAGUUAUUCAGUGGCUUCUAAAAAAAUCCCGCCCCCCCGUUGUCUUUCCAAGGCAGCGCAGCACUCGCAGCAGCUCUCACAAAGAUAAAACAUACAAAAAAUAAGUCUAAAAACUAACAUAAAAAAUUAGAGUGAGUGCCUUUUUAAUUUAGCUGCCCCAUGUUUCUGACAUUACAAGUUAGCUCUCAUCUUUCCAUCACCACCAGGUAGCCCAGCAGACUUUUGCCAGUUGAAUGUUGAGGAUGAAAUCCUUACUCUCAAUGGCACAAAGGUUUCAGGUAUGGACCAGAGUCAGUGGGAAGCAGCCAUCGGCAGCUCACUAGAAACCGGAAACCUUGUCAUGGAUGUUAGGCGAUACGGCAAGAAGGGUGAGCUUUUCCUUGGGGUGACUUCUGCGUGACCUGAAAGGUGUCUGUUCUUUGCCUGCGAACUUGUUGGGAAUGGAUGAGUCCUUUAUUUCUGCAGCCUUCUGCAGCAACAGCUUUUUCCUGGCAGCACCUGCUUAUUGUAAAUACAGCUCCUGCUGCUGUUAAUUUUGGGUUGUUGUUUUUUGCAUAUGUUAAAGCUGUGUAAAUCUGCAUUAGCAAGUCUACUUUUCUUAAACUUUUUUCAAGGAGAAAUAUAUUUACAUAGGUUUCUUGUUCCCCCAGCCUUCAGAAAUACUGAUUUUCCUGACCUUGUCAGAGAGAUGCAGAAAGAAUCCAGCACUUUUAUUAUUAGUUCUGUGGUUCUGUUUCCUGGAAGAGCAUCCAUGUGAUCUAUUCCCCACACCAAACCCUUGCAAUUAGGUCCUUUCUCUGUCCAGAUAGUCUAGCACUGUAGUGUAUAUCUGUAUUUGAAGAAUAAAAGUUAGUAAACUUGCUAUUGUUCAUUGUGCUUGCCUUUGACUAAUGCUUGCUUUUUGGGGAAGGCGGUCUGUUCAUAAAAAGCCCUAACCAAUUUCCACACAUACAAAUUCCAAUUCACUUUCUACUUCAUCUGUCCCUCCUGUCUUUUUUGUGUGUGUUUUGGUUUUGAUGUAUUUUCAUUAAGUCUUUUUCUUUAUGCUUUGACAUCUUCCCUGUCUACUUUUCAAUUUUUUGAUCUCCACAUGCCAAUCAGACUGGGGCAAAGACCAGCCUUCCCUGCCAUAUGCAAGGCACAAAAUCCUCAAUCUCACCAGUAUGGCUACCAACAUUAUAGGUACACCUGAGAACAAAUGGAUUGAUGCGACAUCUGUGGACAGCACUUCAGCCAAAAGUCAAAGCAUAUCAGCACAAAAAGACUUGCACAACAAUUUUCAAAAUGAUGUAAGUAUGCCUAUGUUUGAAUUUGGGAAGAGGUUCUGCAUUUCUUCUCUCAGCAACAUUAAACAGUGCCUAGAAAGUACUCAAGGGACGCGGGUGGUGCUGUGGGUUAAACCACAGAGCCUAGGACUUGCCGAUCAGAAGGUCAGUGGUUCGAAUCCCUGCGAUGGGGUGAGCUCCCGUUGCUCGGUCCCUGCUCCUACCAACCUAGCAGUUCGCAAGCACGUCAAAGUCCAAGUAGAUAAAUAGGUACCGCUCCGGCAGGAAGGUAAACGGUGUUUCCGUGCACUGCUCUGGUUUGCCAGAAGCGGCUUAGUCAUGCUGGCCACAGGACCUGGAAGCUGUACGCCGGCUCCCUCAGCCAGUAAAGCGAGAUGAGCGCCGCAACCCCAGAGUCGGCCACAACUGGACCUAAUGGUCAGGGGUCCCUUUACCUUUACCUUUUAGAAAGUACUCACUUAAUGAAAGUUAAACGUCUCCAAGGUUCAAUUAAUGAAGAAAUGUUGUCUUGGCCUGUUGACCAGAAGUCCAGGUCCUAUUGUUAGCUAGGUGGUGAUGCAGGCCAGCAACUUUUUGUGCCAGGACAUGUGAAAGUGAUGUGGCCAGAUACUUCUGCUGCAUGUUCUGGCAGCGUAAUUCAGUCGUUCUAUUGCGCUAUGAGAGAAGUGCUAGCACACUGCAGGAAACUUUUUUUCCUUACUGGAGUUUUCUGUGAACCCAACGUAAAUACCCAUAGAGGCAUCUGCUCACUGCUGUCAUGUAAUUUCUCUGUUCUGGCCUUGCUUUCUUCCCAUCCAGGUAGGUAAUUUUUCCCUACUGCAUCUCUUGCACUGCAUUGGGUAGGAUAGGCAAUAAUUUUAUUUAUCUAUAAACCUUCACAGAACAGAUAUCCAAAAAAAGCCCACCACCAAAAAACCAAAAACAAUUCACAGUUGAACCACAAAUUUAGCUCUCAAUUUCCUGGUUGUCCAUUCAUUCAUUGGAUCAUUCAUCUCCCCCUAGUGCAACAACAAAGCAAAUUACUAGCCAGUUAUUUGCAACAAAGCAAAUCAAUGUGCGUGCCAGUUACCAUCUUGCAUGUUCAGUAUUAAAUCGGAAAACUUAACUUAGCUGCCAGAAGUAUGAGAAACAUUUGCAUAACCCUUUCCUUCUUGAAGAUGGAGGAACAAGUUUCACGAAAUCUCUUCUCUUGAUUUUCUAAGCAUCAGAAGCCCAUAAUGGUACAUGAACUGAUUGCUAGAUCUUUUAGAUUUUAAAUCCAGUAAUAGAUUAUUAGAUGAAUGAUUGUUCAUUCUACAUCAUUUAUUGAAUAUGCAUAAAAAUAAAGUUCUUUAGGGGUAGGAUCAAAAAUAUCUAUUUUAGCUUUACAGGUUGUAUGGCUUACCAGGAGUGUCAAAAGCAGUUGUAGUUAUUUUGUGGGGGUGGGGGAUGAAGGUAAGAGUCAUGGAAUUAUUUCAGUAUGUUAAUUUUUCUGGUUUCAGGAUUCAGAAACAAAGAUCAAUGGAAUGCAAGGAGAUGUAAAUUCCAAUGAGAAAAAAGGUAAAACCACCAGAACUUUCCAAUUGCUAGCCGUAGGCAGUGGUUGGGAUUGAAGGGGAAAAUGUAUACCUAGUGGAUAUGGUGUACUGGGGAGUUGUGUACAGUUGAAAUAUAAGAACUUCCAAUUUUCUUAGGUGGCUCAUAAAUAUAAUUGCAUGCAGAAGACAAAUUGGGUUCUCUUCCGGAAGUGUUGUGCACAUAUAAAGAACUGCUAACAAGAUGGCAUCUAGUUCCUUUAUUUCUGCAUCACUGACAAUAUGAGUGUGUGUAGUAAGAAUGAAAGAAGAGAGGGGGGAAGGCAGAAAUAAUUUUAAACAGUACUGGCGUUGAGGUCCUAGCAAGUUCAUGGGAUUACCUGCCUUUCACUGUCACGUCAAUCCGAGCUUUGGUGUGUGUGUGUGUGUGUGUGUGUGUGUGCAUGUGUGCUUAGAGGGAGAUACUCUGUAAAAUGCUUUUUGAAAGAAAAAAGAAAAGUCUAUUCAAUGUGUAAAAAAUUGUAUGGUGAAAACUUAUGUGUGCCUAGUAAGACUUGGAGUUAGUGUAUGUUUUUUGAAAGUUUAGACUUUUGAGGAAGGCAAAGGAAGAGAAAACCUAUCCUGUAAUAUAAAACUAGAAAGCAUUUCAGCCCAAGAGCUUAGUUUCCCUUGCAGUUUCCAUUUAUUUCAGUGGUGUGUUGAUGGCAACAGCUUUGUGUGCCUAUGCCAGCCUUUCUCAAACUUGGAUCCCCAUAUAUUGUUGGACUACAAAUCCCAUCAUCCUCAUUGGUCCUGGUGGAUAAGGAAGAUGGGAGUUGUGGUCCAGCAAUAUCUGGGAGCCCGAGUUUCUCAAGUCUGGCCUAUACCCAUGCAGUUAGAUUAAGAAUGCAUUUUUAUAACUCCGGCCUGCAGCACAUAGACAUUGAAGUGAACUCUCCACUGGCAAGAAGACACCACAUUUGCUGAUCUAAGGACACCUGAUGCUUGUCAUGAGCUCAGUGCACUUACUUAAGAUUUGUUUUGUUUGUUAGUUAUAUUUAGGCUGAUGUGAGCUUUCUAAAAAGGCAAGCAGAAUAGAAGUAGGAUGUACAAAAUGAUAAAUAACUAAAGAAUUGAACGAAACGUUUGUCUGAGCAAGAAGCCCAUCCAGACCCUACAGGACAACAUUUAAUGAUAUUACUACAUGUAUUAUCUCACCCUUCAUCCAAGGAGUUCAGGGCACCGAUGUGGAAGUAUAUUACAGCAACCCUGUAAAGUUGUUCAGGCCAAGAGAUAAUGACUUAUCCCAGGCCACCCAAUGAAACGAACGGAGAUCAAUGUCCAGGUUUUCUGGUUGUUCAUUUCCCAGCAAUCUCGUUUACUGUCCUAGCUCUGCCUCUGCUGAAAUUUUGAACACUGAAAGAUGAUGUAUAGAGUAGGAGCACUGUACUUUGGUAAACACAUUCCUGUGACAUAGGCUACUAUGCUGGCAAGAUGUUUGUUUCAAUGCAGCUUAAGUUGGAUGCUCUGAAUAGUGUUUAUCCAUUGGACAGAUAUUAAAUAAAGCCAAACCACACCACACUGACUUGUUUUGUAUCUUCAUAUUUUUUUCAAAUAGACACAGAACCCAUUUCUUUGAAAAACUUAAAAAGGCGAUCACAGUUUUUUGAACAAGGUAAAAAACAACAACCCCAAAAGCUAACAUUUCAUGUACUUUCAUGAAAUUGUUCCCCAAUGUACAUUCUUCUUAACAAGUCUCUGGUGUUGGGUUCUACGUUUCUUUAGUCAUUGAUUGUUACCGUCAUGCCAAACUAGCUUAAUCUGUUUCCAUUCUUUCCUUAGGGUCAUCAGGUUUUUCUUACAAUUCAUGGGUCUACCUUUGUGGUAAUGGGCUUUGUGUGUUCCUCUGUAUCUCAAACCUUUUACACUUCUGAUAUUUGUUCAAACGCUCUUCUCACUGGGGAGCAGUGUGAAGUACAGAAACCUUUGUUCGGAUUUGCAGCUUUCCUACAAAAUGCCAUUACGCUGAGCAAAGCAGCAGACAUGCUACAAUAAAUUCCCAACUCGAGAAAUGCAGUCAAAUUUAAAUGUAUUCAUAAUACGAUUUAGAUUUAUUAAAAAUUGGCAGAUUAGUAUGCAGUAGCUAAUUACAAAAUGCCUGUUCCAUAACCAUGAGCAAAUCUUAUGGCUCCAAAAUACUUUGGAAAAGGGUUUUAAGAAUCCAAAUGACAGUGUCUCGGCUGUGAAUGGUUUGUCACAAUUCUCUAAGGCUUCUCCUAGUGUGCUUUGCAUGUUGCAUCUCACCUCCUUCAUUUACACUUCAGUAAUUUGCUCGUACCUGUUUCAGUAUUUUUGUGCACAUGGAAUGUGUUGAAGUGAUUAAGGCACUUCACAUUUAUUAUAACAUUAAGUAUCACAAAAGUUCUGUUUUCCCUUGAAUAUAUAUGUCCCUUUGAUAAGUACAAAAUAUUAAAAUGCUUCUCUUUGACUCUGUUUGGAUGGUUUGUCCUAGUGAUAUACUGCUGAGUGAAUUACAGUACAUCCUGUGCUUAUGGGGUUAGCGCAGGUAUCUGCAAUGUCUCAGCAUAGCUGUCAAGCAUCCUUUAUUGUGACGGCAUAUUCCUCUAUAAGUUCUUUUCAAAGCCAACGGAGGGGAGAAUGGGAGGCCUUGGCCUGCUUGUACAUUUCAAUCCCCCAGCCUCUCUGGCUGUGCAGGUAGGGCUUUUCCGAACAUGGAAUGCGCUUCACAAUACAGACUGCUGGACAGGUAUGGAACAUGGUCUUAUUAUCUUCACUGGUUUCCUUAGAAUUUUCCACUUCAUCUUUUUAUCGCAUGUUUGUCAUCUGAUGUGAGAGUCCGCUCAUCUUCGGUCAGGGUGGAGCUGUUGCAAAGAGACUUUAUUGUCACUAAUAAGUAAAAAUACGUAUCUUCCCUCGAUAACAAAUACUGCUGAGAGUGCCCAUGUGUUGCAGAUGGGAAAUGAUUGUUAAACGUUUCCUAUACAGUAGACCAGAAGAGAUAACAACCUCUACACAAUUAUUUGCAGUCUGCCACCAUAAUCCCAAUACUUUAUUUUGUGUAUAUAUAAAGUAUUAAAGUAACUUCCAGAGAAUUGCAACACUAGUAGUAAUAUAUAUAUAUUACUGCUAGUCUUGCAAUUCUCUGGAAGUUUUGCAGUUUCCCAGCAUACAGUUCGAGUGCAGGAGCACUUAACCAAUCCUACUGAUUUUGUAUUUGACCUCUGUUGUGCGUGUUUUUAUUAUUUUUAUAUAUGCUGCCCUAAGAGCAUUAUGCUGAGUGAUUAAUAUAUCUAGUAAAUUUUUAAAAAAUCUAUCAGACAAAGCAAAAAGCACAACUUGACCCAUCUGUUGUAUGUGGUUGGUUUUGGCAUUGCAAAAAUGGGUGCUAAGGAGAAUCACAUAGAAGUUAAACUGUGGUUGGGAUGAAAGUGAAUUAUACACCAAUGUAAUGUCUUUGGUAAGCAAGAUAAAAAUGUAUGUGCAGCUGUUUCUUUAAAAACAACAAAAAGGGAGCCAUUCCUAUUGAUGGCCCUAGACCUUCAGAAAAGUAAAUGAGUAGUAACUUUCAAAUAAUAUGUUGUUUAAUUGUAUACUGUGUUAGGAGAAGUGGGUUUUUCCCCCCCAGUGCAUUCUUUACUUUGUGAUGAGCUUUUGCUUAUCUCUAAAUUGAAAAGUGGCUUUGUGGUUCUAGCCAGGUUUUUAAAAGAAGAUUCUUUAGCAAACUUUGUGGUAUUGCUAAAGUUGAGAUGAAUUCUUUUAAGACUAAAGCAAUAUUAAGUAAUAUUAUUGCAUAUUUACAGCUAUCUAUGCGGUGCCUACAAAUUUGUAUAUAUCCAUUAAGUUGAUAUUUCCAUUGUGCAUUGUCAAAGUGGGGUGGGGGGAGCCAUUGAGUGAUGAAUCUUGCAUCCAGCACCCAUGAACUAUGUGCUGUGCUCAUGCAGCCUGUUUUUGUACUGUGCUUUCUGCCAGUGCUACUCAUCUUUUGAGGCAGGGAAUAGGAUGCGUCCACCUUUUUCUGGUGCACUCCUCAUUUCUGGUUGUAUGGGUUGUUGGGGAGAGGAGGAAAGAGGGAGGUCUUUUCCAACCCAGUUCACUGAAUUUGAUGUGAUAUAUUAAUCCCGAUAUCUCUUUUUGUGUGUUUUUGUUUUGCUGCUCCUCAUAUCGUUCUAAGACUAUCCACGUUUCAGUGCUUACUGAGAGAUCCUUACUCCCUAAUUGUCCUACAGCUGCUGUCUUUUCCUGCUUAUUGUGGUCAGAAGCCUGUGGUGGAUUACGAUCUGAAAAAAAUGCGGGAAUAUAACAUUCCUGAUAAAAUACUGCUUUGGCAAGCAUUAUGAAACCCUGGGGAAAGUCUGGGGAAAAUAAAGACUUCUCUCGGUUUUCUCUUGAUGUGUUGAUGCACUUAUUCACCCUUAAGAUUACCAUCAUUGUUGUGUGUUUUUCUGUGUGGAACAGCUGUUUGUCCCUUGAUUGUCCAACUGAUGAAAAACUGUAAAAUCAUACAAGUCUAAUAGGUGUUUGUUCAUCUGAAAGUCCUUGACCUGAUAAGGGAAUGGGGCCCAACAGCUUAAAUAGUGCCUUCCAAUAGCCUACAACUUUAAAUUGUAUCUUCCAGGUCAUACUAACAAAGUUUCUUUUUCUUUCUUUUUAAAAUUAUUUUCUUCUCACUGCCAGGAGGCCCAGAGCCUGCCAUUCCUGAUGUGAGUAUUGCUGCUUAAGUUAUAGUAAAUAGUAUUUAACUAAUGAGAUAAUAAUAUAACAUUAAAAAAUACGUACAUUCCCACAAAUGAAAAUGAAUACUCAAAGCAAUAAAGAUGUUAUUAUGAGAUAAAAUAGAAUAAUGCGUAACUUGGGGGGAAAUAUACAGUCACACAUUAUCAUGAAAAUUAUUACUUUAAAAACUGAUGAACAAGAACUAUGGGUGGUAUUCAACUAAUAUUUGCUCAGAGCAGACCUGUUAAAAGCUAAUGGAUCUAGCUUAGUCAUAUUAAUUAUUGUAGUGGAUUACCACCCUGUGACUGUAAAUCUACCUGCUUGAAACCUAAAGAAAGGUUCUUCAUAAGACAGCUUUAUUUGGUGAACAAGGAAUGUAACCAGAUGUUUGGAUCCAAAAAGUACUCCCAAUAUCACAUUGCCUCUAAAGGUAAAAAGGUAAAGGACCCUUAGAUGGUUAAAUUCAGUCAAAGGCGACUAUGGGGUGUUGCGCUCAUUUCACUUCAGGUCGAGGGAGCCGGCGUUUGGUGCUGUGGUCUAAACCACUGAGCCUCUUGGGCUUGCCAAUCAUAGGGUUGGCAGCUGGAAUCUGUGUGACAGAAUGAGCUCCCGUUGCUCUGUCCCAGCUUCUGCCAACCUAGCAGUUCGAAUUGCCUCUUAAUAUGCAAACCUGGGAUGGGUACUGUCCAUGGAAGCAGGAAGGAACAGAGCUGAACCCUUCUUUUCCUUGGGCACUUUCCAAGACUGGCCAAGUUGGGUCGGUGUGAUAGCUUGCAGAGCAAAAGUGUGCAGGGUUAAGCAUUUUCCUUAUCUGCCCACUCUGUCAAACUUAAGACAAAUUCAAGACUGGGAAUCCACGUUCGCUGCCAAAUAUCUAUUUCUGGUCUAAGACUGUAACUGACAUUGUAAAUUUGUGUGUGUGUGCAAAGCAAAACAAAACAUUCUGCUCUAGCUGAUUUUAUGUUUCUGUGUUUCAGCUCCCAGUUCCACCCAUCAGUGCUUCUAGCCGCUGGGCCUGGGAUCAAGAGGAAGAAAGAAAAAGACAAGAGAAAUGGCAAGCAGAACAGGAUCGCUUACUUCAGGUGUGGACUUAAUAAUGCAAUGUCCAUCACUACAAGGUUGUCUCUGGAUUUGGCCAGCCAGACUGACCUCCAAAAUAAGCCUAUUCUGGAAUUUAUGCUGCCAAUAGAAAUGGUCUAUAGUGAUUUAAGGUUAACUUAGUGAGGCUAGGUUUUGGAGAGUAUAUAACUGCUAUUUUAAAGCAAUUAAAGAUGGAAAUCGCCACCAUUGAUACUAAACAUGGUAUCAAUAUGUGGUUUAUAAUUGCUUUGUGGUCCAACCCUUUGUAUAGAUACUUAGAAUAAAAUCUCAUUUUGCUAAUAGGUUUUAUUUCCAAAUAAGCACCUCUGAGUUCAUCCUAUUUUGAUGUCUCAUCAUCUGUUUUAGAGUAAAAGGCUUCUGGGGCAAAGCAUAUGCCAUCUUAAUAUGUUCUUAUGCAUCCUGAAUGCUGCUGUCUGAAAACCAGUUGUGUGUUUAUUACUGUCCAACCUCCCUGUGUUCUAAUCCAUUGCAUAAAUCUCUGAGAAACUAGAUGCUUGAGACAAAACUGAAUCCUGCUUUGAGAUGAAAUGUUAAAAGUCCGAUGACUUAUUUUUGCUUCCUAAACGGAUGUUAAGGUUAACCCAUUCCUUUCUAGGAAGAGUGGGUUGCUUCUUAUAGGAAGAAGUAAAAUAAAAGGUAAAUGAGAAAGUACCUAGGUAACAAUUACUGUAUUUGUACAGUGGUACCUCAGAUUAAGAACUUAAUUCGUUCUGGAGGUCUGUUCUUAACCUGAAACUGUUCUUAACCUGAAGACCACUUUAGCUAAUGGAGCCUCCUGCUGCCACUGUGCCGCCGCUGUGCCGCCGCUGCACAAUUUCUGUUCAUCCUGAAGCAAGGUUCUUAACCCGAGGUACUAUUUCUGGGUUAGCAGAGUCUGUAAUCUGAAGCGUAUGUAACCCGAGGUACCACUGUACAGCGUUAGAAUCAAUUACAAAUUUGUAUUAUACUUCUGUGCCACCAUGCCUUUAAAGGUAAAGGACCCCAACAGUUAAGUCCAGUUGCAAAUGACUCUGGGGUUGCAGUGCUCAUCUUGCUUUACUGGCCGAGGGAGCCGACGUUUGUCUGCAGACAGUUUUUCCAGGUCAUGUGGCCAGCAUGACUAAGCUGCUUCUGGCGAACCAGAGCAGUGCACGGAAACGCUGUUUACCUUCCUGCCGGAGUGGUACCUAUUUAUCUACUUGCACUUUGACGUGCUUUCGAAUUGCUAGGUUGGCAGGAGCUGGGACCGAGCAACGGGAGCUCACCCCGUCGCGGGGAUUUGAACCGCCAACUUUCCGAUCAGCAAGCCCUAGGUUCAGUGGUUUAGACCACAGUGCCACUCGUGUCCCAUGCCUUUACACAUCAUCAAAAGUCCUUUUUUGGUAUAUUAGAAAGUACUUUCCCUUGCCAUUGAUUUGCCAGAACUAGCUUUCAUAAGAGUACUGAGAUUUUGACAUGAUUGAGAGGGCACCAUUUGAAAUGAAACUGAUAUUUCUAAUGUAAAAGAGUGUGUGCAAGGCUUGCCCAACUGUGGAUUUAUCUUACUUUGUACAGUACAGUGAUCAUACCACAUUUCUAUGGAGUUUACAUUGACAGAAAAUAUACGUUCAGCUAAUUAUGCCAUGAAAUUAAUACACUUUUUAAUUAAAAAAACCCAGGAGAAAUACAGGCGUGAACAAGAGAGACUGAAGGAAGAAUGGCUGAAAGCUCAGAAAGAGGCUGAAAAGGAGAACUCCAAAUACUUAAAUGAGGUGAGCUCUAUAACUUAUUGUGGAUUACCCUCUCUUUGUACUUCCAUGGAACAAAAUUAACAAUUUGCUUUCUCCCUGGCUAGUAAGCAAAUGCAUCAGAAUCAGGAAUUGCAGGCAACUAUAUUCCACUAGAAGAAAAUCUAAGCAGGAAAAUAAUGAUAAUAAUAGAUUCAUCAGGACAAACUAAAAAUCACAAAUCCAUGAAUAGCAUGAGUUUCUAGCAGUAAUGAUAAAUCAUCUUAAAAUGUGCAUUAAAAAACAUUGAAAGUCAAAACAGAUGCUAACAGUUCCAUUUAGAUAGGUUUCCUCAACCUGGUGCCCUUGAGAUGUUGUUGAACUACAACUGCCAUCAGCCAUGUUGAAGUCCAGAUCCAUCUGGAAGGCACUAGUUUGGGGAAAUCUGUACUAAGAGAUCCAAGCAGAAUUUCUUACUACAAAACACAUAUUGUGUAGUAGUUGGUGGCUUAAUUUGUGUCUUUGUGUCACUGCUUACCUUCACCAGCUGUUGCCGAUCUGUUUCCUUAAGCCAGUUUCAAUUAAAAAUCUUAAGAAGGAAGUCCAAGUAAGACUUUUUUUGACAAUGGAUGCAUUGUCAAUUUGAAUACAAGGUGGAUGGACGAAAGACUGUCGCAUUCACCUUUAUUCAUUUCAACAAACUACCAUCGAUCUUUUAGUUGUCUCUGUCCAUGACCAUGGAGAUUGCUGGAAGACUUCAAGGAAAGUUUAGAUAGAUUUAGCCCUGCACAGAGGGCUCUACAGUGCAGGUCAUACUAACUAAUUUACAAGUGUUCAGUCGCCAGAGGCUUAGCAGGUAUAGCGUUCAGUUCCCAGAUCCAUAAAAUGCAAAGAUCAUAUUUAAUCAUGUAAACUUACAGUGUGACAGACUUAAAUGGUUGAUAAUGGACCACUUAACUGCAAUCAUCCCUAAGCGGUGGAAAAGAAAUACAAUACAGAAAGCUAAAAAUGGGUUAAAAAUUAAAAAUAAAUGCCUGCUUUAAGUUAAAGCAAACAAGUAAAAUAAAACGUAAGUAGAAGUACUAAAUGUGCUAAAUAUGGCAAAAACCAUUAAUUUUAAAAGUUAGAGGCAAGUGCUAAUAAUAUUCAAUGGUUCCAUUUCCUAAAACUCUGCGCCAUCCUGUCGGUUUCAUUUUUAUAAGCCUUGCACUCUCUUCUAGGAGGAGACUGUAUUAAAGCCAAAUACUGUGUCUGUAACUGCACAAGAACCUCCUGUUUCCAUGUGGAGAGCAAAUGGGGAUCACAAGGCUGACUAUUCUGAGGCUGGUAGACGAUGGGAAGAAGAACGAGAACAGGAGAAGAAGGAAGAGGAAAGGAAACGUCUUGAGGAGGCCCAGAGGCUGGAAGAAGCAGCAACUGCGUUACGAAUAGAACAAGAGAGGAAGCGCCAAGAACUAGAACGUGAGAAGGAGCGAAAUGUGUCCUAUGCAGAGGAGCCGAGAUAUCAGGAAGCAGCAGAACAGAAAUUGCAGGUUGAACAAGUCAAGGAAACUUCAAUACAGAGGCCCCAGUAUCAAAGGUGUGCAUUCAGUUUUUCCCUAUGGGGUUUUUUUUUUUUUUGUGCUAUAGUGACCUACAGAAGGCAUAAGCAUACGCUCAAAAAUGUAUGACUAAAAUACUUUAUAUUCAUGAGAAUUUAUUAUAUUGAUGCACAAGUACUUGUGAGUGCAAAAAGCAAUAGAAUCAGCCAAUAGGCUUGUUUUGAAACAAUGUAAGUUUCAAAUUGUUAACUGAACUAUUUAUGUUGAGGUUUGUGGUAGGAUUUUGGUAAAAGCUCUGUUUCCCAUGGCUGCAAGUAUCCCUGGAUGCAAAUACACACUUGGCAGCAGCAACCAAGUCCUAAUGGAGUUCUUGUCACACAUCAGUAUAAGCAUUAUUCAUUUAUCCUCAUCCCACCUUCAUAAAUCAAUAAUAGGGUCUUUCAGGAGGGCUGACACCAAGUGCUACAAUGGGCAAGAACCCCAUAUAUGACUCAGUUAGGAUCUCCCUGGACUUUUGGGGACUCUAGAGCCAAUCCUCACUUGAUAUGUUAGGAUGCAGGAAUCAGAAAUGUGCCCCAUCGCUAAACCAUAAUAACUAUAACACUUUCCCUCUCCAUGACACUACACUGACUGAUUUCCAGAAGAACUGUUUCAGUUAAGCUCUCCAUUCUUGGGCUCCAGCCAGUGCAUCAUCCGGAAUGCUGCCAGCAAAAGCCUGAGCCCAAAAAACAUGUUGCAGCUACUGCAGCAAAAAUUACCAAGGAAAGCCGGAUUAAGUAUUUGCCAUCAGUUGUGCCUCCCUCAUUCUUAAACCAGCUGAUUGUUGUGCGAUUUACAGUUAACAAGGCCUGUUGCAGGCCUGUUGCAAACCGAUGCAUAGAUAACCAGCAUGGUUUAAGAGAAUAGAUGCUAACAUAGGCAUUACCUUUGCAUGUUUGUUUAGGUCAAUGAAGGCUUAUAUGUGGCCCUCUAGCUCCCAUCACCCCUGACUAUUGGCCAUGGUGGGCACGGCUGGUGAGCAUUCGAGGGCAACAGUUUUGCCACCAUUGCUUUAGUUUGCUGUGUGUACAUAGUCCUUAGCACUUACAAUGGAUGCCCACCAGGACUGUCAGAUUUUGCAGAUCUACCAGGGCAGGAAUCCUUUUGGGGGGAAGAAGGCAAGGGCCACAUUACUCUAGUGUAAAGCUUUCGGAAACUGCUUUGCAUAGGUGGCUGUGGCCAUGGAAGCAGACAGUCACACACCUUUAACUAGCACCCAUCCCUUUCUCUCCCUCUCUCCCCUCCCUCCGGUUUCUUCUCUUUCUGCACUGAGACUUUCUGCACUGCACUCCCACGUCUUAGUGCACUAGAGAGGCAACAUUGCAAGCUGCUUUUUUAAAGUUCUUGUGGCUUCCUCUCUGUGCACUAAGGGUAGCCCUUUUCUGAGCCCGCCAAAAGGAAUCCAGGAGAAGUUGCCAUCCAGGCACACUGAAAGCUGUCUGAAUAAUCAGCUAUCUCUGCCCACUGAGAAAUGGGAGCAGGUCCUUGCUUUCUCAUUGCUCAGCUGGAGAAAGUAAGUUUGCAGCGAGGGGGAGGUUUUGAUUUCUCUUCCUCCCUCCACAGACUUCUCUUGCCCAUGUGCUUCUCCGUCACACCAUCGCUGUGUCUUUCCAAUGUUUGUGUCCAAACCUUAAAAAUGAAUUUGAGUGCAUAAGAACCUCAGAUCUUGCAUUGCAAAAGUGAAAUAAACUGUAUAUAUUUUAUUUUAUUUUAUUUUUAUUUUGCAAACUGUAAAUGCUCAGAACUUGGCACUGAGCAUUUCUAAGACAAGUCAUGCUGCUGUUGUAAAUUAUACAACAAAGAACAGGUCUAACUUCCUAAUCUGCCAUCCCUUAUCCUACAGCUUCCUGUUUUCUUGGAUGCAAAUCCAGAUUUGCAAGAAUUUCUUGUUCAAUAUGUGGGAGGCUAUUGUUCAUGGUUUUGUAUCUUCCUGCAGUGCCAGCCAAAUGAGUAUCUCUUCCUGUGUAAUCUAUUCAUUCUAAUGCAUGUUUACUUUAGGCAUUUUGAAACAUCAAGAAAUUCUGAUGAACCAACAGGCUACUUCAGUACUAACAGGUAAAACUAUGCUGGUUUCCCUGUCCUUCAAUUUAUGCUUGUUUGGGAUUCUUUUACAAGUGUGCCUCUGAAAUGCUGGAAUCCUGGUACAGCUUAGGGAAAUACAGCAUUAGUUUGUGGAUUACUUAAUAAUGGGCAACUAUGGAAGUAUGAAGAGGGACGCGGGUGGCGCUGUGGGUUAAACCACAGAGCCUAGGACUUGCCAAUCAGAAGGUCGGCAGUUCAAAUCCCCGCGAUGGAGUGAGCUCCCGUUGUUUGGUCCCUGUUCCUGCCAACCUAGCAGUUUGAAAGCACGUCAAAGUGCAAGUAGAUCAAUAGGUACUGCUUCAGCGGGAAGGUAAACGGCGUUUCUAUGCACUGCUCUGGUUCGCCAGAAGCGGCUUAGUCAUGCUGGCCAUAUGACCCGGAAGCUGUUUGCCGGCUCCCUCGGCCAAUAAAGCAAGAUGAGCACCGCAACCCCAGAGUCGGUCACGACUGGACCUAAUGGUCAGGGAUCCCUUUACCUUUUUAUGGAAGUAUGAUGGGAUAAAGUGUCAUUUCAGCUGCAUUGCCUUAGAUCUCGGGUAGUAAAGGAGGUUGUUGGAACUUCAAUUCCUGCACAUGUGGCCAGUGAUUAGAGGGUGAUGAGUCUGAUAAGAGCAUCUGGGCAGCACCUAGCUGCGUUACCCCUGCCUUAGAUCAUACCACAUAAAACAAAGCCACCACAGCUGCAGAAUAUUUUUGGGGGUUUUAGAAGAGAUAUUUGGUUUUUUAGAAGAGAUAAAAGCAUAUACUAAUAGUAUUUUUGGAAGCCCUUCAGAUAUGAUGUAAUGUAGCAAAGUCAGAUGUUAAAGUGUAAUUCUGUGAUUCACAACAGCCUCUGCACCAUGUUUAUCAGUAUACGUUUCAAUAUAGAGGAAAAUUUAGAUUUGACUGGCCUAAUGAGGCACCAGAUAAUUUCAGCUGUUAUUUUUUUAUCUUCAACCACUAUUGACCGUCAUUACAUCAUACUUUGUUAUAGGCUGCUCACCCACAUGGUUGUAUAAUCUAAAAUAUGAAAAGCAAAGAGUAGGCGUAGAAGUGAGCAAAGAUAUCAACAGUGACAGGAUUUGCUUGAGCUUCUGUAGUCACAUAGGACAUUAAGGGAGGGAAAUAUGUUCAGUGUUCCUGAUCUAUUUUUAAUUGUUACAUCUUCCUUUCAUAUCCAUAUGUCUGAGGCAUUUUCCCAUUAGUGCCUAGUUAUCUUCAUUGUCCUUAUGUAGUGAACAUUGAAACAGCAGUUAUUUCCCACCUUAUAAGAUUGCUCCUCUCCAAAUUAAAAUCAAAAUGAACUGGUUCAAUAUGUUGCAGUCUAUAAUCCUCCAAAUCUUCCUGGGACUCCUGUUCGCUUUAUCCAUAUGCAUUUGCUUGACCCUAUUUCCUGAGUGUUUUAAGGGAGCAACCCUAAUAGGGACAGAGAGCUUGUGGAGCAGUGGGUUGUCUACUACAUUUACAGUUCCGCUGCUUGUGGGGAAGGUUGGGGCAGUUGAUUCUUCUCUUUUGCAGCACCAGCUUUUAGGCUGGGCCAGUGGGGCUCCGACUGGAUCCCUCACCAAGAUAUGAGUUGGCUUUUGUUCCAUCAGAUCUGUCGCUUGCUCCACCCCACCCCUAAAAUGCCCCAUUUGGGGCCAUUGUGUCAGCUGCCCCAGCAGGCACACCAACUGUGCUAACAUGUGGGCUCCCCCUGCCAACCCAAAACAGGUGGAAUAUAGCUGAGGGACACCUCAACCACAUCUUAAUCCCCAGCAGCAGUGCAGAUUAGGGGUCUGGACUAUUCUCUGGAUGGUUCUCCAUAUAUGUGGGUAUGGAUUUAAUGCUGUGCAGGAUUAAAUCUCUCGUAUAAUAAAAUCAUAAUGCUGUUGUCACAUGAGCAGCAUGGUGAAAGGAACAACUAGGACAGGCUGCCGUAGCAUCCUGGCAACUGUCUGCUACACCACUGCUGCCAUUUCAGCCUCAGUGGUGCUAGAGUCUGAGGAGGGAAGCAGCAGAAGAGCAGAUGAUGGGGAGCUGGCCUAGCCAGGCUCUUCCUUUGCAGCUUGUGUGGUCCAUGGUUUGGUUGAGCUGUAAAGUGAGGAAUGUAAAGGGAGAGAGGAGGCAGGGUUAGCCACAUGUAAAGGAAGGAGGAGGAGGUUGGCGAGGGGUUGGGGUAUGUUGAGGUGAGGUGAGUAAAGCUAGUAAUAUGUAACUUCUUAAUUGUUUUUAGAAGUAAAUCCAGAUCAACUCCAGAUCUAGAUGAUCAUCAUGCAAAUAGAAAUGGUGAGUGAUGUGUGCAUGUUUUUGUUUUUUGAAAAAUGGGAUUAAAAACAAAACAAAACAUAGGACAGAGCCUGCUGCUCAGAAACAAUAUGAGAUACUGGAUUAUUUUGUCAUUGGUUGUCUGGUAAGACUGAAUUAUUGCAGAACUUAGGUCCUAGCCUUAAGCCUUGUCUAUGGGUACAGGUAGGUACAGAUCUGAUCUGGGUCAGAAUGUCGAGACAUGUGCACAUUAUUGAACACUAGAUCCCAGGGAGAUGCAACCAUUUGGAUGACUCACAGCUCAUUUUAACACCAGUAUUUUUCUCCACUGGAGCAGAGAUUUGCCUUUGUAAAAAGUAGGCAGAAUGCUUCACCUUUCUAUCAGUAUUCUGUCACGAAUCAUGACUCAUACUACAAGGCAUAUAGAGUAUCGUGCAUCAUAAGAGAUGUUACUGAGUUGGCUUUUUAUCCCCCCUCCACCCCUUUAGUGCACUUGUGUGAUUUGUGUGUCUCUGCUUCUUUAUUUUUCAAAUUAGGCAUGAAGAGCAAACUUUCCGAGCAGUCCUCAAAUGCUGGUGACUCACAGAAGAGAUCUCAGAAAGAGCAUGGCUUGUCCCCAGCUGAGCUGGAAAGACAGCAGAUCCUUCAGGAAAUGAGAAAGAAGACAUCCCUACACACAGACAACAGCUGGAUCAGACAACGCAGUUCCAGUAUGCACAAAGAGCCUGUUAGUCUAAUUGGCACUAAAAUGAGGAGGUAAUAUUGAUUCACUGUGUGUUGCCUAUCGUUGACUGUAUGAUGCUUAUGCCAUUCUGGAACUGUGAUUGAUUUACAAAGCAGUCAAGGAAAGAAUUUAUUUUAAUUUGAGAUGGAUCAAAUUUUCAGUUUUUUCAUGAAAAUUUGUAUUUUCCCCUUGGAUAGUGAGAUUCCUGGUUGUAGUGCACUGUUUUUGAAGUUGAUGUAUCAUUUAAGCAGCAUUUGUUAUGAUCCUUGUUCCUAUUUGAGCUGCAUUAGCAAAAUUUGUUGAUGAAAUAAUUUUUCUUGGAUUCCCAAUGUGUGUGUGGGUAUUCACCCUGUCUGAGAUUGAAAGAGCUAUUCUUGUUACACUCAAGAGCCUUGGGUCUGCUUUUGUUUUGUUGGAACAGCAGGCCCACAGGCUAUCUCCCAAACUGAUUUUGAAGCUCCUCUCAAUUUUGGAAGAGAGUUUCCUUGAAGCUGGAGAAACUGCUGCUUCUGAAACAUGAAUCCAUUGCCACCUUGGCAUGGUCCUUUAGACCGCCUGUGUAUUCAUGUAGAAAACAACUCGCUUCACAGUUGGGAGUUCAGAGUUUGUCACUUUGUGAACCUAUUAAAGAAAUUGGCUUUGAAUCUGAACAUCUGGGAGCAUUGUUAACAUCGUAAGAAAAGUUCAUCUUCCUGCUUUCCCACAAUUGCCAGCCAAAUGCCUAUGGGAACCUCACAAGCAGGGCAUGAAUGCAAUAACCUUACCUUACCCUUUGUCAGUGGUAUAUUCUGCCUCUGAAUCUGCAAGUUCCAUGUAGCCAUAUUUUUAUGUUGAGAACUGCCCUGAGGUCUACAGAUGAAGGGUGGUAUACUAAAUGGAUGGAUGGACAAACAGACAGAUUAGUAGUCUCUAUGAAUUUGUCCAAAGUUCUCUAAGCUAGUGGCCAUCAAGGCAUCUCCGUGAUAGAUGGCCAUCCACUCUCUGCUUGAAAUGAAGGAGAGUCCACCACAUUCUGAAGAGUUCAUUCCACUGUCCAACAGAUCUUAGCAUCAGAAAGCUCUUCCUAAUGCUUAGUCAGAAUCUCCUUUCUUGUAACUUGAAUCCAUUGGUUUGGGUCCUAGCUUCCAGAGCAGGAGCAAGCAAGCUUGCUCCAUCUUCCACGUGGCAGCCCUUUAGAUAUUUGAAGAUGGCUAUUAUGCCUUCCUUUGUUUCCUCUUAUCCAAGCUAAACACACCCAGCUGCCUCAAAUGUUCCUCAUAAGGCUUGGUUUCCAGACCCUUGCUCAAGUUGGUUGGCCUCCUUUGCACACAUUCCAGCUAGUCAAUAUCAUUCUUAAAUUGUGGCGACCAGAACUGGACACGGUACUUCAGGUGUGCUCUGACUAAGAUACCAUUUUGUUACCAAAAAAAUGCAAACCUGUUGAAGCACACUAUGUCCAUGCUCAACCUUCACCUUCUGGCUACAAUGCCAGCCAUAUAAUCUUCUUUUUUUUAACAUACAGAGGUGAGAGUUUGGAUAACCUUGAUUCUUCAAGAACAAAUUCCCGGAGGCCUCAUUCUUGGAUGGGCCAGUCUGGAUCUUCACUGUCUUUAUCAUCUAGUCAAGAUUUUAGUCACCAUGUGCCUCCUGUAGUGGCCACUUCAAAUCGUGCCUACAUGCGCAUACCCUCUUCCAGCCUGCCAUCUCCUUCGGCCAGUUCCAUGAAAACUUCAUCCUUGCCUCAUGUUCUUCCAUCUGCGCAAUCUCCUGUUCCCCGUUCUCAGUCACCAACAUCUGCUUCCCAGUCUGGAACUCAGCAACGCAGCAGGUAUGGGGUUCUGUCUAAAACUUUUGGCUAAAAACUUUUAUGUAUAACUUAACAUUACUGAGUUUUCAUAAAGGAUGAUGUAGAGAACAAUGAACUCCUUCCAUCCGUGCAGAAAAUAAUUAAAAUGGCACCAUUUAUUUUUAAGCUGCGAGUUCUGGAGACCCACACAGAGCUGCAGAAUGUGUUUUGCACUACAUAAUUAGAGGGACAUAAAAAUUAUUUUGUCAGCUCUGCCUCUUUUGCUGUUUUAUUCUUAAAGUGAUUUAUGUCUCAAAGUGUAUGUUUAUAAAAUCAAGCCAUACACACAUAUAUUCUGUAAGCCAGUGGCUCAGGCAUUGGGUAUAUAUCCAUUUCAACCUCCUUCUGGAAGGCUGAAAUUUUGAACAGGGUCCUGCCAAAGAUUGUGGCCACCCCAAGAUGUGCUUCCACUGAACCCGAUUCCCUCUGACCCCUUCCUCAUAACUGAUAUUUAUGGGUUCCAAAUCAGUUUUGCAUGGUAAUUAAUGUUAUACAAUUCCAUUUUACAAUGUGUAUUUAAUUGGAACAUGAAUGCACACAUUUAAGCACCCAAAUACCAUGUUCACCCCUCCUUGUUUCAGGGUUGUUGAAUACCGUACUUUUCCGUGUAUAAGACUAGGUUUUUUUUCUUUAAAAAUUAUGCUGAAAAGUGGGGGUCAUCUUAUACAUGGAGCCACCCCCCCCCCCCCGGCAUUUUCUUAAAUUUGAGUCCCCCAAAAUAGGGGGCAUCUUAUACAUGGAAAAAUACGGGACUUUGUAUGGCCUUUUCUGUGAAAAAUGUACAUUAAGAGCAUGUUUAUAUUAUGUAAAUAAUAUGAUACUUGUCUUCUUGCAACUUUUUAAUGCUGGUUUUUAACCUCUCUGGUUUGAGAGCAGACCAUGGUUACAUCAGUUUUGAUGACACGGUAAAAUCAUGCUUAUUGAUGACAAAGCAAGGACUGGAAUAAGCAUUUGCGAGCUCAUCAGGAAGUUUCCAGUCUCCCAAGUGUUAGUGAUCAGCAAUACAAUAUGUGAACUAGACUGUAGUGUUAUCUUCAAAUUUUAUAUGGCAGGACUUCAGAGAGGUUUCUGUUGUAUAUCCCAGCCUAGUGCUGUGUUGCCUAAAAAGAUACAGCUGUUGGGAUUUGGAUAGGAGCACUUUCUGAAAUGUAUUCAUAAUCAUUUCCCACAGAUAAAGAAAGAGAGAGGAAUCUAAAUCAUAUAUUCCUGCAUGCUAAAUUUAGAAAUGCUUUGGACAUUGUAAUUUAUAUUGAAAAUUUAUGGUGGCACUAUAUUGCAUGAGAGAUUGCUGAAGGUACUCAUUUAAUCAUUGAAAUGGUAACUUCUUUUCCUGAUUUGAAAAUUUCUGUUCUAGGAUAGUAACUUGCAGAUUUCUUCUAGCAGUCCUGGGUUUGGGUUCAUUACUCAUGCUGUUGUAGCACUUCUUUUCAAUGACAUUUCUCUAGUUUCCUAAAAUCUGCCUCUCAGCCGCUUUCUUGUUCUGUAUCUAGGUCGGUCAGUGGAAAGCGAGUGUGCUCAUACUGUAGAAACGUUCUGGGCAAAGGAGCAGCCAUGAUCAUCGAAUCUCUUGGUCUUUGCUAUCAUUUACAUUGUUUUAAGGUGAGAGGUGGGCAAAACGCCAGGGAGAUGGAGGAACCUUACACUGCAGGCUAGCAUGGCAACUUAGAAGACAAUGAAUUAGGGGCUCUGCUAAUCAACCUUGCGCUACAUGCAUAACUCAGCCUGGCAAAUAUCUCUGCUUGCUCACCUGCUUCAAAUUAAAAUAAUCAGGUUCUUGAUUUGAUUGAGGAUUUUGAAAUACGUUCCAUCAGUGGUUUCAUGCAACCUUGCACACAUCUGAAUUAGCAUUCUACAUUUGCAAUUACAUCCUUAAUCACGUAAGGUAGAUUAGUUCGGUCUUCAAAUCUUCAUCUGUUUGCCUUCACACAAUGAGGGUAGUUAAUGUAUGGAAGAAUAUAGUCCCUCUGCCGCCACCACCACACACUUCUGGCUCCAAUAGGAAACUUCCUGUGCACUUAGGUCAUAAGGGGGUGGGGCUUUGUGUUGAAUGCCAGCACUGUCUGAAGCUGGUAAGGCUUUUUCAGUGAUGGCACCUAGGAGCUCCUCCUGGUGAAGUUGUUUAGCUUCUGGUUUAGCUUGUUUAGGGUCUUCAGGAAGUUGAUGGAGAAUUCUAGUGAGCCUUUGGAAUUGAAUGGGUUUUAUGGCGGUUCCAUCUGAAAAUAUGACUGCUUUAAAAUCGACAAACAACGUAUACUGAAGUUAUAUAUUACAAGCCAUCCUGAGCAUUUCUUAGAAGCUGUGUGUGUGUGAUUUUUAAAAAUAAAGUAAGAUACACUUAAAGAAGCAUUCUCACACAGAAAUAGUAGCACUGAUGUCAUUGUAAACAUGAAGUCUGACCAGACUUUAAGAAAGGAGAUGUAGGGUGGCAGGAAUCUGAUUGUGACUCAUGCUUGGUGCCAAAAUCACUGCUUUUGAUUCUUUUGUGCCAUGGAAAUCAUUCUGUUUCAGAAAGCAAGACUCUCGUUUCCUAAUCCCUGGCUCAUUCCUCUUCUCUGCUUAAAGUGCGCAGCUCUUCGCAUUGCUUGUUUCUAGCAUUAUAACCUCUCCUGCAUAUUAACACCCCCCCUCCCGCUCUUGCUCAAGAGGGUACAUGGUUCAAAUCUUUUAUUUGAAAAAUCAUUGCAAAAUGUGUUUGUACUGCUAAUUGUUCCUUUUUCUUCACAGUGCAAUGCUUGCGGGUGCGACCUUGGGGGCUCUCAGGCCGGAACUGAAGUCCGGAUCCGAAACAAUGAACUCUUCUGCAAUGACUGCUAUCUCAGAUUUAAGAGUAAGGGGUUCCUUCAACAAUGCUAAAGUUUUGAUUACUUAUGCCUACACCAAAUGCUUUUCAGAAUUAUAGUUUUCCUCUGUGUAUGUGAUAUAGGGAUGAUUUGUGUUGUAGUGGUUGUUUCUACUGGGAUUUGGGAGGAUUUUCUUCUUGGAUCAAUGAGGCUAUUUUUUUAUGAUUUGAAAUAUUUAAAAAGAAAAAAUGGAACAAUUAUCAAAAGUGCAAUUGGAGCAAUAGGACUAAAAGAAAAGAAACCAGUAUAUCUGAGGGAUAGCAUUUACAUUAUUUUGUAUUUCUCUCACUAUGUGUCAUGAUACAUUAAAAGUACUCCACCUACAUAUUAAACAGUUGAUUAGUAAUAAUUAGGGAGGAAGAUGAAUGGUUUAUAGUGUUUUAGAUAUUGCAAGUUAUGACAAAUCAUAAAUUUUAUUCUGCUUUGAAGGAGCAUUCUCCUCUGGGAGAAGGAGGCUUCCUCUUAGUGGUCACAGCUGGAGGAAGACUUGACAUAAAGAGCUGAGAAAAUCAAUUUUUCAUUGGCUGGGAUCCUAAGUAUGCUUUUAAGGAAUUCAGCUUCAUGAAAUCUGUUGGGUGGCCAACUUAUUAAAUAUCUUAGAGAUUAUGGGGCCUGGUUCGUCUGCUCUCUUAAUCUUGUUAUACUCAGAUUUGUCUUUAGGAAAGCUUUGCUGUGCAUCCCACUGCCAUCAGAAGCACAGUUGCUGAUCACAUGGGGCAGGAACUUCCUGGCUGCAGCAUUUUAGACUGUUGUUUGUGCUGUACUUUUGUACUGUUUUAUUGUUGUUAGCCGCCCUGAGCCCGGCUUCGGCUGGGGAGGGCGGGAUAUAAAUAAAAUUUAUUGUUAUUUUUAUUAUCUUGCCUUAUUUACCUUCAGUGUUUACUGAAGACUGCCUUAUUUUUAACCAGCCUUCAGUAUUAGUUGCUUGCCUUCCAAUUAUGGAUUCUGUGGGCUGUUGCUGUUGGAUUUUGAUCCCAGUUCGUUCCAUUGUUCGGGUCUUUUAUAGUUAUUAUUUUUUAUUUUACUCAAGUUUUGUGGCUAUUUAGUAUGCUGUCCUGAGGGGCCUUUUAGGUGGGAUAAUGUGUGUUGUGCUGUGUGUGCCAUUUUAAUAGUUGCUUGACUUAAUUUGCAAGGGACGUGGGUGGCACUGUGGUCUAAACCACAGAGCCUAGGGCUUGCUGAUCAGAAGGUUGGCAGUUCGAAUCCCCGCGACAGGAUGAGCUCCCGUUGCUCGGUCCCUGCUCCUGCCAACAUUAGCAGUUCAAAAGCACAUCAAAGUGCAAGUAGAUAAAUAGGUAAAUGGCGUUUCUGUGCGCUGCUCUGGUUCGCCAGAAGUGGCUUAGUCAUGCUGGCCACAUGACCCGGAAGCUGUCUGCAGACAAACGCCGGCUCCCUCGGCCAGUAAAGUGAAAUGAGCGCCACAACUCCAGAGUCGUCCAUGACUUGACUUAACAGUCAGGGGUCCCUUUACCUGACUUACUUUUAGGUGGAGAUGACAUAUCUGAAAUGUCAGCUCCGCUUUGACCCAACAGAUUUUUGCUUUAUAUGAAAUCACAGGUCAGCGUUUUUAACCUUACACAAAUUCCAUUAUAGAUGAAGUGGAAGUACUUUUACUAGUGUAGCCUAUCUAGGUUUCUUUUGAAGUAUGAGGCUUUGAAGAGUUAGUGGCCUAUCCAUGUAUGAUAUUUGGAAGGAUCCCCAGCUAGAAAUCCAGUGUAGGUUGAUGUUACCUUGUCUCUUCCAGGGACUUUGGCAAGAGUAGAGUGGCCCCCUUAGCAAAGCAUUAUGAGUUACAGUAGUACCCUAACGCAGAUCUCAGCCUUGUUUGGAAAUAGUUCCUCACGCAAUGACUGCAACAUCAGGGGAUUAGCUUUCUGUGUAAAUGAGCCUUUGCAUAUCUAAUAACACAGACGUAAUAUUCAUAUCACCUUGGUGCCACUUGAAAUGCAAUGCUUUUCCGUGGAGCCAAUUCACAUCUUUAGAUGUUUCAUUUUCUUGAAACAUCUGAGUAGGAAAGAAACUUGAAAAUGCUUUCUUGACUUAACAUGUCCUGUCAAGGUAGCUUUUGUGUUCCUAUUUGGGUUUUUCCUUAUAAUCUUGCUUUUUUAUAUUAAUCUGCUUUUUUAUGUCAAUCCACAUCCCUGCCUUUUUAGACUCCCUGCUGCUCUCAGCUUCUGCUCUUCUCAAAAUGCCUAUAGGUGACUCCAAAUUCAGGGGUUCAGGACUUCUGUCUGCAUCCAGCCCUGUAGUGGGAUACUUCCACCCAUGUUGCUUGCUUGCUAGCCCACAUAAGAUUAUAGGGACUGGUUGUCUGGCUUUCCGUACUGUAAGACUCUUCCAAUCACAGUGGAGGCUGCUUCAGACACCUUUAAAGUGCCCAGUUGUGCAUGGUAGCAUUAACUUGUAGCCAAAAUAUCUGCCCAGUGGUUUCAUGCCUAAGACUCCAGUUUUUCUAGCCCCUCAUGUUGGUUAUGUGAACUUUUGCAAUUGUUGAUGUGGAAGGAAAAGCUGAGGAAAAUCAUUCUUAGUGCAGUCGAACAUCAUAACCAGUGUAGGUGUUUAAAUUUGAGGCCAAAUCAUAUGGGCACAUGCCCUUAGACUUUUCACCCUCUUCCAUCCUCAGUAUAUUUUGGGAUGCCAUUUAAGAACACGCCUGUCGUUAUCGUUGCUGUUGUCAUUAUUUGAGUCCCUUUAAAGGGCUAGUCAUGUUGUCCUGGUCUUCUGAGGGCCAAAAUAGAUAUCACAUUAUGUUAAAUACUUUCAUGCACUUUUGUGACAUUUUAAUGUGAGUAGCUCUGAGCAGCACUGGGAACACAGUGGAUGUGGAAGGAGAGAUUAACCCUUUUUCCUGCUGUGAUGCUCAUGGAAAUUCUUCUUCUCUCCUAUGUAUCAGGAGAGAAAUGCUCAUUGGAGCCUGACCGUAACUUUCCACAAUUCCAGGCAGCUACUAACUUGCGGUAGCUUCAAGUCUCUCUCUCCAAGUCUCCCCCUCCUUUUCUGUCCAUUAGUUGGCUCAUGAGUAAACUUUUGUUACAAGAGCUCCUUCUGCUGGCCUUGUGAAAAUCCAAUAGCACUUAAGAGUGCUAGUUCAUUCAACUUGUUGGGGGAUCUCAUUAUGAGAGCUUGAAAAUGAAAUUCUCAGGGUUCUACCCCCAAGCUACCUUACUUUUCCAGAACAGUUUGGAUGUUGUUAACGCAAUUAAGCAGAAUGCAAGAAAUAUUUGUGGAUUUUAAGAAAGCAGUUUGCAGUGGAGAUGUUUUUAUCUUCCUGAACCCUUGCAUUAAUUAAUCCUUCUCUUUCCUCUUAUUUUAAACAGCUGGACAGCCAACCAUUAUGUGA